CGGACAGUUGAGCGGCCAAAGGGUAAGCCAAGGCAGAAGGCUUUCUCUUUCCCAAAGAGAAGACAGUGGGCAACAGCUAUGGCAUUAAGCUCUGGGUGGUCUCCUUCCACAUCAGACAAGGUGAGGUGACCAUCUAUAGCAGCAAGAUGCUAUGGAACAAUGAGAAGGUAAGUUCAUUUGCUUUGUGGGAUUGUGGCUUGAAGGUAGCUGAUCUACGCAGUCUGAAGCUAGCUGGUGCCUGAUGGUGGAAAGUGGCAGAUACUGGUGGGUGGAAGCCAGUGGAGUUCGCAUUUGGAUUCUGCUGGAUGCCGCAAGGCUGAUAUCUGUGGGUGGAAGCUGGAUUAAAUUCACCUUUGGAAUCCUGUUGAUAGAAGCUGUGUGGAUAUUUGUGCGUUGAAGCUGGGGCUUGUAUGUAAGUGAACGAGAGUGGCUGAUGAGUGGAAUGUGUCUGCGUGCGCAUGAAUGGGGAGUUUCAAAUGUGCUUGAGGUGACUCAUGUGUCUGGGUGCAUUCAGGGGGUGGCACAGAUCAUCCCUCCAUAUGUGGUGUGCCUGGGAAUGACAUAUUCAGGGUGUGAGGGAGAUCACCCUCCAGGGUGAAUGGAUGACCCACUGGGUAUUCAUGGGUGGAAACCUGUGAAGUCAGGGGUGAAGUUGCCAGGCAGUAGCAAGUGGAGGUACCUGUGUGAUUCUGUCAGAUGGUAGAUACCCCAAGCACUGAGCCUGUGGUUGGCCUUCAGUGAUCUCUGAAGUCUGCAAGGUUUCUCUUGAGAACACCCAUGGAAAUACGGAAGAGAAUGGCACCUGCAAUAUUCACCUUUCAUUGAUUGCUGAAGAGGCACCUCAUUACUCUGGCUAUUGAGACGCAAGUUGUGUUUUCAUAGAAUCAUAGAGUUGGAAGGGACUCAAUGGUCAUCUAGUCCAACCCCCUGCAAUGCAAAAAACCUAAACUAAAGCAUCUAUGACAGAUGGCCAUCCAACCUCAAUAGGCCCACCAUAUUCCUGUGACUGGGGACGUGGGUGGAGCUGUGGGUUAAACCACAGAGCCUAGGACUUGCUGAUCAGAAGGUCGGCAGUUUGAAUCCCCACGAUGGGGUGAGCUCCCGUUGCUCAGUCCCUGCUCCUGCCAACCUAGCAGUUCAAAAGUACGUCAAAGUGCAAGUAGAUAAAUAGGUACCACUCGGGCGGGAAGGUAAACAGUGUUUCCGUGCGCUGCUCUGGUUCACCAGAAGCAGCUUAGUCAUGCUGGCCACAUGCUGUACUCCGGCUUCCUCAGCCAAUAAAGCGAGAUGAGUGCUGCAACCCCAGAGUUGGCCACGACUGGACCUAAUGUUCAGGGGUCCCUUUACCUUUUAUUCCUGUGACUGUAAUCUAACUGCUUUUAAUACUUGGUUUUAAAUUGUUGCGAACAACUUUGGGAUCUGAUAGUUAAUAAAUUUAAUCACCAUCAUCAAAUGGAAGGUCAAAGACACUAAUGAAAUACAACUAAAUCAUACUCAGUUACUGGAUUCCAGACGUCACAGGUCAGACAACACCGUCUUCUUCCCUUGUUGCAAUUUUUUACAGCUUCACUGCUUCCUGACACAUGGCACACUUUACGAACUAGUUCAGUGGAUUCUCUUCCUCUUCCUCUCCCUCUCUGCUCAUUUACCAAAGAGAUUUCAAAAAAUUAGACUCUACCGCUUUUGCAUCCCCUUUCUUCCAGGACUGAGCAGCUGGAGGUCAUCUUUCAGCUAGAUUUUCAUAUUCCUCAAGUACAGUUAUGUGUGGGGAGCAAGGAAGCGUCAUUAUCAUUUCCACUCAUUUUCUGCAAUUGCUCCACUUCUCCAGUUGUCUUGGUAAGGCACCGCUUGUCCCUUGGAAAACAGGCAUUUGCGAAAUGUAAAUGAAGCUAUCCAGUCUCUUCACAUGCAGGGCACUCUCACCUCAACUUGGAAAGCAUCCAGUCCACAAAGGUUUGCAUAGGAAGACCUUUGCAAAGUUUCCAGAAGCAAGCACGUAAAGGGUGUGCUAUGCUGAAGGCAAGGUCAUCCAGCAUUAGGCAUCUCAUUCAAAUGUGGAGUAUGGCAGCUGCCCUUAGUUGUGAAGCACAUUACAGUGGUACCUUGGUUCUCAAACGCCUUGGUACUCAAACACCGAAAACCCAGAAGUAAGUGUUCCGGUUUUCGAACAUUUUUUGGAAGCUGAACAUCUGAUGCAGCUGUCGGCUGUUGUUUCCAGGGUGCCUGCACCAGUCAGAAGCUGUGCCUUGGUUUUCAAACAUUUUGGAAGACAAACAGAUUUCCAGAACGGAUUAAGUUUGGUGCUUUCGUUUUUGCUAUUUAUUUUGCGUUUUUUGUUUUUGAGGCUCUUUUGAUUAAUUUGUUUUUGUGAAUGUGUGGAAACUAGUUCAGCUACUGAUUGAUUGAUUGAUUGUGUGACUGCAGAAAUGGAUAAAAGCCCCUCAUCCAAACAAUGACUAUCAUCGGUGCAGGUAAGAAUUUAUUUGUUUUUUAAAUUUGUAUCAUCUACAGAACUGUCUUGUUUAUUUUAUAGUACAGUACAUUAAUUAUUGCUUUCAUUUUAUGGAUCAAUGGUCUCGUUAUAUAGUAAAAAUCAUGUUAAAUUGCUGUUUUAUGGGUUGUUUUUAAAAGUCUGGAACGGAUUAAUCCAUUUUGCAUUACUUUCUAUGGGAAAGCACGGCUUGGUUUUGGAACGGACUUCUGGAACGGACUAAGUUUGGAGGAGAACUCAACUACCUGUAGUUUCUUUCGCUAUGUAAGCUAUGGGGGAUGUUGCUUCUCAACGUCCUGAUUUCAGACUAGCAGUAUUCCUUGUUUCCUUAUGUUGCAUUUAGUAAAAGAAUUUCUCUUGCCGACACCCAACUUGCCUCUUGCUGUAUACAUACCAUGCAUCUAAAGCACAGCACUCGCCCUGCAAAGAAUCCUGGGAACUGUUGUUCACUGCUCCCGGAGGUACAAUUCCCAGCACCCUUAACAAACUACAACCCGCAAAAAGUCUUUGGAAGAAGUCGUGCAUGAUACCAGUCCUAAAGGAUCUGCGCUGGCUCCUGAUACGUUCCUGAGCACAAUUCAAAGUGUUGGCGUUGACUUUUACAGCCCUAAAUGGCCUUGGAGCAUCUCCACCCCCAUCAUUCAGCCCAGACACUGAGGUCUUCCUCCAAGGGUCUUCUGGCAGCCCCCCACUUCUCGAAGUGAAGUUACAGGGAACCAGGCACAGGGCCUUCUCAGCAAUGGUGCCCUCCCUGUGGAAUGCCCUCCCAUCAGAUGUCAAGGAGAUAAAGAACUACAGUGGUACCUCAGGUUACAUAUGCUUCAGGUUACAUACACUUCAGGUUACAGACUCUGCUAACCCAGAAAUAUUACCUCGGGUUAAGAACUUUGCUUCAGGAUGAGAACAGAAAUUGUGCAGCAGCGGCAGCGGGACACCCCAUUAGCUAAAGUGGUGCUUCAGGUUAAGAACAGUUUCAGGUUAAGAACAGACCUCCAGAACAAUUUAAGUUCUUAACCCGAGGUACCACUGUAUAUAACUUUUAGAAGACAUCUGAGGGCAGCAUAGGAAAGCCUUUUAAUGUGUCAUGUUUUAUCAUGUCUUUAUAUGUGUUGGAAGCUGCUCAGAGUGGCAGGGGCAACCCAGCAAGAUAGGCAGGGUAUAAAUAUUAUUAUUAUUAUUAUUAUUAUUAUUAGUGUAUACACAGUGGGUGUUAUAUGUAUACAGUGCACUGUUUUGAAAAUGAAAACAGUGUACCAAAUUGGCCACUAAGUGCCAACAGCCAAGCACACCUGCUUCCUCUCAAACUUUUAGCGCAAUUGUCUUUCAGUUGGAAAUGAGCAGCGCCCAGGCACGGUCUAGGAGCGCGUCAAGUCCCGCGCCUGAAGGAGAGUACCCUUUCCAAAUUUCGGAGUCACAACGGCGCAGUCCUGAAACAGUUUCCUCGAACUCGCCGAAACUAGGCUGCCACCUGUUUCCUGAAAAACUCCCUCCCUUUCGCAGGGGGGAAAAAAUCCUUCCUCUUACUUGCCCUCUCCCUUUAUGUCUCCUCCGCCUAGAAAGAUUUCCUUCCGUCGACUCACCCUUAGAGGCGAGCGCCUCGAGGGCUGCUCUUUGGAGAGGUGUUGACGCGCGCGUAGCCAAACUCGCGCUCGCUUCUCACCCCUCCAGUCGCGCGUGGGGGGCUUUUUGCCCAGCGCCUGUGGGGCGGGGGGGAGGCGGAGCCUGAGCCGGGGAGGGGACGCCUCCCGAGAGCCCUCGGAGACGCCCCACCUCCUCCUUGGCGGAGUUAAGGCGGCGGGAAGAGGCGAUUUGUGGCGGGUGCCGCCGUGCGCGCAGCACGCUGGAGAGAGCGCCCGCGGCCAGGCGAGGGAGCGCCCCGACCCCGCGCCGCCCGAGGGGGCUUGGCGGAGCAGCCGCUGUUCCUCGCGCCCCCGGAGGCGGAGACCUUUUGGAGGAGCACUUUCUUUCUUUUCUUUUUUUCUUCUUUCCUCUUUUUCCUUUCGGGCCCCUGGGCGCGCCUUUCGCCUGUCUCCUCGCCCCCUCCCCUCCGCCCAUGUCUUGGCUUCCUAGCUGCGAUCUGCGUCGAUGGAAGGAGGGAGGCGAGGGGGAGCCGGAGGAGGGGGAAGAAGGAGGGGAAGCCGCCGCUCGGGCGCGGUGGGGGGAAGGCAGUGCUCGGCUGCGUCUGUCUCUUGCCGCUGCCCCCUGAGCCCGUCGGGGGGAGUAUGAAGCACCAUGGUGUGGUGCGACCGUGGGGUCCAGUUGCUGCUGACCACGGUGGGUGCCUUCGCCGCCUUCAGCCUCAUGACCAUCGCCAUCGGCACCGACUACUGGCUGUACUCGAGCGCCAACAUCUGCAACGGGACCAACAUCACCACGGACGAGACGUCGCCAAGCCAACCCAAGAAACUCAAGGGGGACCUCACCCACUCCGGGCUCUGGAGGAUCUGCUGUAUUGAAGGUAGCAAGCCGGGGUUGGGAAGGCUUGAGCUGUGUGGGGCGUGGUGGACGGAGGGUGGAGAGGGCUCUCGGCUGCUGGUGUGCGUGCGCGAGCGCGCGAGCGCGCGUCGCUGGGAAAGAGCAGGCGUCGCGAAACAAAGAAAAGAUUCGGGGAAAGUGUCCAACUUCCGCGGCUUGGAGUGGCGGGCGACAAACAAUGGAACGCUUUCACUCGAAACAGGAGGCUGUGCGGACGGUUCCUGGGAGCGUUCGCCGUUUGCCAGGCGAGGGUUUGGUGCCGGCAGUUCCCCAGCCACAUCCUUCUCCUCUUUCUAUCUCUCCCCCCCCCCCGACGCCGCGCGCCCUAGUACACACCCUCCUCUCCUCCACACACCCUCCCCUCCAGAUGCAGCCGGCCGCAGCCGAGUUGGUACCUCUGAUCUGAUACUGUCUGGGAGGGAGGACGUUGUUGCCUUGGCAACCGGUGUCUCUCUGAUUGCUAUGGGAACCGGACAUAGGGAGGUGAUGCUUAGCCCUGGGUGUCUGCUUCUCUCCAACCCAGCGCUGCCGAGUCGUUACCCUUUCCUGGGGCACUUCAGCUCACACGGGGAGGGAAAGAAAGGCAGGAGGAGGAGAUCGGGGUUUUUCGAGGGGAAAGUGCCUGUGUGUGUGUGGCGGGGGCGGGGAGGAGGAAAGUAUUCCGGUAGCACUAUUUUCUGGGGUUGUGAAAGCAGAACUGUCACUUUAUUUGUACAUGCGUGCCUGUGAACUAGACGGAGGGAGAGCGGUUCCUCCCGCCCUUCUAGAGUACAUAUCUGGGACUUACAACGGGGCUUUCUUAAGAUGCCCGCUUUCUUUAACAGGUCGAUGUUUUAAAGAUGAGAGUAAAUAAAUACAAAACAAUCGUUUUAACUUAAUGCCGGGCUAGUUCCAGGUUAUGGGGGUCUCUUUAUCAAUAUGCCUUUUGGGGGUCCCCUGUCUUCCCUGCUACCUUCCAAUCAGUACUAAUUCCCCCACCUUCCUGCCAAGUGCAGGUGGCAGAGAGGUGCCCAUUCUCUCUCUCUCUGGGUUGCAUGAUGGACAGGAGAGGAUUGGGCCCAUGGCACUGCCCAGAGAGAGAGAGAGAAAGUGGAACUUGCUGUUUCAAACCCACCCACCCCACUGCCACACACACACUCUCACACACACACGGUGCAACAACACCCACCAUUAUAAAGCCCAGAAAGAGAGAUCAGAUAAUAAGCCAAUGGGCAGAUGGAGACGAUCACUCACAGAGCUGCCACCUUCAGCUUCUCCCUCUGAGUGGCAUGUUGGUUGGGAUGGGCCAGCCUCUGAGUCAGUCCGCCAGACUGUGCUGCCCAGAAAGGGGGGGGGUGAGUGAAGAAGAGGAGGCUGCCGCCACAGCUGCUCCUCUCACUUGCCUGAGGAGCACCCCUUCUGGGCAGGGCAGCAGCAAGGAUUGGGCUAACUCUGCCUCUCCCAGGUACACGGUGAAGGCAAAGUGAGAGGACGAGGAAGCAAGAUGUCCUUUGCUGGCUCUCAUCCUCACCCCCCCCCUCUCUCUCUCUCUUCGGGUGGCACAGAGGGGAGGAAUGGGCCCUGUGGCACCACCCAUAGUGUGUGAGGGGAGCAGAAGCUGCGGCUGGUUUGGUUCUGCUUUUUCACCCUAUUCCCUCUCUCUCUCCCGGCAACAUGGGGAGGGGGGGGUGCAGCUUGGUGUUGGUGGACCCAGUCCCUACUUCCUCUUGCCCAGAGGGAGGGUGCCAGUGAGUGAGCAAGAUGGCUGCCCACAGCCAAUGAACGAGUGAGUGGAAGCCAUGGCUACACCAUCGCAUACUCCCCUGCCUUUACUCCCUGGGUGCCACAGUUGGGAGAGUUGGGUUCGCUGGAUCAGCCCUCACCAACCUGAGAGAGCAGGAAAGUGGAGGUCAGCUGGCAAGAGGGUGGGGCACGAACCGCUCCUCUCCCUUUUAUGCCCACACAAUCUGCCUCUAGGCAAAGCGUGGUGUGGUGGGGGGCUGUGGCCAGGAGGUCCAGUUGUCUGUGUUUCAACAUGGAGAUAGAGGGCAGGGUGAGCAAGGAAGAAGAAGAAGAAGAGUUUGGAUUUGAUAUCCCGCCUUUCACUCCCUUUAAGGAGUCUCAAAGCGGCUAACAUUCUCCUUUCCCUCCCUCCCCCACAACAAACACUCUGUGAGGUGAGUGGGGCUGAGAGACUUCAAAGAAGUGUGACUGGCCCAAGGUCACCCAGCAGCUGCACGUGGAGGAACGGAGAUGCGAGCCCAGUUCACCAGAUUACGACUCUAUUGCUCUUAGCCACUACACCACACUGGCUCUCUGUGGUGGAAGAGGCACUGACAGAGCAGCCACAUUUUUCUUUGGCUUUUGUGUGCUUUCUGGACAGCCCUAUGGGCUCCCAGGCUCCCUGCUAGGCUGCCCAGAAGUGGGCAAGCAGCAGAAAAAGCCCAUACCCCUCUUGAUCAUAUGUUCAACACCAGUGCUCUCUUAGCUCCCUCUGCGCACUGAGGCAAAUCCAGUCCAUACCAUUGUACUUCCCAGAGGAAGAAGCUAACCGUAGCUCUUCCUUCCAUCCUUCCCUCUUUUAUGGACACUGGGUUCCCAACCUGAAUAAAAUAAUGGACGGCCCAGGUAAGCCCCACCCUGCAUAAUCAAUCACGUAACGUAGCGCAUGCACAACAUUUAUCAAAUAUUACAUUGGUACUUUGGGUUACAGACGCUUCAGGUUACAAACUCCGCUAACCCAGAAAUAGUACCUCGGGUUAAGAACUUUACCUCAGGAUGAGAACAGAAAUCAUGAAGCGGCAGCAGGAGGCCCCAUUAGCUAAAGUGGUACCUCAGGUUAAGAACAGUUUCAGGUUAAGAAUGGACCUCCAGAACAAAUUAAGUUCUUCACCCGAGCUACCACUGUAUAUCAGAGGGACUGAUGGGACCUUGACCCCUAGGAGUUGGCUCCUAUGAUGAGCACGUGAACAGCAGAAACCUGCCACCUGAAUCUGAGCAGGAGGAGAAGGAAAUGGGGAGGAGGGUGUGCGUUGCUGCUGCAGUUGGCACAGAGACUCUUCCCUACCACCACCAUCACCACCACCCUUUGGGUCCCAUAUUUCCCAGGGACAGCUGGUCCAGCGGCCAACACAAGUUGGGUUCUCUUGAGAACCUGGAGCCUUCAGCAGCCACCCAGCAGUGCCUACUACUCCUAGAUGCCACCACCAUUGACUUAUAACACAGAGUGGAGAAGCCUGGAAUCUCAAACACUCAAAUCCAGGAGAAGCCUGGAAUCUCAAAAACCUUGCAAUGAGGCUCUCCAGGUUUGCUUGCACAGAGAUAACCCCCGGAUGGUCAGGAGAUGCUUCUUACAAGGAAACACAUGGCAUGUUGAGGAAAUACAGCAUUGACAACCCGUGCAAGCCUCACAGAAGCAGCAUCUGCUAGCCAGAUGCACAAGCCAAGCACCUGACUCUCUGGAAAUACGACACAUAUCCAUCCAUACUGCGUGAAAGGGUUCCUUCUUGAGGAGACGCCACACCCCAGCAGCCCUUAAUAUUUCUCCCCUGUUAAGAGAGGGAUGACAGAUAAGAGAGAAGCUUAGAAGGGAAAGCUGUUGACUUUUCACUUGACUUUAGCUCAUGGAGUGGAGUGCGCUGGGGGGGGCAGCUUUCCUUUCCACGCGAACGCACUUGCCAUAUCAGCUUCGGUGCACCUAAUUCAGUCGUUGCAACUUAGCGCACACAAACUUUGCAAGCCAGGUUCCCCAGCUUAUUCUAAAUGACAGACGGGUAACACAGUAGCACAAACAAAGCUAGGAAUAGUUCAGAGACCUUCGUUCAUUUCGGGAGGAGGCUAAGCUGGGCUUCUAAAGCGCUAUUCAUGCUGUGUGUUUUUCUGCAGUGAUUUAGAGGCAUCAUUGAUUCCUGAGCUUAUUUAUUCAGAAGCGACAUUUACUUCAGCUGAACUUUAUACCUAAGGAAGCAUGCAAUAGGGUAGUAGCCUUAGUCUACAGGAUAAAUGAUUAUUCAGGCUGCAUAAAACCGAAAGCUUGUGAUUUAUUAAAGAAUGCUGCAUUCUAUAUAUAUACAAGUUUUGAUUUAAAGUAGAGAUGGGUGUAUUUCUGCAUGCUUACCUUCUUAAGUAGCCUGGUUUUCCCUUGCACUUUUUGUGAAAAUUCAGGGAGACCUACCCCAAAGGAAAUUCCCCCCAACUCUCCCUGCUAGUACCCUCCUCUCCCCAGUCAUACCCCGUCAACAAUGAGGGAGGGUGGUGUGGGGUGAUUAAGCAGUGGAGAGAUAAUUUAUAAGACCUGAGCACAGGAGCAGAGGAAGGGGGUGCGGUGGGGGUGGACUGCCCCGGGUGUCUUCGCUGAGGGGGGGUGACAUUUGGCGCGACACCCGCCCGCAACUCCCAAGUCUACCCUGAGCCGUCGGGGGAAGGGGGGAGUGGCGCCGCUUUGCCAAUGGCCUUCCCCCUUCAUUUUGACAGCUGGGAGAGACUUCAGAUUCACAGGCGGGUGGCAUGCCAAAUGUCUGCCUUUGGCAGCUUGCGCCGCCCCUGGCUGCAGGGCGCGCAGGCCGCUCCAUGCACUCAAGCAUCUAACCUGCACCUGGGAGGGCACCCUCUGCCCCCCGCCCCCCUCAGAGCGCGCCCACCUUGGGCAGUGCGGGCAUAUGCUCUGCCACUGCCUGAGCACACUUGCACUGCAUCAGUUGUGACUCCGGAGUCUGGGAGUUUCUUGUGUCCAGUAUACCUGAAGGAGUGUCUCUACCCCCAUUGUUCUGCCCGGACAUUGAGGUCCAGCGCCAAGGGCCUUCUGGCAGUUCCCUCACUGUGAGAAGCGAAGUUACAGGGAACCAGGCAGAGGGCCUUCUCGCUAGUGGCACCCGCCCUAUGGAACACCCUCCCAUCAGAUGUCAAAGGAAAAAACAACUACCAGACUCUAUUUCCCAGCUCCUAGUUGCAACUGAUGCUCCUAAGGAGCACCCAAGUCUUGAAGAGACCCUCUGCUUCUACAGAAACUCUCCACACUUGCCCUUUCUGAGGCCACAUCAGCUUUGCUGGGAUAAGUUCUGGGAGAGGGCAGGCAAUGGAAGUGGAGGGCACCUGGCGAUGUGGAAUGCUGGUGCUAGGGCCAGUCGUUAUCUGCGAUAUCCAGAUUCAAGGGAAUUUGAGUUUGGCUCAUUGUUUUCACAGUUGGCAGGUGCCAUUUCUUAACAACCCCCCCCCCCCCCGCCAGUCCCAAAUUUCAGUGAAAUCACACAGCUGGAAGAUAACUUGAAAUUCCAGUCUGGAGAGGGAGGAAGAGAGAUUUUGACCGGAUAUGAUCGAAUCUCAAGGAACCAGACUUUUGACUGUUGAGUGAAAUGGAAAAUGUGGCGUCGUUUCUGUGAAUUCUUGCCUUUAUGGUAAAAUGAGAAGUUAUCCAAUGGGAGUCAGCUUUGUCCUGGGUCUUGCCAGGUUGGAAACAGCCAGGACACGAAACCAGUUCUAAACUUCAGCUGCAGUCACUCAAUAGCAGCCAACAGAUUGUACAGAGUCAGGGUACAGGUUCUAGUGAAACAGACAGGCUCUGUGUUAGAAACUCAUAUAUAUACAGUAAUCUAAUCACCAAAUGGCGCCUGACUCUUUUAAGGUCAUAUGGUGUGUGGUGUUUUGUUUUUUGGUCACAAUAUUUUCCCCCAGUAAUGGGUAAAUAUGACAUCAACAGUAGAAAUUCAGUCUCCACAAACAUCUUAACAAGUUAGACUUCAUUCAAUUUCAGAAAUGUCUUAUUUGCAAUUCAGAUUUGGCAAACACUAGAUUAUUAUUUUUAACGCUGCAAUUCUGUGUGUGCCUUCUCAGAAGUAAGUCCCAUUGAGUUAACUGGGGCAUACUCAUGGGUAUGUCAGUAAAGGAUUGCAACCUGAUUUAUGGAUUUGGUAAUGACUUACUGCAAAUCCAUUAUAUUUCUGUGUAUGGGGUUGUUAGUUUUGCAGCCUGGUCCUAGCCAUGUUUCUCAGAACCAAGACUCAUUGAUUUCGAUGGGACUUUGCUUCUAAGUAUGUAUACUUAGGAUUCUGCCAUGCACUUAUUUUCACCUGCAGAUCCAUCUAAAAGAUAAAAAUACUGCUUAACGGCUGAACAUUUCUCAGACUACAUGAUAAACUGAUAUUGACCUGGAUAACAGCAGGAAAUGCAAGUUCAUUUCAGGCCAACUGACAUUUUCUGUUUAAGUGCUUCUUAUCCUCAUUUAUAAAAUAUUGGUUCGAAAACUGUUGCAUAAAAAAAAAAUUAACCAAAGGAUUCCCAAAUGUUUUAGUAAAAAAGAUGAUAUAACAGCAUUAUAGAAUGGUCUCUGUUUUCAAAUGCCCAACUGGUUGGUUUUCCUUAGAUGUUAAAAUUUAAAUAAUCAGAUUUCCUUUCUGUUGGGGUUGAUUUGCUCUAGUUAGUGCUACAAAGCCUCAGCUAUAGCUACACCUGGAUAUUAGUAGCCUGUUCCCUAGCCUGUCUAGUACUGAGUUCCCAAAGAUGGAAAUAAGAAACUUAGAGGGCUGCUGAUAAAUGAUUUUUACUUAUAAUUUGGCAGUGGUGUUUCUCUUAAUAACUAAGAAAAAUGCACUUGUCACUGCCGUCUAUUCCACUAAACAUAUCUACUUUAUGAGUAAACUUGAGCAGUAAGAAAUUUGCUCUAAGGGCCAAGGAUCCAACCUGCCAGAUGAGAUACUUCCGUCAGUCCAACAGGCUACCAAAAAUCUGACCAGCAAACCAAAGAAAACAUGCCUUCAGAUGUUUCAUUCAAAUUAGUAUUACUAUGAAUGUAGUGAAAUACAGGUCCAUCCUUUCUCCUCAGCCAAAGAUGCAUUCUGCUGUCUCAAAGGCGCAGUGUCCUCUUGAAGGAUAUUUCCGGACAAGUGUUUCCCAAAUUUGGGUCUCCAGCUGUUUUUGAACUACAACUCGCAUCAUCCCUGACCACUGGUCCUGCUAGCUAUGGUUGAUGGGUGUUGUAGUCCAAAAACAGCUGGAGACUCAAGUUUGGGAAACACUGUUUUAGGAGAAGGUAGAAGUAGCUGCUGUCCAUGGUCUCUCCAAACAUAUUGAGAUCUAACAUGCUUUCUUCAUUGUCUCCUCCCCAGCCAAUCUGAACCCUGACUGAGUAGACUUAAUGCUAACUUACAGCAUUAAUUACCAGCUAGUUUGGGACUAAAUACGGGUGUUUGGGGCCUGUGCAGUCCUUGGGGCAGAUUGUUCUGGGCUUCAGUCUGCUUCCCAGGUUUUCUAGCAAACUUGACACAGCUAAAUCAGCAUGGCUCCUCUAACAGAAGUGUAUUUAAGAAUGUGAUGUUUACAUUUAAGAACCACAUUUUAGCCAUGAUGGUUGUGUACUGCCUAAUGCUUCUGAAUACCAAUUGCUGGAAAAAACAGGAGCAGGGAGUGCUCUUGCGCAAAGGUCCUGAUAGUGGGUUUUCCCACAUGCAUCUGCUUGGCCACUGUGACAGCGGGAUGCAGGAUUAGACCUGAUCCAGCAUUGGCCUGAUCCAGCAGGCUCUUCUUGUGUUCUUAAAUUCUCGCACCUAGUCACACUGCAAAAUCUUCACAAAACAAACCCGCAGUUGUGAUUCCUCCCUAAUAUUAGCUAGGCCUAUCAAGAGUGGACAGGAGAGGGGAAAUUAAAUUUUCCUAUUGAGAUUUUGUUCCUACUCCCCCCCCCCCCCUUUUACAUUUUAUGUCAAACCACCUAAGAAGCAUCUACAGUUGAAAAGCAGCUCAUGUAUAAACUGUGCUCCUAGCCCGGAAAAAAAUUAUUUUUAAGCCAGAGCUAAAAUAACCCUAAAAUAAGUAGGUGUUGACAGUAUACAUUCAUGUAACCUUAACAAGGGGUGAUGAACUUUUGGUCCUCUGGAUCAGGCAUCCCGAAAAUCGGCCCUCCAGCUGUUUUGGGACUGCAAUUCCCAUCAUCCCUGACCACUGGUCCUGUUAGCUAGGGAUGAUGGGAGUUGUAGUCCCAAAACAGCUGGAGGGCCGAGUUUGGGGGUGCCUGCUCUGGAUGAUGUUGGAUUUGGCCUUCUGUGGCCUGGUAGCUACUGAGCACUGGCUACCAUCCUCUUCAGAGAUGUUUUCAAGGCGUUCCAUCUUGGAGUUUAGGUCAAGCAGAUUUAGGGAUCCUGACAUCUCUUGACCAAACAAUCUACCUCAUAGGCAAGGUCUAAAAAAGUGCUAAGAAAAAGCUUGGAGUUCUGAAUUUCCUUCUCAAACCUCAUCCGCCCACUGGGUGACAGUAGGCUACCAAGCUAUCUUUAAAGUCCAGCCCCUCUCCACCUUUAGGAUGCCCCAUUUAAGGGACUCCCCCUGGCCUCUGCUGGGUACCCUACCACCAGCCAGCGCUUCCACUCCUUUGGUGAGCUGAGUGAAGCUGAGGCCAGCUUAGAUGGCAGAUAUGGGCAAGAGGUCUCCCUUGCUCAGUCCACCACCACCAACCCUCAGCUUGACACUAAGGAUAUUUGGACUGCUCUGUAAAGUCCUAAACAGUCUGGGGCCUUUGUACUUAAAAUGUCGCUUCAUUUCUUAUACCUCUGCCUGAUCUUUGCGACUGAGAUAGGUCUGCCUGUGCCUGCCAGCGCCACUUUCCUCAAGAAGAAAUUGUGCUUUUAGUUUGCGUGGCACCAGAGUUAUGAAACUCCCUGCCUAGUGAAAUCAAGCUGCAAUGAGUUUUAGGUGCCAACUUCAGACUAUUGGCUAUUUCGGCAGGCUUUCUUAUGAAAAUGAUUUACUGCUUUUAUAAUCUUCUUGUCAGGUCACCCCUUCUAUACUUUGUUUUCUUUCUUGUAUUUUUGCUUUCAUUUAAUUGUUUGUUUGUUUGUUUGUGUUGGGAUUUUGUACACUGCAGAUAUAUGUUUUUUACAUGAGUUUGCAGUCUUGAAAUGAAUAAAAUUAUGAUGAUGGGACUUGUAUUCCAGCAACAUCAAGUUCCCCACUGCAGCACUGCUGUCGAGACUGUCACCAUCAGGAAAUGGGUUCCUAAACAACAUGCAAACCUGUUGUUUAUUUGUUUCUUAUAUAUCCCGCCUUUCCUCUAAGGAGCUCAAAGCAGUACCUAUGUUUUGACCCCUGUGUUUUGAAUAACAUCCUCACAGCUACCCUGUAUGGUACUUUAAGCUGAGAUAGGAUGGCUGGCUGAAAGUCACACAAUGAAUUUCAUGGUUGAGUAGUGAUUUGAACUUGGGUAUCCCCAGUCUACAAAGGCCUAACUAGGGUCCCUUGCACCCUUGGCCACUUGUGACCAAGUGAAGAUGCCCAGGUACCAGGUUGACAUAUGGCAUCUCAACCAUCUGGAGGUGAACGCCUAGGGAUCCUUGGAUCUGGCCUGCUUUCACACACCAGCAACACAUCUUGCAGAAUUCUGUUAGUUAUCUUUUAUCUGCACAGUCACAACAAAUUUCAGGAACCAAAAUUCCGCAUCAAAAAAUACGACUUUUGAACCGCAUGUUCCCCAAUUGGCAACUAGACAUUCCAUUUUGGCGACUAACCCUGGUUUAAGGAGCCAUUUGGUGCUUAGCUUAUAUACCUGAGUUUCUAACACUGCUGAUAGGAGAUUUUUGCACAUAUCCCUGGGCCUGGGCCCCCCGACAGAGGCUGGUUUCACCAACCCUUAGGUUUGCCUCUGCCAGUCUGACCCUUCUGACCAUUACACCACACUUGCACUCAUGAAUCCAUGCUGACAUCAUUUAUUUAUUCCAUUACUCACUUUCCAUGAGGCAUCCCAGAGCUGACAUGCAACUUCGAUGAGACAGAACACCCUUAAUUACGCCACAUAUUAAACUGUAUUGGUUGUGCUAGCAAAUACAGUGGUGCCUCGCAAGACGAAAAGAAUCCGUUCUGUGAGUCUCUUCAUCUAGCGGUUUUUUCGUCUUGCGAAGCAAGCCCAUUGACGGAUUAGCGGAUUAGCGCUAUUAGCGCUAUUAGCGGCUUUUAGCGGCUUUUAGCGGCUUAGCGGAUAAGCGGCUUAGCAGCUUAGAAAAAGGGGAGGGGAGGAAAAAAAACCCGCAGGAACUAGCAAGACAUUUUCGUCUUGCGAAGCAAGCCCAUAGGAGAUUCGUUUUGCAAAGCACCUCCAAAACGGAAAACUCUUUCGUCUAGCGAGUUUUCCGUCUUGCGAGGCAUUCGUCUUGCGGGGCACCACUGUAGUGCCUUUACAGUGACAUCCUAUGCAAAUAAGCCUCAGUGAGAUCAAGUGGCUUACUCCCAGGUAAGUAUGUAUAGGAUUGCAGCCAUAAUAUAUCAUUCAGUACAUCCCUUUAGAAUCAGGGUGCAAACUGCAGGUUUGGAAUGCUUAAUGGGAUGCUUAUGAAGCACAUUUAAAACUAGGAAUUGGCCAUUAACAAUUUUCUAUAUUAUUUUUGAUCAAUCACUGCAUAGACCUUUGCAUAUUGCGCUGGCAGAAAAAAAUAAUGUUCAAUAUGAAAUUGACCAGAGGAAAGGCAAAAACCUUUUACUUUUUUGCUACCUGGGAGCCCACUCAUGGAAUACAUUAAGCAGCAUAUACAAGGUCUUCAUCUUUCAUCUAACUUCCAUGAGAAUGUGGAAUGUUACCUGAAGUGGCUUGUGCCCUCUGCCAUUUGGACUCUUAAAUUCUCCUACUUUGGAUAUCCACAAAAGCUUUUCAAGUGCUUGUUUUUCUGUGCAUGGAUGGGAGGGACUUGCCUGUUUCUCUAUAGUUGCUUUCUCAUGAAAAUCAUUUGCUUUUAAUAAUUGCUGGGUUGCAAUUAGCCAUUUGAACUGUCACUUGUUUGGCUUCCUUACCGUGCCUUGAUCAGAACAUCUCUGACCAGACGAUGUGAAGCAUAAAUGGACAACAGGAAAGCUUAUGUAAAUUGUUUGCUGAUAACAGUUGCAAAAUAUGUCUGACACUUGCAAAAUUAAUGCCUUGCCGCUUGUUUAUGUUGCCAAGAAGUGGUGCAAAUUAGUUUACGUAAGCAGAAUUCUGGUGUAUGUAGAAUGUCUGUAAAAAUGCUGCCUUUGGUGCAAAUUUGCAUCUGUGCUGGACAAUUGUCAACACAAGUGCAAAGUAGUUAGUAGUCACAGUUCAAAGUACUAUAUUGGCACAAGGGUGUGUUUGGCUUGAUGUGGUUCUUAUGCACUUAUGAGGAAUUAUGCCUUGAGACAGUCAAAUAGGCCUUGGCACAACAUUCGGUUUCCACAGAUGUUCUAGUUAACUAAAAGUAAUUGCUUGAACAAAUGUUUGUGACAAGCUAAUGAAAUGGAAUUAGCAGUAAAGGUGAUCCCGUCAAGCCAUGCUUGUAGAUCUGCUCAGCCAAAUAAAUUCCAGGGAGCUUCUCAAGUAUUUACUCGGCAGCAGUUAUAAAGUCAUAGCUGCCCACAAUAUAAUUUCAAAAAAAAGAGCAGCUCCCAAUGAAAUUCUGUUUUGGCUAGAUUAGGGAUGUGACUUGACCAUUAACUAGUAUUUAUUUCUUACAUUUAUAUCCCACCUUUCCUGCCAAGGUGCCCAAGGUGGAGUUCAUCCCUCCCACCAUGGUAUUCAUACAACAGCCCUGCAAAGUAGGUUAGGCUGAGAGACAACGAUUGGCCCAAGGUCACCUAGUUGAACUUUAUAUUAGAGGGGAGGGGGGAAUUGCUUUGAUGCUUUGGAUAGCUGGUCGGUUCACCUUGGUCCACUUUGGGCAAGAUCCAGUUUAAUUCAGACCAAUGUGGGGCCUUGAUUUCUGCUCCCCCCCAAAAAAAGACCCAAAUAUCUCCCUCGUAUGUAAGUGCACAUUUGAAAUGUGCUGUGUCCCUUGGCUUCCAUAAGGCUAAACAGAGGCUGUACCUCAGCAGUGGGGUGGUGUGUGAGAAAGCCCAUCUUUCACCAAUGAUCCUGCUGCCCAAAAUAUAAUUCCCAUGUGUCGUUGUGGCAAGGGAUGCUCCUGAACAAGGGUAGGCAAUGUGGUGCCCUGCUUUGUGUUCAAAGGGACUUUUAUCCAGGUAAGUCUGUAUAGGUUUCCAGCCUAGAAGUCCAGACCAGCAUCAGCAAGUAAGGACCACCACUGAAAAGAGUCUGUCUCUUCUGCCCUCCAGAUUAAUUCACUCUGAUGGCAGGACUGUGAGCCGAGCCUCUGUGACUGAUCUUAAGGACCGGGCAGGUUAAUUACAGGUGCAGAUAACCUGGUCCAAACCAUUUGAGACUUUAAAUUGGGCCCAGAAAUGCAACCAGUGUGAUAGCAGAUGGGUUGCCAUCACAGUGGUACCUCGGUUUUUGAACAGCUUAGUUCAUGAACAACUUGCAACCCGAACGCUGCAAAACUGGAAGUAGGUGUUCCGGUUUUCGAACUUUUUUUCGGAAGCCGAACAUGCUCCGUUUUGAGUCCCCCCGUAUUUCCUGUUGCGCUGCUAAUUUGUGUCCCCCCCCAUUGUAAUUCAAGCCUUCCUUUUCCGUGUUUCCUGUUGCGCUGCUAAUUUGCAUACCCCUUGUUUCCUGUUGCGCUACUAAUUUGCAUCCCCCCCAUUGUAAUUCAAGCCUUCCAUUUCCGAUUGCAAUGUUCUGAGGUGAUAUUUGGAGCUUAUAUUUGGUGCUUUUGUUUUUGCUAUUUAUUUUGCGUUUUUUGUUUUGAGGGUUUUUCAGUUAAUUUGUUUUUGUUACUGUGUGGAUCCAAUCAGCUACUGAUUGAUUGAUUGAUUGAUUGAUUGUGUGACUGCGGAAAUGGAUAAAAGCUCCCCAUCCAAACAAUGACUAUCAUCAGUGCAGGUAAGAAAAGAAAUUAAUUUUAAUUUUUAUCAUCUACAAUACUCUUUUAUUUAUUUUAUAGUACAGUACAUUGAUUAUUGCUUUCAUUUUAUGGAUCAGUGGUCUCGUUAGAUAGCAAAAUUCAUGUUAAAUUGCUGUUUUGGGGGUUGUUUUUAAAAGUAUGGAACGGAUUAAUCCGUUUUGCAUUACUUUGUAUGGGAAAGCGUGCCUUGGUUUUGGAACGCUUUGGUUUUGAAACGGACUUCCGGAACGGAUUAAGUUUGAGGACCAAGGUACCACUGUAUCACUCUUCAAUGUGUAGGCUCCAGAGAGCAUAUUGCAUAGGAUAGGGAAGGAAACACACAACAGGAAGGGAGGCUGAAGAACAAAAGAAAAUAUAGAAGCAGCAAACGAUGCGGAGACAGGGCAGGGAAAUGCACAAUGUGCAGACAUCAUGACAAGAAGUAAGUGAUAAUGAAUUGGAGAAUAUGUUUUCGAGGGCAGCCUUUUGCCCAGCAUAAUAAUAAUAAUACGAGAUUCUGCCCUAAUUCCAUGAAAAUGGAAGUCACAAGCAGGAUCCGAGGAAUCCAGCCAAAUGCAAAGUACACUGGCAGUGGGCGUCCCACAGUUUCUGCUCUUUGUACACAUGCUGCUGAUCACGCCAGCUGUGCCAGUUUAAGCCGUAGAUCAUAAGAAAGAAAAUGCUAAUCUGACAAAAUAUUACAUCUAAAAGUCACCAAUAAGGCAUUUUGCAUACAUAUGUGUGAGCUACUGUUCUAAAACAAAAAUCACUUUUUAAAAAAAAUCCCCUACCCCUAGGCCUUACUUUACUAAGGGGUCCUGAGAACCCCAAGCUAUUUGAAAGUCUCAAGAAUAAAGCUGAAGAGGCAAGGAACUUCCCACCUUAGAAGUGAAGACAGGCCCCAAAAUCCAAUUAUUCUGGACAACAGCCAUAAGAGAAAUACAGUGGUACCUCGGGUUAAGAACUUUAUUCGUUCUGGAGGUCCGUUCUUAACCUGAAACUGUUCUUUACCUGAGGUACCACUUUAGCUAAUGGGGCCUCCCGCGCUGCCGCCACGCGAUUUCUGUUCUCACCCUGAAGCAAAGUUCUUAACCCAAGGUACUAUUUCUGGGUUAGCAGAGUCUGUAACCUGAAGCGUCUAUAACCCGAGGUACCACUGUAUGCAAAGUAACUAAGCAAGUAUUAGUAAUCACCCCAGAACUGGCCCUACUAAACAUCUUCCAAGACAAUAAUGCCCACUCACACCACAAAGAACUGAUAACCCACCGACUCUCAGCAGCCAGAAACAUCAUAACCAGACACUGCAGAGACCUGUCAGGAGUAAGCAUGGACGAAUGGUACCAAAUAGUGUGGGAAACAGCCCUACUAGAAAAAUUAACCAAUAAACUGAAACUGACACAGGGACAAAUGGAAGAAGACGCUUUCACCCAGGUAUGGCUCCCCUUUAUCACAUACACAGCCCAAAAAGACAACGACAAGAAUCCACCAACAGCAUACGAAUCAAUAUCAUAGAAUCAUAGAGUUGGAAGAGACCACAAGGGCCAUCGAGUCCAACCCCCUGCCAAGCAGGAAACACCAUCAGAGCACUCCUGACAUAUGGUUGUCAAGCCUCUGCUUAAAGACCUCCAAAGAAGGAGACUCCACACUCCUUGGCAGCAAAUUCCACUGUCGAACAGCUCUUACUGUCAUGUAUGGCUAACCUGAUCCAAAAACACGCACCCACCCCACUCACACAGCCAAUCACAACCAACCAACCACACCCUAGGCCAACCCCAACCUCUCUCACAACCAAAGGAACACAAGCGAAUAGCAAAAAGAACCUGCACAAGCGAUGCUGACACAAAACCCCAUUUUAUUAUGCUGACCCCAACCCCACUCACCAUUCCCCCCUCCACCUCUUCCCCCGUUUUCUUCCUAAUGUAACAUUAAUGUCUUAAUAGAUCAGCAGGAAAUGUAACUUGAAGAAAGAGACAUUGCACAUACUUUUGUAAACCAAUAAAUCUUUAAUAAAAAAUACAAAAAGAAGUGAAGACGGGCGUAACCCCUCACACACUCCCUCCUGCUUUAUGCUGCCUUUAUCAUAAUGCCCUCCAAGCUCUCUGCAGUCAGUGGUUGUUUCCCAAUACUCCUCAAAGCAUUUAAGCAGGAAAAGCUGCAGGCAUACCAAAAGGGGAUGGUGUAGACAUUUUUAAAAAGCAAAGGAAUUGUCUACAGCAUUGUCAGCAGCAGCACAGAGUUGGAACUCUGGGGGCGUCUGUUCCUUUGCAGAAACAAAGGAACGUUGGGUCGUUGGGUCAAUGACUGUUGUGCCCAUGUAACAUCGUCAUACAGCAUAACAGGGUGAGUGAUAAUGUGACAACAGGAGCAGCUAACACACACCUGAUGCAGGUGAGGCCUUGGCUGAGAUAACUUGUUAUUCCAUGGCAGUGGGUUGCAUCCAACUUAAGUUCUGUUCAGAGCAGACCCCCUGAAACGAAUGUAGCCAAGUUACUUUGUUGUUGUUGUUUAGUCGUGUCCGACUCUUUGUGACCCCAUGGACCAGAGCACGCCAGGCACUCCUGUCUUCCACUGCCUAGCCAAGUUACUUACGUCCAUUAAUUUAAAUGGGAUUAAUGUUAGAUUACAAUCUCAGUGUCUAGGUAAGGGAACCUCAUGCGUGUGGUUCACAACAUGGUUCCUUUCCAAGCAGAUUCUCCCUGCUGUGAAGAUGCCAUCCAGACUGACCAUGGGGAAAACUGCUGCUGUGGUGAUGUGUGGAUCGAAUAUGGGUGCAAUGGAUUUGAAGUGCAGGGGCUUUUUGGACCAGUGGACACAUUUCAAAUUCUGGGAGUGCUAGAGUACCAGUCAAUAAACAGGUGCUGUGUGAGGGCAUGGCAUAAUACAAAAUUAAGAGACAGCCACCCCUGGCAACCUUAUCUAUGUUCUGCUAUUCUGGAUUGUAGAGAUGAUGCAAUAUUGAUUUCAAACACACAAACAUUGGUACUGUUGCAGUCUAACAGUAGCACAGAGCAUUCCACGGUAUACAAGGUGGCCACACUCACUCUCAUUGAACAUAAAUCAUUUAGAAGGUAUCUUGCAUAUUUUGCCACAUAACUGUCUUUCUAGGAGGGCUAGAGAUUUACUUUAAAAGAAAAAAAGAAACCUCAGAGUUUAGGAUACCUGCCUGGGACACCAAUGAAAACCUUUGCAGAUGCUGGAUUGGCAACCCAAAUUGUAAUGCAAUGGUUAUAAAAUCUUGUCAUGUUGAUCUUUUUGCUGUAGACCCCUGGACAUCUGUUCUUCAAUACCUGCAGACUGCAGAGAAUUCUGGGGCAUGUUCUUGGGUGCAUUCUAAGUUGACAUGGGGUGGUAGGUAGGCUUGGGCUUUGGGCAUUGCUCUUGUUGUUGUUUAAUCAUUUAGUCGUGUCCGACUCUUCAUGACCCCAGGCACUCCUGUCUUCCACUGCCUCCCACAGUUUGAUCAAACUCAUGCUGGUAGCUUCAAGAACACUGUCCAACCAUCUCAUCCUCUGUCAUCCCCUUCUCCUUGUGCCCUCCAUCUUUCCCAACAUCAGGGUCUUUUCCAGGGAGCCUUCUCUUCUCAUGAGGUGGCCAAAGUAUUGGAGCCUCAGCUUCAGGAUCUGUCCUUCCACUGAGCACUCAGGGCUGAUUUCCUUCAGAAUGGAGCGGUUUGAUCUUCUUGCAGUCCAUGGAACUCUCAAGAGUCUCCUCCAGCACCAUAAUUCAAAAGCAUCAAUUCUUCAGCGAUCAGCCUUCUUUAUGGUCCAGCUCUCACUUCCAUACAUCACUACUGGGAAAACCAUAGCUUUAACUAUACGGACCUUUGUUGGCAAGGUGAUGUCUCUGCUUUUUAGGAUGCUGUCUAGGUUUGUCACUGCUUUUUUCCCAAGAAGCAGGCGUCUUUUAAUUUCGUGCUCUUAGGUCUUCAUAAUAAAGCACAAGCCUUGGAAGACACCGAGGGUGUAGUGAUCAGGUGGGCUUAGUUACAAUUGCAUAUAUUGCAAUGAUUAUUAUUAUUUAACAUACUGUUUGGAAACUCCCAACAAUACAAAUCUGCUCUGUCGCAGAACUAUACAAAAGGUAUUAGAUAACAGAAGAUGUAAAGCCCCAAACUGCCAAAUGGCAAUUGAAGGAUAUGAUUGUGUGCCACUAUACACAGCUGAUUAAGGAGGAAUAUAAUAUUGCAAAGAAAAAGACUAAGCCCCUGCUAAACCCAGUAAGGCAUAUGGGAAGGAAAGAAAGCAGCUUUUUGCUCUCUGCUGUUUUAUUUAUUUUAUUUUGUUUGUUAUUUAAAAAAAGUUUUUCAUCUUCCAUAAAAAAAAAAUUAUUGCCUUGCUUGGUUUUUUAAUUGUAUUGUUCAGUUGCACUCCACCAUCCAGCCUUGGAAACAGGUGCCAAGAAGGGAUACAAGGAAAUGAUAAGAGUAAACAAAAGAAGCAAAACAUUCCUGUUGUGUCUUAGAAUUAGCGCUUUGCAUCUGAACCAUAGCUCUUUAAGUCUAGGCAAGAUUCUAUUGGUAGGAAAAGAAAAAUGCUCCAAUUGUUCUGCUGCUCUCAAUAAACAAAGCUGAGCUGAAAACUAUUGGGAAAAUGCAGCUGCCUCAUACUGAAGCAGUGGGACAAACUAGUUGGGGUUUUAUGGGCACACAUGACUAAAAUCUCCUUCGAACAUGUAUCUACAUGGACAUUAGGGUUCCUAGAGCCCAGCUUAGAUGCAAGGUGUCUAAACACCUGGUGUAGUCCCAGACAAGCAAUGCUGGUGUUCCCUGCCUCCAUUGUACUUCUGCACCAUAAAAACAUAAUAGCUUUGCUGGAUCAGACCAAAGGCCCAUCUAGUCCAGCAUCUGGUUCUCACAGUGGCCAUGCCUAUGGGUAGUGCACAAGAAGGACCUGAGCACAAGAGCAUUCUCUAAACUUGCACACCCUAGUAAAUGGUUUUCAGAUGUUCACUACUUCCAGUACAGCUGCCAUGACUGUUGUAUGGCAAGUACUGUACAGUGGUACAUCUGGUGAUGAACUUAAUUCAUUCUGGAGGUCCGUUCUUAACCUGAGGUACCACUUUAGCUAAUGGGGCCGCCCACUGCCGCCGUGCCACCACCACGCAAUUUCUGUUCUCAUCCUGAAGCAAAGUUCUUAACCUGAGGUACUAUUCUUGGUUAGCAGAGUCUGUAACCUGAAGCGUCUGUAACCUGAAACGUCUGUAACCCAAGGUACCACUGUACAAAGUUUUCCAAGUGUGGCCACACUGCAGAUUUGUACAGCGGCAUUCUGUUAGUGGCUGUUUUAUUAUAAAUCCCUUUCCGAAUGACCCCUCACAUGGAAUUCACGUUUUUCCCACUUGGCUGGCAUUUUCAUUGAGCUACCCACCAUGGUCCUAAGUUCAUCCCUAUUAAAGUAUAGGUGAGGAUAAGGGGUUUUUUUUUAUUUUUUGUUGUUUUUUUUGCUCCAGUAUGCAUUCUUCACAGUUGUUUACAUUAAACUGCAUUUGCCAUUUCAAUGUCCAUUAAUGUAAUGCCCAGUGUGAGUAUAUCCUUGGGAGCCCCUCACAAAUCCCCUUUUUGUUCCCUGAACAACUUGGAGUCAUCAGCAAAGCUGGCCUUCUCCCUGCUCACUCCUAGCUCCGGAUAAUUUAGAAACGAGUUAAAAAGCAUCAGUCCCUUAGGGGACCCAACUCUUUGGGGAUCCUCCUUUAUUAGAACAGUCCGUUUAUUUCAGUGGUUCCCAAAGUGGGUGGUGCCGCCCUUUGGGGGGCAGUGGGACUCCCUCAGAGGGGUGCUAAGAGGCAAGCAGAUGGAAGGGGCCAUUGGAGGCGUAAAGGACUAUCAGACUUUGAAAAGCUGGUAUCGCCAGAUCAAGUUCAUCCAUUUUGUUAAAUUGAUUAAACUAAAUAGUUUUAAUUGGAUUUUGAAUAGAUGUGCCUUUAAUUGUUACUGUUUUGUGUUCUUAUCUUCCUAGUGAGUCAUUCAAACCCCUCUUAUGAAUAAUACUUUUUUUUAUAGAGCAAAGGGGCACUGGGGAUGAGUUUGUGGUACCAAGGGAGCAGUGACCCAAAAAAGUUUGGGAGCCACUGGUUUGUUCCAACACUCUGCUUCCUGUUUUUGAUUCCUAAAGGGAUCUGUCUUGCUAUCCCAAGGUAGCUAAGCUUACUGGGGAGUCUUUGAUGAGGGACUUUAUCAAGAGUUUCUUGAAAGUCCAGGUGCACAUCAACUCUGUCCAAACAACUUUCCCAACCUAUGUCAUGGUUAGAAAGAUGCUCGUUUUAUAUGUUACUUUAUAUUUAAGAACCAUGUUGCCAGGAUUGCUAAACUUUUGCUGUUAUUAGCUUUUAAUAUAAGAAUUUUCAAACAGAAAUCUAGUUAUGUAAAAAAGGUAAAGGACCCCUGACAGUUAAGUCCUGUCGCAAACGACUGGGGUUGCAGCGCUCAUCUCUCUUUACAGGCCGAGGGAGCCAAUGUUUGUCCACAGUCAGUUUUUCCAGGUCAUGUGGCCAGCAUGACUAAGCCGCUUCUGGCGAAACCAGAGCAGCGCACGGAAACACCGUUUACCUUCCCACCGGAGCAGUAUCUAUUGAUCUACUUGCACUUUUUGGCAUGCUUUUGAACUGCUAGGUUGGCAGGAGCAGAGACCAAGCAACGGGUGCUCACCCUGUCAUGGGGAUUUGAACCACCGACCUUCUGAUCGGCAAGCCCAAGAGGCUCAGUGGAUUAGACCACAGCGCCACCCACGUCUCAUGGUUAUGUAGCCCUUGGUAGAACAUGCAAUGGUGGUGCUAGGAGAGAGAAAUGCUCAUUCAGCGCAGUCACGGGCCCAUAGGAAGCGAACGAGCCCCCCAUCCCAACUACUGAGGGUGGGGACUUCGGUCUUUUGCCCAGUUUUUCAUAUGUAGUCGUGCUCCUGCCAAUCCACUUACUCAUGUGGACUAAUGCACAUUUGUCUUCAAUCAGAUCGCAGUCCUUCACGCUCUCUCUACAAGACUGCUCAUGCUUAAUGUAUAUUUUUGUUUGUCCUGGUGUUCUUUCUGUAGUCUGCUAUCCUGAUUUCCCAUGUCUCCUGAACUGCCAUGUACGUUGCCCAGCAUUUGGUCCUGUUUUCUCAAAAUACGCUUGUUUGCUUCUGCUUUACAAAAGCAUACAAAGCAAACAGAUGGUUGUAAUCUGUGUUUUCAUUCAGAAUGGCAUUCUGAAUUAUAUCAAAGUGACUAUUGCUGGUCUGCACUGGAUCUGAGGAGUCUAUGAAUAGAAAUGCUUUGUUCUUUCCCAAUAUGACCACCGCUUGAUUUCUUGCCAGCUGUAGCAGUCCCUGGAUGAAAUUAACGGAUGUUAAUGAAGUGGCACGUGAUUUCUGUAACUUAAUUUGGCCCUAAUUCUCUUACAGCAAGUUACUAGAAUGAGCAGGCCAGUUUUGUAUUUUCUCUUGUUGCUUCUUGUCGACAUUAUUCCCCAUCCCACCACCCGUGUCAGCAGUAAGAUUUGUGUAUCUUUAAGGUGUAGACUUAGGGUUGCAUCGACAUAGCUGUCUUCACUAUGGCCAAAAACCUGGAGGGUGGUUGGCAGAAAUCCUUGUUCAGACUUAGUGGAACCCACUGUAUCCAGCUCUAGUGUUGUUGUUGUUGUGGAGAUUUGUGCAUGUGGACUCUGUGUAGAGAGAUCACUCUGCAAUAAGCAUUUAUAUGGCAAAGUGAGGGGGUGCAUGUACCAGCAUCCCUGAAAGGAAUAUGUGUUACUUUUUGCUUGUCCUAUGUGCCAUUGCUAUUCACACAGACACCACAGGUACCGUGCUUGCAGUGUAUGUAAACCUGACAGAACAGACAAGAUGUGGCUAUAGGCUGAUACCAGCAGCAGCAGCAGCAGCAGUUCCUUCCAUUUUGAGUCUUCUUCUUUUUUGGCGAUCACUCAUAGCCGAGUAAGAUUGUCUUCCAUGAACAUGGUCUUAACAGUGAGCCCGUAAGUGACUGUGGAGGCCAAUUCUAGAUCCACACAUUCUUCCACAGUGGGGAUCAUGGUGAGGGUUUGCCAAACGUGCCUUCCUCUUAGCACAUUUCUCCCUUUCGUCCUGAGUUCAAGCGUCUUCAAAGUCCAUGAUGCCUUUGAUAAAGGCUGUUCUCCAGUUGGAUUACUCUCAGGCCAGUGUUUCCCAAUUGUCAGUGUUUAUACUACUUUUUUUUUAGUUUUGCCUUGAGAGAGUCUUUAAACCUCUUUUGUUGGCCACCAGAAUUACGCUUUCCAUUUUUAAGUUCAGAAUAGAGUAGUUGCUUUCGAAGACAACAGUCAAGCAUCUGAACAACAUGACCAGUCUAACGAAGUUGAUGUUGAGGAAUCAUCUCUCCGACACUGGUGAUAUUUGCUUCUUCCAGUACACUGGCAUUAGUUCGCCUGUCUUCCCAAGUGAUAUGUAGAAUUUUUUGGAGACACCAUUGAGGAGUUGGAGAUGGCGUUUAUAAGUUGUCCAUGUUUCACAAGCAUACAGUAAGGUUAGUAGUACAAUAGCUUUGUAAUGUCCCAGUCCUCAAACACUCUGCACUUCAAUCAGGAGAAAGCUGCACUCACAGAGCUCAGGUAAUGCUGGAUUUUGGCAUCGAUGUCAUCCCUUGUGGAAAGGUAACUGCCCAGGUAGGAGAAGUGAUCGACACUUUCCAACAUUACACCAGGAGACAGAGUUCAGAGGAAAUGUUGAAGGAAAGUAGCAAAUGAGAUAAAAGAGUAAUUAAUAAUAAAAAGAAAGCUCAUAUAGGAUGGAGAAUUGAUAAGGCACAAGUUGAGUGUGAAAGGAGAAUGAGGGAAGUAAUUACAGGAGAUGAGUAAUAAUACUUGGAGAGGCAUGUGGGGUUGCGAAGGGACAAGAUAUAAAAGAAAAAGGUUUUCUCCCUUAAAGCCUCUUGAUUAGUAAAUUCUGCCUGAAAUGGGGAGGCUGACUCGCAGUAUUUCCAGUGCAAAUGUCCGUAGUUAGCCUGGUGAAGGCAGAGCUGUGAAACUCCUCGUCCCAAAGAAAAUGUAGCAUGAAAGCGUUCGGCAUUCUCCAAAGAUGGAAUAGCUAUCAGGAGAAAGUGAUGUCAGUAAUUACCCAGCUGAUUAUACCAAACUCUGCCUCAGCCUGCUAUCUAUUCUGUGACUGGCUUUGUCCCUACACCACCAUUUUGUGGCUGGUGAGCCUCAGUAAUUUUCAGACGUCUCAAGUGAGCCCAGGGGGUAGGAAGUUUUGGAACCCCUGCAUUAUCUGACAUUUAGCCUGCAUUUGCUAAUGGCAUGGCAUUAUUGUCUUUAAUCUUAAUGACAGCUCUGUCCUUCCAGAUGUUUUUGUAAAAUGAACUUAUAUCUCCAGCCUCAAGCUGACACCUUCUAACCUAAGUAGGCCCCAUUCUUUUCAAAUUUUGCCCAUAAAAUGAACUUUCCAGUACAGUGGUACCUCGGGUUAAGAACUUAAUUCGUUCCAGAGGUCCGUUCUUAACCUGAAACUGCUCUUAACCUGAGGUACCACUUUAGCUAAUGGGGCCUCUCGCGCCGUCAUCACGCGAUUUCUGUUCUCAUCAUGAAGCAAAGUUCUUAACCUGAGGUACUAUUUCUGGGCUAGCUGAGUCUGUAACCUGAAGCAUCUGUAACCUGAGGUACCACUGUACUGCAUAAUCAUCACCACUGCCUUCUUUUUUGUGCCUUCAUCCCAAAGAAAGCCCAAAGCAGUUAACAUAUUGCCAAUUUUUUUAAAAAAAAUAAUCCUAUAGCAUAAUGCAAACAGCGCUAAGCAUUAUUUGACAAUUCUGUUAAUACCACAGCCAUAAAACAAUCAACAAGGGGAGAAUGAAACAGCCACCCCUAUCUUAGCUAAAAUGCACAUUUACACCCUCACUCCAGCAGCCAAUACAUGAAACUGUUCAGCUUUAACGUCAGAGAUGACAAAUCCACCCCCAAGCCUAUGGAUUAAUCAAUAAAGGUAAUCACACAGAAACACCAUACCCAGGGUUUUUGUUCAUCCUGAACUUGCCAGAACUCAGUUCCAGCCUCUCUCAAGUGGGGACCAUUACCAUUCUAAGAGAAUGAGGGAGGUGUUUGUGGUGAGUUCUCUUUUUCUAGAAAAACAGCACUGACCAUACUCUACUGACAGGGACCGUGCUGAGAAGGACUGUACUGAGGAAGAAUGGUGGGAGCCCCCCCUCCCCCUGAUCCUGACCCUGAAUCUUCCCAGGAGCAGGAGAGCAGUAUAGAUUUGGAACAGUGGUUUGCAGAGGGGCAUAGUUCAGAAGGGAGAAGCUGGGAAAUAUUGGGUGGGGAACAGCUAGCAGAAGAAACACUAGAAGAGAGAGAGUUAACAGAUUCGCAGACUCUGGAUAGUUCCACCCUCCUUCUCCAAGGACAAGGAGAGCUCAGAAAGUGUCAGAACAGAAAACACAGAGGCCCCAAGCUCAGAUGACUAGAUGUAGGAGUGACGUACAUUAAGAGGGACGGAGGGGAAAGUGAACUUAAUUGGGAGCACCGCCAUUCUAGUUAGAUGCUUUCUUUGGUCCUUCACUGUGUUUAUUAAAGAAACUAACAGGUAAGAAUUCCCUUUUGCAUGAUCUGCUCAUUUAUGGCCACAGGGGAGGAAGCCAAUUCACUGAAGCCUGACAUCUACCCCCCACCCUGAUAGGAAAUAUGUUCUCUCAGCCACAGAUCGAUAAAGGCAGAAAAAGAGGAGGCUGCUCAGAAAGAGAGCCCUCCUGGAUCAGGCCCAUCCAGCCCAGCAGUCUGUUCUCAGAGUGGCCAACUAGAGGGAAGCCACAAGCAGGACAUGGGCACAACAGCACCUUCCUCACUUGUGUUCCCCAACAACUGGCACUGAGAGGCACAAAGAGGAGUCAAUGAUAGUUUGCACUAUCCUCAUGCCAGUCUCAUAGAUCAUGGGUGUUAGAGGCAGCGGCUCACCAGAGCCCAGGCACGAAAGUCUUAGCCGCUCCCCAAAGCCGAUGUUUCAGAUGGCAGAGGCAGCUUCUCCUACAGGCAUUCUAGUUGUGCCUUGUUUCUAUUCCGGCUUAAAUGCCUCCACACUGGACAUAUACGUCCACCAGAAUCGUUUCCCAAGGAUUUAUGAUUCAAGGACUUGUGAUUGAAACAUCAGUUGAAGUUUUCCCCCUCUCCUUGCCUUGUCUGAUCAGGAUGAUCUUGAGGCAGGGUGAGAAAGAGAAGGAAUGUUAUUCUAAUCUUAUUAAUGAGUAUGACUUUCCUCCCACCCUUCUCCCAAGAUUAAAUAAUUAAGGCUAAAUCCUAUGCACAUCAAACUACCUUCUGAGGACAUUUGCAUAGGGGUUGUUGGAGUAGGAACUUGACUUUGGGCAUGCAUCCUCAGAGCUAAAUGAGUUUCAUCUAUCUGUGCCUUGUAGUAUGAAUGCAACUUACAGGACAAGGAUGAGAAAGGCAUAGGAAGGAAGGAAGGAAGGAAGGAAGGAAGGAAGGAAGGAAGGAAGGGAACGUUCCCUUUUCCUGAAGACUGCUGAUUCGCUUUUUAAAUUUUGACGGUUUUCUUAACUUGGUUCCCGUAUUUGCACAUGCCACUCCGUUAUGCCCUUUGAAUUGCUCUUAUUUAACUGAUCUCAUUGGAUUUGAGAUGAGGAGCAUUUUCAAAAGAGGGAGCCAGCUUUGGGAAUUAUGUUCCUUCUUCCCAUCAACUUCUCCACAGUUGACCAAUAAUGAAGAUUUCAGAUCAGCUCUUUUUCUGCUCACAAGCCUUAAAUAAAACGUUUUGCUAAGGAUACGGAUGGUUGAACAUUUACUCUUGUCCCAAAUUGUAACGUUCAAUACCGUUAAGAUAGCAAUUCUGUUGUCUUUGCUUCCCAAAGGCAUAGUCUGUGAAUUAUUGCAUUGAGAUAUUAGAUAAAAACUGUGCCGGGUAACAAUUAAAACACAAAACAGAAUAUUGCUCAGGGGUGUCAUGCUUAAGUGAAAUCAAAUCUAAAAUGAAACAUAUCACAUGCAAGUUUUAUGGCUCAAUGAAAGACGCUAAUUACCGUCGCCAGCAAAUUUCUGGACUAUUUUAGUGUGCGAUUUUUCUUUCUGCAUCAAUUCCUGCUAUUUAAACUGAUGCUCCUAUUGAAAUUAUUUGUUUCAUUUAUAAACUGCUUUCCACGAGGCAUUCUGAAGCAAUUCUCAGUGCAACAAGAUAUAUACAACAAAAUUUAUUUUAAAAAAACAGUUCAAACACUUGCAUAUAUCAAAGCAAUUAUAACUAUAAAAACUAUUAAAACUAUUAAAACGACACAUGUUGUUGUUGUUUAGUCAUUUAGUCAUGUCUGACUCUUCAUGACCCCAUGGACCAGAGCACGCCAGGCACUUCUGUCUUCCACUGCCUCCUGCAGUUAGUCAAACUCAUGCUGCUAGCUUCAAGAACACUGUCCAACCAUCUCCUCCUCUGUUGUCCCCUUCUCCUUGUGCCCUCCAUCUUUCCCAGCAUCAGGGUCUUUUCCAGGGAGUUUUCUCUUCUCAUGAGUUGGCCAAAGUAUUGGAGCCUCAGCUUCAGGAUCUGUCUUUCCAGUGAGCACUCAGGGCUUGUUUUCUUAAGAAUGGAUAGGUUUGAUCUUCUUGCAGUCCAUGGGACUCUCAAGAGUCUCCUCCAGCACCAUAAUUCAAAAGCAUCAAUUCUUCGGCAAUCAGCCUUCUUUAUGGUCCAGCUUUCACUUCCAUACAUCAAAACGACACAUACAUAAAAUCAAUUCAAAUCCAAAACAGGUACCAACUAAGAUAAAUAUUUUAGAACCGUAGAACUGUAGAGUUGGAAGGAACCCUGAGGAUCAUCUAGUAAAACUUCUCUGACACACAGGAAUAUGCAGCUGGCCCAUGUAGGGAUUGAACUCACGACCUUGGCAUUAUGAGCGCCACACUCUAACCAACUGAGCUAACUGAAGCUUGGUGAAAGAGGGAUGUCUUUAGCAGGUGCUGAAAAGAUAACAGAGAAGGUACCUACCUGGUGUGUUAUGUGAAGGAGGUCCAAAGGGUAGAUGCCACCAAACUAAAGUUCUGACAUUGUGCAGAGUAGACCUCAUCGUUGGAUGUUGUCUGCAUGAUGCCCUCCCCUGCAAAACACAAUGAUGGAUUGGGUACAUAAGGAAUGAGAUUAUCUUUUAGUUAGCCUGGUCCUAAACUGUAUACAGUGGUAUCUCGGGUUACAUACGCUUCAGGUUACAGACUCCGCUAACCCAGAAAUAGUACCUCAGGUUAAGAACUUUGCUUCAGGAUGAGAACAGAAAUUGUGCUCCGGCGGUGCAGCGGCAGUGGGAGGCCCCAUUAGCUAAAGUGGUGCUUCAGGUUAAGAACAGUUACAGGUUAAGAACGGACCUCCAGAAUGAAUUAAGUUCUUAACCCGUACCACUGUAUGGCUUUCUACACCAACACCUUGGGCGGGGGGGGGGGGAGAGCCCCUGAAGAUUGCAUUAAUUUUCAUAGAGGCAGGGGGCUUACCAUUACAAUUGAGGUGGCUGGUUUUUUAAAACUUGCCAGUGCUUUCUUUUCUGGCAAGGUUUUCAGCAUAUGCUUAACUGUUAAGCGUGCAAGAUUUGAACGUGGACAGGUUUGGCAUCAGAUGACAUCAGUGGAAAAGACAAUGUCAUAUAUGUAGGAGGACUGGCAAUACUGCCCUGGGGCUGUUUUGCACCUAGAGGUGCAAACAAUGUGUGCACAUAACAAAGUUCUUAGAUUUGCAGCACAAUUUAUGACCGCCAAUCAUUUCAAGUCGUGGCAUGCAUAGGAAAUAUACGCAGCUACAACUGAGUGGAAUAUGCAUACACAAGGAAGUGGUGUGUGUGUGUGUUGUUGUUGUUGUUGUUGUUGUUGUUGUUGUUGCUGCUGCUGCUGCUGCUGCUGCUGCUGUUGCUUUUCAAGCACUGAUGCACACCUGUUUUGGCAUAGAACUUAACCAAGAAGUGUUUUUUUUAAGCCCUCUGUUAAAAUAGGCACUAAAUUCAACAGACAUCAAACAUGCCAUUAAGCACCUGCCUGACAGAUGCAAUACAGGAUAAUGAACGUGAUGGCUCCCAAUAGUAAGCUUCUUCUUCUCUCUCUUUUUUACAAAUAUUCUUGCUUGAAAUGGACUAAGAACCAAGUGAGACUGUUGUAUGUCACCAGUUUAUAAUUAAAAUGUAGCGCUUGAAUCUCAAUGUAUUGUAACCUUCAAUUAGCCAGCACGACCCAGCUUCCGGCUUUACUUCCCACUGAAAAGCAAUGAUAACAAGCUCACAUUUAUUAUCAGAGUGGGUUCCCCCCCCCCUUCCUUGAGCAGUGCAUUGAAACAUGCUCACAUCUGAGCCCUUUCACUGAAGACAUUUUUUCGCUUCAGCAGCUUGGCAUGCCGUACAAAGGCUUCUCUGAUUUUUAGCAAUGUUCACCUCCUCCAGCAUAAAAAUGAUUUCUGUUUCACUAUACAGGCAUAUUCAUUCAGUGCCCAGGUGCAUGAACUACCCAAACACUAAAUGGGUCAUUAACUGUUUUUAUUACAGCCUAAUAACCAGGGGUUUCUUACCAAAUUGGGCAUUAGGUUAUAAUCAACAAAGACAGAAGAUACCUGCAGCGUGAAGGAACCGCCUGCCAAAAUGCAAGGAAAUUCCCUGCAAAGUUCUUUCGUGCCACCAUUUCGUUAAGAGAGAAUGACAAAGGGAGCCUGCAACAAAAUGUUGCAGUGUGGUUCAGGAUUCCAUCCAGUCUCUUCCAUUCCCCCAACACUGAUUUUCCAUUCUCCACACUGCCCACCCACCAGUCAACCCAUACCCAUUGAGCAUCCUCAAUCUUCAUUGAGCUGUUUGGGCAAUCUCCAUCUUUAGGGUUUCUUUCUAAACAUUUUGGUACCUCUGCAGACCUUGGGGCCUCCUCAGGGCUGCUGAUACCUCUGCGUAUCUGGUGCCCUAUUGGCUAUGUCAGCGAUCAUUCACAGCCUGAACACUGAAAAUACAGGGAUCGGUUAUUCCUACUUAAAAUGAAUUCCUAAUACAGUGGUGCCUCGCAAGACGAAAAGAAUCCGUUCCGCGAGUCUCUUCGUCUUGCGGGUUUUUUCGUCUUGCGAAGCAAGCCCAUUAGCGGUUUAGCGGAUUAGCGCUACAGUAUUAGCGGCUUAGCGGGCUUAGCGGAUCAGCUGAUAAGCGGCUUAGCGAUCAGCUGUUAAGCGGCUUAACGAUCAGCUGAUAAGCGGCUUAACGAUCAGCUGAUAAGCGGCUUAGCGAUCAGCUGUUAAGCGGCUUAGCCGAUCAGCUGAUAAGCGGUUUAGCGGCUUGGGAAAAAGGGGGGGGAAAGGGGAAAAAAACCCGCAGGAACUCGCAAGACAUUUUCGUCUUGCAAAGCAAGCACAUAGGAAAUUCGUUUUGCGAAGCACCUCCAAAACGGAAAACCCUUUCGUCUAGCGGGUUUUCCGUCUUGCGAGGCAUUCGUCUUGCGGGGCACCACUGUAUCAGUAUUUCUGUUCUAGCUAGUGGAUCAACUAAGGCUGCAGUUCUAAACCCAACUUACAUGAGCAUGCCAACUUGAAUAAAAUCAGGGCCGUCUUUAGCAAAGAUCCGCCCAGCGCCCCCAGUAUUUUUAGUGGGGCCGCUCAAAGUUGUUGAGCUAUUGGGGCAGCUCAAGGUUGUUGCGCUUUUAAGGAGGGGAACAGCAAAAACCGCUAACAUGAAGAAAUAAAAAAGCGGCAGCAAUAACUCAGUUUUCCCGUUUUUGCGAUCAUGUGGAAAUGAAAGACACCACUAGGGGAUGGCGCCGGAUACAUUGAUUCUGCAGCUCUUCCGCAAAAGAGAACAGAAAUGACCCAUCGACCGAAAUCAGCCAGGGAUUUCGGUUAAAAGCUUAGGCGGCUUCAGUGGCGGGCGCUCCCCCUGAAUUCAACGCCCGGGUGCACCGCACCCCUUGCACCCCCGGGUAAAGACGGCCCGGAAUAAAAUACCGGGGAACCCAGGUAAUUCUUCAUUUGGCAACACUGCAUGAAUUAAAAGAAACUCUUAAGCAAUAAACCCUUAUGGCCCCUAAAUGUGGCACUUGCUGCUGGAAAGAGCUGGGUGGAGACUUGCCACGCCUGCCCCUUGAUCUUCACCCCAAAUGACUCUGAUUUUAAGGCUGCAGGCUGCUCUUUAAAGCAGGGGAUGUGAGGGGGGCAGAAAUCAUUUUGACCUUUAAGAUUUAAAAACAAAAAAAACCUGACUUGUGCUCUCCUUUUUGGUUCAGUGAGUGAUGAAUGGAGUGGGUUAAAGUUAUGGAUAUGCUGGGUUUCAUUCGAUGUUAGAUUUGCAGAGGAUAGGAGAAUGACCUCUACAGCACAUGCCAAGCAGCAGCCAUCUCUCUUGAUUGCAUUUAAUAACUAACCAUGGAGAAAAUUACACUUUACUGAAAAGGCCAAAUUCACUCUUGGCUUAACCCCAUUGAUACUGGGGGAAAUUAUACACAAGGAAGAACUCAGCCUGAAACUCUUCCUUCCUUAUGCUGAUGGCCAGCAGGUGACCUAUAGUAAUCUGCCUCGGAAACAAGAUAUAGGGAGGAGUGGGGCGGGUGGGUGGGAUCACACAUGCUUUUAAUGGCAAGACAUUUUUAUUACCAUCUCCCAUGCAAUGUGGAAUUUCAGCUCUCUAGUGCUGUGAGAUGAUCAGUCAAUAUUUAUACAGCAGCAGUGUCGAGACCAUGUUAGCACAUUUCGAACCCUACCUUUCUAUUAUUCCAAAGGAGAAUUUUAAUUUUCCUCCCUGUGUUGCCUCGUAUCAUGUACUCUGUAUUUAUGCUAUCUGGAGAACUACCCUCCCUCCCUCAUAUAUGUAGCAUGGAACAAUGAAGAUGUCAAAAUGAUGCUUGGGGCAUUGGGGAAAUCUAAUUCUUGAAACACCACUCUUGUUGCCAUGGAGGAAAUGCGCUCAAUGGUGCACUGUGCUUCUUUGCUAGCCAACAGGAUUAAAGGGCACACUGCCUCCUCUCCACUGCACCCCUGGUUUCUCUGAACAUGCUUUGUCAAUGCAUCAGGGCAUAGUAAGAACAUGUGCUAUUAAUUUAAUUAACAGGGGGUCCAUAUUUUCCUAGGGUGGGGUGUUUUAUGGUAACUGGAUGGAAACUGCAAACUAGAGAUUCUCGUUCAGGAUAGUUAUUAUGGAAAGGAGCACCGAAGGGGAUGCUUAUUUAGAUUAAUGCAAACAAUACACAACACACAUCUUUUGAUAUCUUUCGUGUUGUUGUUGUUGUGUGGAAAAUACUAAUAAAAUUCAUUUUAAAAAAAUAGAUUAAUGCAAACAGUGUUAAUGUGGAACCUACGUGGGCAUUGAUUUGGGAUGGAUACGUUGACCCCACAGCAUUCCUGCAAUAAGAUUUGGGUUUUUAAUACCCUCACUUAUCAAAAUGGAAACCUAUCAUUUUUGUUUGCUUAUUUAAGUUUUUGUUUGUUUGUUUACUAUUUUUAAUACCGGGGUGUGCAAAAUAAACAGAACCUUUUUUCAUUUCUGGGAUGCUUUUGAAACAUGACCCUAAUCGAAAGAGAGAGAAGGGAGUUAGGAGUGGAGAGGGAGGAAAAGGGAAAAGUAACCUUUCUAAUCUUUUAAAAACCGUUUUUAAAAUGUUGCUUUCUUGAAUUAUUUAUAUGUAAAGUAUCCAGUUCAUCGUUUCACAGGGAAAACAGCGAGGAGAGGUGCUCCAUUUUGCACGGGGCAUGAAGGAAUUCUUGAAGCAUAAAGCCUGUUGUGAAUUUGUAUAUAUAUAUAUAUAUAUAUUUUAAAAUGCAGAGUGGAAGGCUAAUAGAUUGUAACGGCUUUUUACACUGUCUUGAAAUCAAUCUUUUAAUGGCUGAUAUUCACAAGCCCAGACUAUGGUAUAGGCUUGUGAAUAUAUGUGGGGUUUUUUUUCAAUUUAAACACUAUAGGUGAGAAAUAAUUUCCAUAUUCCCAUGCACUGUUAAAAAAAAAGUGAAUUUUGGAGCUUCAGAAUCUUGUAGCUGGAGGUUAUUGCUGGCUGCUUGGGCUCCAGAGAGCAAUCUGCAAGGCAUUCUCAGAUGUCAAGAACUGAAAAGGAUGUGGAAAGGAGGAAUUUCCAUCCAAUCAGCGGAAGACUUUUAUCUGUAUCAUUGGGCAGCCUCUCUGUCCAGCCUGAUGUGGAUGAUCCUUGGGGUGCUGCCUUAUUACUCCCAUGCUAGUGAUGCCCUAAUAUGGCAUCAAGGGAUGGGGGUGGCGCUGUGGUCUAAUCCACUGAGCCUCUUGGGCUUGCCGAUCGGAAGGUCAGUGGUUCGAAUCCCCGCGAUGGAUUAAGCUCCCGUUGCUCUGUCCCAGCUCCUGCCAACCUAGCAGUUCGAAAGCACGCCAGUGCAAGUAGAUAAAUAGGUACCACUGUGGCAGAAAGGUAAACUGUGUUUCCGUGCACUCUGGCUUCCAUCACGGUGUUCCAUUGUGCCAGAAGCUUAGUCAUGCUGGCCACAUGACCCAGAAAGCUGUCUGUGGACAAACGCCAGUGCCCUCAGCCUGAAAGCGAGAUGAGCAGCGCAACCCCAUAGUCACCUUUGACUGGACUUAACCAUCCAGGGGUCCUUUAUCUUUCUUUUUUUUUUACUUUUAGUAUGGCAUCAAGUGCACUUUUUAUUUUAAAUGGCCCUCUGCAGACUCUUAGCAUUCCCAACGCAGGUGCACACAUGCUAAAGAGACAUGACUUCAGAUUCUCAUUGAGCCACAAAACUCUGCGGCCCUGGACAAAUCUCACAGGGUUGAUGUACUGUAAGAGGUAAACAGGAAAAUCCAUAUAUGACCUCCCACCCUGCUCUCCUCAAAGGAAGAGUAAGAUACAAAUGGGACUAGGACAAAUUAUCCCAAGUUCUGAUGCUGAACAUAUGUGGGUUUUAAAGCCAUUGAAGUCUAAGCACAGACCAAGAGCUGCAUGCAUGGUUUAUCGCUAUUUAUCGUGCAUAUGUAAGAUGUUCAGCACAUCACAGCAUUUAUGGUUUGUUGUUCGUUAACAGUUUUGUGGUGCAUGCUGUUAAUUGUUCACUUUAUGCAGCAGUGAAUUUGAGGUGGUUGUCCAAGUAGCGAGGUUUGGAUUUAAACCCAGGUUUGGUACUUCAGCUUGCAUGCCUACUUUAGAAGACAUCGGGUGGUAGUCAACUAAAUUUUACUCAGAUUAAGCCUGUUAACAUAAUGAACAUGACUAAGUUAAGUUAAUUUCAGUGUGCCUGCUCUGAGUAAAACCUAGCUGAUCAUGACUCAUUAUUUAGGAAAAUGGAAACCUGCCAAGUCUAAACACAGUUACUUCGAUUUGUAUAUGUAUAUGUUGCAAUGCUUGAUAUGCUCAGCACUAGCUAGUCUAGUCAGUGCUACAUAGAGUACAAAUCCUUGUGAAUUAGGUCCAUGCACACAUCAGCUCUGAUCAUGUGUGUCGGGGUUAGAAGGAUUUCCAUUCUCUUCUUCAGCAGAUUAAUGCACUGCCAGAGCUGAUUCACACUUGCAUUAUUUAGGCCUAAAUUAUAUAUUGUGUAGGUGGUACAGUGGCUGCUAAGAAAUAAAACUGCAUUGGUUGUAAUGCUCUGCAUAUAGAAGGUAAAGGGACCCCUGACCAUUAGGUACAGUUGUGGCCGACUCUGGGGUUGCGGCGCUCAUCUCGCUUUAUUGGCUGAGGGAGCCGGCGUACAGCUUCCGGGUCAUGUGGCCAGCAUGACUAAGACGCUUCUGGCGAACCAGAGCAGCGCACGGAAACACCGUUUACCUUCCCACCAGAGCGGUACCUAUUUAUCUACUUGCACUUUGACGUGCUUUUGAACUGCUAGGUUGGCAGGAGCAGGGACUGAGCAACGGGAGCUCACCCCGUCACGGGGAUUCGAACCGCCGACCUUCUGAUCGGCCAGUCCUAGGCUUCUGUGGUUUAACCCACAGCACCACCCGCGUCUGCAUAUACUAGCUUCAUUAAUCCAUAAACUAAUCUGCCAUCCCUUGAGUCCAAAUUUAUUAAGAGUGAAUCAUAUCUACUCACAGGUUUUCAUCAAUAUUUUCCAGAACAUAAAAAAAGAAGUCUCCUUCCCCCACCCCAACCAUUUUUUCUACCUGCUGCCCUCUCUUGCUCUCGCUUUCAGUUGCCUUCACUUGUCCUCAAUAAGGUAAUCUUUUAGCCAAAUUUGAUUGGCUCUGUAGAAUCAUGAAAUCAUCCUUUUAACUAUGUGAUUGGUUGAGAUCACUCCUGCUACGGAUCAAGGAAGCAGAAAGAAGAAGCCUGAGAGUGGAGCAGAGCACCAAAAAGGGCUGAAAAGGGGGGAAUAUUAAGAUAAAAGUGGUUUUCGGUGUUUUCCCUAGCUUUAAGUAACAUCAUCUUUUUAAACAAAGGAACUAGUAAAUUGCAAUGUUUAAGAGGCUUCACUUUGGAUAUCACAUUGCACUUUCCUCAGCCAGUUAAUAAAUAAAUCACCACUUAUUUUGCUAGAGGGGUCAGUGCCCAUGGUUUUUAAUAAGCAAAACAAACAAGAGAAUAGGGCAGGGGAACAUUGUCAUCCUGGCAUAAUCAUGUUUUAUACAUUUUCAUUUUUCUUUCUUCCCCUGAAUAUUGCAAAAUCACCAGUGUCUAACUGUACUAUGUCCCACAAAAGCCUGUAAAUGCAUAAUUAAGGCUGCCACUUAAACAUUUGCCUUGUUGUGCUUCUAAAUAUUAACACUAUAUUCUUCUAAUAAUAGGCUCUGGGCACCACUCCAGCCACAUCAUUGCAAAAACAUUUCAAAGCAUUUGCAUGCUGCUGUUGCUCAGAUCAGCGUCUGGUGCUACAUGUGCAAAUUCCUGAAUUUGCCGCAGAUCUUUUGGAAGGAAUUCAACACCAUGCCAAGGUGGUUGUUCAUCAGGAUAAGCGUUUCAGCAUUCUGGGUGGAGUGUUCUUCCCUCUUCUCCCACCCCUGUUCUGUUCCACAGAUUCUCCUGACACACAGACACCCGAGCCAGUGGCCUGGGAGGAGGAGAGGACGAAAGCCCCGUUUUGUAAACAGAUGUCUUUGCAGAGGGCUUCCACUGGUGGGACUCUUUAGCUGAAACCUGCCCUGUGUCCUAUGUCAAUGGAUUGUCCUGAAAAUAAUAUGUGCUUCUAUAGAAACAUAGCUUGUGCAGAGCAGCUUACUGGGCCUUCCUAUAAAGAGAUACAGCUUUAGCUGUGAAAUGCAACGUGAAUUGUUAGAAGCUCAGAAUAUGCCUCAUCACAAGGACCCUAUGCAAGUAUUCUGGAACGCCCUUCCAUCAGAUGUCAAGAAGAUAAAGAACUACAGUGGUUCCUCGGGCUACAGACGAUUCAGGUUACAGAUGCUUCAGGUUACAGACUCUGCUAACACAGAAAUAGUACCUCGGGUUAAGAACUUUGCUUCAGGAUGAGAACAGAAAUUGCACAGCUGUGCGGCGGCAGCAGGAGGCCCCAUUAGCUAAAGUGGUACCUCAGGUUAAGAACAGUUUCAGGUUAAGAAUGGACCUCUGGAACGAAUUAAGUUCUUAACUCGAGGUACCACUGUACACAGCUUUUAGAAGACAUCUGUAUCAGAAAGUUUUCAAUUUUUGACGUUUAAUUAUGUUUUUUAUAUGUGUUGGAAGCUGCCCAGAGUGGCUGGGGCAACCCAGCCAGAUGGAUGGAGUAUAAAUAAAUUAUUAUUAUUAUUCAUUUAAAGGUAAAGGUUCCCCUGACCAUUAGGUCCAGUCGUGGACGACUCUGGGGUUGCGCGCUCAUCUCACUCUAUAAGAGCCUCUAAGCCGCUUACAGAAAACUAUAAGACAAAGGCACAGCAUGAAAAACACGCCCAUUAUAGUAAAACCAUUGCAAUGAUCCAUAAACACACCUAGAAAAACUUCGGCAGUGAAAAACUAGUUAGCAAUAAACAGCAGUACAUGCAUCUCGGUCUGUCAAAUGCCUGGCACUGAAAAUAUAUUAACGAUGGCCUACUGGUAUAUUACACUUUUAAGUGUUUAAAAACAUCUCUUGGGAAGCUGCCUUGGAUUAAAUAAGACCAUUAGUCCAUCUAGUUCAGGACUUUGGACAGGAAUCUUUCCAAAACAUACCCGGAAAUGCCAGGAAUUGGACCCAGGACUUUCUGUGUAGAAAGUAUGUGUUCUGUCAUCAAGCCAUGACCCCUCCCAAUCUCACAGACUGUAAUUAUUUUGGUGAGGUCUUCUCCUCGGUGGCCUUGACCUCAUACAUUCUACCCUGGUUGCUCAGCCUGUUCUCUAGUGUGGCCUCAAACCAGUCUCUGGCUUCCAUAUCAUAUCAUUAUCCGCAACUUUCCUAUUGGACUAUCUUAGACUGACGACUUCAGCAUGCUUUCAGCACAGCCUCCUCCUGCUUUCUGUUUCUGCUAGAUCCUGCUCACCAUCCGUUACAAAGCUGUAGCUGAAAUAAAAGCAUGAGCACCAUCUCACCACAAAAGAGAAUCCACCCAGCACUCAUGGGAAAAUGUGGUGUGAUCUCUUAGAGCAAUCAAAUGAAAUGUUAACACACAGCAUGGUAAAAGUCUGUGAUUCUUAUCAGGACAAGUGGCUUGUUGUUUACUGUCGUAACAAUGGUUUUCUCAAAACUGUAUCAUGAAAAUAAAUAAAAACAAGAAGAAGAAGAAGAAGAAGAAGAAGAAGAAGAAGAAGAAGAAGAAGUCCUGUAUACCUGAAGGAGCGUCUCCACCCCCAUCCUUCAGCCCGGACACUGAGAUCCAGCACCAAGGCCCUUUUGGAGGUUCCCUCAUUGCAAGAAGUGAGGUUACAGGGAACCAGACAGAGGGCCUUCUUGGUAGUGGCGCCCACCCUGUGGAAUGCCCGCCCUUCAGAUGUGAAGGAAGUAAGCAGCUAUCUUAUCUUUAAAAGACAUCUGAAGGCAGCCCUGUUUAGGGAAGUUUUUAAUAUUUAAUGCUGUAUUGUUUUUAACACUCGAUUGGGAGCUGCCCAGAGUGGCUGAGGAAACGCAGCCAGAUGGGCGGGGUAUAAAUAAAUUAUUAUUAUUAUUAUUAUUAUUAUUAUUAUUAUUAAGAAGAAGAAAAAGUGCAGCAUCUGUGUUGCUUAUACUGUUUUUGUUUCGGUUGCUGUGCUGUAUAGGAAGACAGACAUAUACAUAUGAAACAGACAAUAUUAAGAGGAAAGCAUUCCAUCCGACUUGUUCAUCUACAUGGAUUUUUAAACAUAAGUGGAGGCUGGUUCAGUAGGGGAAAUGAGACAGUGCCCCACCCUAUGUCAGCCUGUCUUCAGCCAUCUUCCCACCUGCCUACCGUCUCACAACCAAUCCAAGGCAUGGCACCGCCUGCCAGCUUCCUACUGCUUAGUGUCAAUGCUGGAUGAGGAGAAUACCAGAGAUAGUUGGCUCUGCUUGCCAUUGGUUCUGCCUUAGGGUUGCCACCAUUGUUCUGGCAAAAUACAGGGUAGGGCAGGGCAGGGCAAUUUCCCCCCUCACUUGGUGUUGAAGUGACUCCAAAACAAUCCAGUAACAUCUAUUGCAGCCUAACAGGAUGGUCCCUCUGGAAUUUGUCACACACACAUGUGCACGUGCACACACACACAUGCACAUGAAUUUGCAAAUCUGUCUGUGCUUGGCUUCCUGGAGCUUAAAUACAUGACCUUUCAAGCAUCCUUUUGAACAGAUUCAUUUGGAGAGGAUCCGUAACUUGGCAGAAAUGGAGAGAGACAGAGAGAGAACCUGAAAUACAGGACAAAACCGUAUCAAUACAGGACGUAGCAUUCUCCAUUGUAAUGCGUGACAAUCCAGUCUUCCAAUGGGUGCCAGCCACCACUGGGAUACAUAUGGGUGAGUGGGUGUUCAUAUAUGGUAUGAAAGAGCAUUGAGUCACAUAAGCUCCACCAGUAAUUUGAAAUGGCACAGCCUAAACAUAGGUUUAGUACCCCAGUGAGUAUUAAGCCUUCAGACCUUCCCUUUCCUUGUCAAAACUGCUAGGUAGUAGAUGAUCCUUCAGGAUGCUGGGAGCGUUGCUCAAGACAAGCCUGAUUUUGCAUCUCAGCACAAAUUCCUCCAGACAGCUGAUUCAAAACGUCAGUAAUCACCCACCAUCCCUAAUUGUGGCCACGGGUACAGAGAAGAGGCGGCCAUGUCAGUCAAUGUUGUUUGAUGGCCAUGUGCAUGAGGUGUCCAAGGCCCAGCAAUGACAUUUUCCAUGCAGCAUUGAAUCACGAAACGGGACAUCCUGCCCGCAUUUCCCUCAUCUCAUUUAUUUACUCCACAUCUUUUCUAAUACUCAUUAGUUGAACUGCACCUCAUUAGACUGUGAAUUAUAGAUACUUGCUAAACCCUCACCAGCAGGAUCAGCUCUAUGGGAUCAAUUAAUUGGGAAUAUGCUUAGUUUCCUGAUUAACUUAAACCCAUGGGCAUAUUUAUUUGCUGUUCAAGGAGCAGUUUCCUAAGGCAUCAUAUUUGGGAAAUGGGAUAAUGUUUGUUUUAAUAAUUGUAAUGAGGGAAGGACCACCAUAAGGGGAAGGAAACAGGGGCUUUGCUUCCAGCACCCUUGCACUCUGUGUGUGUGUGUGUGUGAGAGAGAGAGAGAGAGAGAGAGAGAGAGAGAGAGAGAGAACAAACCAGAGAGUGAGAGAACCACUCUAUCACUGUGAGGCAAUGUUUUUGCACAGUCCUCACAGUGAGUUCCUGAUGGAACUAGGUCAUCAGCAGGUAUCAACAUGAGACAAGCAGUUUUCAAAACUGAUGGCUUCCCACCCCAUGUUGGAUAACGACUGAAACAUUUUGGAAGAUUUUCACAGCUGAGAGAGAGAGAGAGAGAGAGAGAGGGAGAAAUAACCUUGCCGCUGAAGAACUGAUAGUCUUAAUCACACUUAAUUACAUCUUUUAAACAAAAGGUUGUCGGCAUAAGGUGUUUGGGAUGCAUUUAUUUACAUCUUCAUAUGAUAUGGGAUUCUCCUGGUUGCCUUAACUUUCUCAGAGGUCAAGCUGUUUCCAGGAGAGUGAGCUAAGCUCCCUUUUGCUGGUGCAAAUCCAAGCUAGUUUCUUGGGGUUUCAAUAAAUCAGCCUGUGUACUUUAAUGGCAGGAUGCAACUGUUUCCUUACAUAUGCAGCUGUAAACAGAAAGCUACUCCAAGUUGUCAAAAAACAUGACGAAAAAUGGAAUAAAAUGAAUGUUAAAGCUGAGCAGCAACCUAGAAUAUAUUCAUCCAUUUAUCAUUUCUGAAGUUCCUGUCUCUCCUGUUUCUGUGCCACAAGGCUUAAACUGAAGAUUUCCACCCCCACCCCCUUUAUAUUAUGUUUACUUUUCUAAGAAUAGAUCUCAAUUUGUGUGCAUGCAGAAGGACAAUACCGCUGAAAGAGCAUUUCUUUUAGCACACUGACUUAUAGUCCAGUGUGCUUCUUAGACCAACUUUUAAACUUUUAAAACACACUUUGUUGAACUGGUAACACACACACACAAAAUUGCAGCUUGCAGGUUGGGAUUUCUUUGGAAAAUCUCCCAAGGAAAUAUAUUUAUGGUUCAAGCCUCAAUCUUAAAUAGUCUCUUGUAUCUCCAUCUUCUGGGUUGAUAUACUAAGGAAUUUAAUCCAGAUAGGAAUCCAGAAAGUAGUAUGGGAUAUGGAAAGUUACUGGCUGAGCAGAGCCUAGGGUUGAAUAGGCAAGUGAGACCAACUGAAUAUUAAAUACAACAGACCCUUUAUGCCUGAAGACUGCAAGGACAGAGACUAUAACUUUAGAGAAAAGUCUUGACACAUGCGGUAUUUCCUGUGUCUGUUGACUGGCUCAGAAAUAAUGGCGUCAGCUUGAUUCAUUGCAUUGGAUUCAAAGGGGAAUUGGACUUGUCUGAGAGGGUGCAAGGCGUUUUAAUUAGAACAAGUUAAAAUGGGGUAGGCAACCUAAGGCCCACGGGCCAGAUGCGGCCCAAUCGCCUUCUCAAUCCGGCCCGCAGACGGUCUGGGAAUCAGCGUGUAUUCACAUGAGUAGAAUGUGUGCUUUUAUUUAAAAUGGAUCUCUGGGUUAUUUGUGGGGCCUGCCUGGUGUUUUUACAUGGGUCGAAUGUGUGCUUUUACAGUGGUGCCUCGCAAGACGAAAUUAAUCCGUUCCGCGAGUGUCUUCGUCUAGCGGUUUUUUCGUCUUGCGAAGCAACCCUAUUAGCGGCUUAGCGGAUUAGCGCUAUUAGCGGUUUAGCGGCUAUUAAAGGCUUAUCGGUUUAGCAGAUUAGCUGCUAAAAGGCUAUUAAAGGCUUAGUGGCUUAGAUAAAGGGGGGGAAAGCGAAAAAAAAAAUCUCAAGACUCGCAAGACAUUUUCGUCUUGCGAAGCAAGCCCAUAGGGAAAUUCGUCCUGCGAAGCAACUCAAAAACGGAAAACCCUUUCGUCUAGCGGGUUUUCCGUCUUGCGAGGCAUUCGUCUUGCGGGGCACCACUGUAUUUAAAAUGCAUCUUUGGGUUAUUUGUGGGGCCUGCCUGGUGUUUUUAAAUGAGUAGAAUGUGUGCUUUUAUUUAAAAUGCAUCUCUGGGUUAUUUGUGGGGCAUAGGAAUUCAUUCAUUAUUUUUUUCCAAAAUAUAGUCCGGCCCCCCACAAGGUCUGAGGGACGGUGGACCGGCCCACGGCUGAAAAAGGUUGCUGACUCCUGAGUUAACCCACCCUGUGGUAACUUAUCCAAGCUUUGUAAUGCAAGCCAAGCACUGCCAUCUCUGUUGACACUGUUGCUGGAGUUAAGAGAAGCAUGGCAGGAUGUUCAAAAGCAUUGCUGUAACAAGGGUAACAUGUGCAGAGAUGCAGCUGUCAUACGGUGUGGGUGUGAAAGACAGGCCUUCCCAGAUCUAAGCUGUACUCUAAGAAGGCCCAGCACAAAGUUGCACUCUUAGGUGCGGUGCUAAGAUUUUUCAGUACCGACAACUGAAUGCAUAUUGAACAGGGAUGUGUUUACUUACAUGUGAGCACACUGCUACAAAGGAUCAUAAAAUCCACUCUUCCUUUGUUGGUAUGUCCGGAGAUUUCCAUUUAGUAGCAAUAGGAGUGGAUUCGUAAAUUAAGUGAGUCUACAGAAUUGGCAAAAUUAACUUCAAUUAUAAGAUAUCAAUCAAAUCAAAAGUUAAGAAUGGGGUGGAAGUAUUUUGAAGAUGAUAUGUCAAAAUAUUGAUCUAAAAAUGACAUGUUAAUAGGCUUAGAAUAAAAAAUGUAAGCAAUAACAAAACAAAGAAAGAAAGAAGGAAAAAUAAGAAUUUAACAAAAAUAAUUUAUUAUAGAAUGCAAGGAGGAAAAGGUAGAAAGAAAUAUAAAGAAGUUGAAUUGCUGUGGAGGGAAGUAGAGGGUGGGUGGUGGGUUUUAUAAUUAGGUGUAUAAUUAUGCAGCUGUUGUAAUUUAAAUAUUAUAUUUUAAAUGAGGGAAUCGUUGGGAAUUUUGGUUAUUAUGUAUAUUUGUUAAGUUUCAAUAAAGAUCUUUGAAAAUUAAAAAAAAAUUAUAGAAUUGUAGAGUUAAAAAAUUGUAGAGUUGAAAGGUGCCCCAAAGGUCACCAAGGUCCAACCGCCUGCAAUGCAGGAAUCUCAGCUAAAGGAUCCACGACAGCUGGCCAUCCAACCUCUGCCUAAAAACCUACAGCCUUCCAAGGGAGCCCGUUCCACUGUCAAACAACUCUCGCUGUCAGAAAGUUCUGCCUGAUGUUUAGUUGGAAUCUCCUUUCUUGCAAUUUGAAGCCAUUGGUUCGAGUCCUACCCCCUAGAGCAGGAGAAAACAAGCUUGCUCCCUCUUCCAUGCGACAGCCCUUGAGAUAUUAGAAGAUGGCUUUCAUAUAUCCUCUCAAUCUCCUCUUUUCCAGGCUAAACAUACCCAGCUCCUUCAACCUUUCUUCAUAAGGCUUGGUUUCCAGACCCUUGAUCAACUUGGUUGCCCUCCUCUGCACAUGUUCCAGCUUGUCAAUAUCCUUCUUAAAUUGUGGUGCCCAAACUUGGACACAGUAUUCCAGGUGUGGUCUGACCAAGGCAGAAUAGAGUGGUACUUUUAUGGUAUUAUUACUUCCCUUGAUCUGGACACUAUAUGUCUGUUGGUGCAGCCUAGAAUAGCAUCAACUUCUUCUUUUGCUGCUGCUGCUUCAUCACACUGUUGACUCAUAUUAAGGUUGUGGUCCACUAAGACCCCAAGAUCCUUUUCACAUGUACAGCUAGCAAGAGAGGUGUCCCAGAUCUUAUAUAGGUGCAUCUGAUUCUUCUUGCCUAAGUGCAGAACCUUACAUUUGCCUGUAUUGAAUUAAAUUUUGAAAAUAAGCAGAUAUGAAUAUGGUCAGCAAGCUGUAAGGGAAGCCAGCAGGAUCUCUGCAUAAGAUACAAUCUUGCUUUUAAAAAGAGAAUUGAAGGUGCUAAUCUUACAGUCUUUUACACAGAGGCAGGUUAGGAAUCAAGAAGCGGUGGCUACCUGAAGCUGUGGAUUCACAUCUCUCCCUGUUGCAGGUGAUUACAAUGGAGCUAAAUUCUAGUUUCUUACUAGAACAAUAGCAAAGGAACAAGGGACCAUUCUUCAGAAGAAGGAAUAAUAAUUUGGAUAAAGACACAUAUUUCCAGGUGGCAUUCCAAAGAAGCUGGUACUAACCAAAUCAGGCACAUUCAAUUAUUUGCUGGCAGGUUAAGAUUGUCGGUGCAGAACAGAAUUAUAUUUCGAAGAAUAUGCAAGAUUCCAGCCCAGUAUGUUACCCACUUUCUACCGAAGAAUAGUUACUUAUUCAUGAAUACAUGCCUGUUGCAGUGGCUGGAGAGUUAAAAAUUCCUGCAGAAAUUCUGCCUUUCCUUUGCCUGCGUAAUGGCCAGUUUCAUACAUAUGGUUUGCAUACUUGAUAGGAUACUGCUCUCAGAAUAACUUCAUUUAUAGCUUAUGUUUUCAAUCACACUGCAAACCAUCUCAUGGGGAGAAGGUGAUCAGCAGCACAGUCUGGCCAGCAUACUUUCCUGUAAAUACCUGUGUUAUUCUGGGGAAAGAUGACAGGCCAUACUCGCAUCAACCAUGUUCAAGAGGCAAAUUAUCCCUACACUGAUGCUGGACCCCGUGGUGAGAGAGUAACGGCCUCUGUGAGUCACUGCAGUAAGUGGCCACACGCCAUAAUCUCUGACCGCAACUUUUAGAAAAGGCACCAUGACUUUGGAAAAGUUGGGUAGUCUUGAUUGUUAUGAAGAUUUAAGGCCAAAGUCUGGCCUACUCCUCACUUUCAUUUUUCUACAUGGAGAGCUGGUUGUGGGAAUUACAGCUAGAAAUCCACAGAUGCUCACCUCUGGCGUGUGCAACUUUUAGUCUAGGAAAAUAAGAUAGAUCAGAGAAGCCUGGGAAAACUUGUGCCAUUUUCCAGGCUUAGGAGAUCUUACUGAAACAUCAUACUAGGCCUCCCAGGCAUUGUACUGGACCUCAGGGAGAACUGAAAAACAAUGAGGCUGCUUCUAGCGCACCAAACUAGAUGUGAUGUUAUAAACUUCUUUUCAUUCAUUGUGCACAUUUUUUUAAAAAAUGCAAACAGCGUUUUAAAGGGCUGGUGACAAUCAGGAUCACAGCAGGAGUGAAUGAGAACUUUAAGGGGGAAACUUCCUCUGAAGCUGCUGUUUGUGUUGUGAAUAAAUCCCCUUUAAAAAAGGUAAAGGACCCCUGACAGUUAAGUCCAGUCGCAGACAACUCUGGGGUUGCGGCGCUCAUCUCACUUUACAGGCCGAGGGAGCUGGCGUUUGUCUGCAGACAGUUUUUCCGGGUCAUGUCGCCAGCAUGACUAAGCCACUUCUGGUGCAAUGGAACACUGAAACCAGAGCAGUGCACGGAAACGCCGUUUACCUUCCCGCCAGAGCGGUACCUAUUUACUUGCACUUUUUGGCGUGUUUUCAAACUGCUAGGUUGGCAGGAGCAGGGACCGAGCAAUGGGAGCUCACACCGUCACGGGGAUUCGAACCGCCGACCUGAUCGGCAAGCCCAAGAGGCUCAGUGGUUUAGAUCACAGUGCCACUCGCAUCCCUAAAAAUCCGCUUUACGUACUGCAUUUUGAUGCUUUCAGGGUGUUUCUGAUUUCAGAUCAACUUGAGGGCCAUGUCCCCACUUCUCAUUAAACCAGCGAAAGAGCAGAAGGGUAGAUACUGGUCAUCACAGUACCUAAUUAUAUAUGAAAACGUAAUGCAAGAACCAUAUGACAGAAGGCUGUGAGGACCGCUUCUUGCAGUGUUUUUCCUACCUGGUUACCGCUGUUGUUUUUUACUCGCCCUUCACCCCAAGGUCCCAGGGUAGGUUACAACAUCAAAGCACAAUAUUGAAACAGUUUGGAAAUAGUUUAAGACAACUCACAAACACAGAAACAAGGUGUGUCCUAAAAACACAUACAUCUCAAGUGUCAGAAGCCGGGGUAAAGAGUAAUGCCCUCUCCUGGGCCGCCGCCACCCUUGAACUUCUGAGGAUGGUGGAACAAUCAAGAGGGCUCCCUUUGAUGAUGCUAACACCCAAGAUGGUCUGUAGGGAAGCAGGUGUUAUUUCAAGUAUUUGGGUCCUGAGUCAUUCAUGCUUUAAGCACUAAUGAAAUCACCUUAAAACAGGCCCGAAAUAAACUGGGAAGUAAUGCAUCUGUUUUAAAACAGGGGUUAGUUGAGAUCUAAUGGAACCCCAUCCAAUAAUCUGGCUGCUGCAUUUGGGACCAGUUGAAGUUUCUGAGAUGUCUUCAAGGGCAGCCCAACAUGGCGUGCAUUAUAAUAAUCCCAGACUUUGCCAAUAGUGCAUUGCUUGUGCCCUCAAGGAAUCUUCAUUCCCAAAACUGGGUUCAUCCACUGGAUGAACUUAUAAUCUUAUAUCUGGAUGAAUUUAUACUUAUAUCACCUAUAGAAGGAGAUCUGAGGCUGCUCAGUUACAUUCAAUUACUGUACCCGUCUUCUGGGAGAUUCUGACCUGAAUAGCAUUAGAGAUCCUAGCAACAGCACGAAAGAUUUUUCACAAGCUUGUUCUUCAGAGACAAGAGAUGAAGUCUUUAUAACUCAGCAGGUGAUGUGGCAGAGGGACCUUUGUGGCUUAAACAACUUUAUAUAUCUUUAUAGCUCAACGUUUUUAAAGCCACCCUAUGGUGUAGGAUUUUUUUUAAAAAAAAACUUGCAUUUUCACUGACCUUUGGACCUGGUUUUUUUGUUGUUCCCAUUUGAUAUCUGGAUAUCACAUGUGGCAGAUAGGAAAGACUUUGAAGGUGGAGAGUAGAGAGAAAAGCACUUCCAAGUGCUUUCUCUGUCUACUAAAAGCAUCUUUGAGGGUCACAACUCAACAUGAAGCUAUGAGAAUCAGCAGGUUUAUCGAAGGUAUUAUUUUCCCAGCAUAGGUGACAUUUUGAUUCACACAAGCAUUCACGGAACCUCUCCCUAAUACCAAAACCCCAGAAUUUAUAAGUUCUGGCAUUUUUAUAAUCACAGGUUGCAACUACCAUAUCCUUGGAGGGGGGGUGGAUCCUGCAUUCCCUAGGCAGCGGUCUGUGGGGCUGAAAGCAUUUGUCCCACAGAUUAACACCCUCGCAAAUGGCCAGGUCCUGUAAUAACGCUGGAGCCAUCUAGCACCAGUGUAAGGAACAGAUGCACUCAGAAGCGGAACCACUUUACGUGCCAAUAUUUACAUAUGGAAAACAAAAUGCAAUAUUUCAAGAUGGAGCACCUUCUUUCGUACAACCUGGCAACAUUUUUAGUGAGCCGUCCCAGAGGAGCACAAGCUGGACUUGGUUUUCUUUGGUGGGGAGAUGAUGGGAGACUUUACUGCAGCAUGUGUGCGUCCUAUUUAUUUACCAGUGUGCCAGCGUAAGCAGAAAAAACAGUACACAUUCCUACAAGGCAGCAGAUCUGGUAGCCAGCAGUAGAUUCCUAGGCAGAGGCAUUCAAUGCCUUCAGCCAACCCUUUCCAACUCUGCUUCUAUCUUCAUGUCCCCUUGCCAAACUCUGAAUAUGGGUCUUUCUCUACACACACACACACACACACACACAGCUGCUCCCCCUCCACUCCUUAGUUGAAGAGAGCAGGGUGUAAGCCCUUCCAACUGCUCUGGUGAUUUUCGUGUUCGAACUCACAAACUGCACACACUCUUCUUAAAAAUUUGACCCCUUGAAGGGUUUUAUCUCUUAAAGUUACCCUGUCAUUGGGCGAUCGAUCCACUAAGAUCACUGGAAUAGGGAAGAGAAGCAAUGCCCAAACAGUUUCGAAUCUCACCUUCUAUUUCAAUUCGUGUGGCAAGCUUUACAUUUUAAAUUUUCUCUUCCGGUCUAAUGUUUCUUAUCUCAUGCUAAUGCAAGGAGGAGGGCAGCCCCAUUUGUAGCUUUUCAGUCUUUUCGUCCUUUUGGUGGUGGUGGUAUUUCUUCGCUUGGGUGGGGAAUUGAUGCCAGCCAGUGUUUCCUCAACCUUUCAGUCCUGUUGUUCUGUUUCCCCUCCAGACCCUAAACGUUAGGCAACCUUUAGAACAGUGUUUUCUGUUAUCUGGGCCUCUGAGCUGCAAGACUUCUCUUUCCAGCAGUUCUCAAGUGGCAGCCGUAUCUCUUUCAAUUUCCAUUCUCACCAUUGUCCUCUUCUGGGGCCUCUAACAUCUCCCACUAGCAUCUCCUUAAGAAGUCUUGGCAUAGCAUUAUGCUUGUUUAACUCCUUACCUUCAGCUCCUUUCGGGGGGGACCCCCUUACCUACUCUAGAUCAGGGGUCAGCAAACUUUUUCAGCAGGGGACCGGUCCACUGUCCCUCAGACCUUGUGGGGGGCCGGACUAUAUUGGGGGGGGGAUGAACGAAUUCCUAUGCCCCACAAAUAACCCAGAGAUGCAUUUUAAAUAAAAGCACACAUUCUACUCAUGUAAAAACAUGCUGAAUCCCAGACCGUCUUCGGGCCGGAUUGAGAAGGUGAUUGGGCCGCAUCCGGCCCCUGGGCCUUAGGUUGCCUACCCCUGCUCUAGACCCAUUCUAUCUUUAUUAUUUUACACUAUAAUCCUUUUUGAAUGUGUCCUUCUCACAAACAUUAACUCUCAUGAACAGACAUCAACAGACCAUUCUGUAAUGAACCAGCAGAACACUCAACAAAACAAAUCCUAGUAUUUUCAAAAGAUAGCUCUACUGUAGUUGAAUGCACAGAGAUACUUGUGCUCUUUGUUUCUCUCCACCAGUACCCAGCUUGCAUGGCCUUGGACCAGUCAAUUCUCCAUUGUUUCCAUUUCCUUCUUGAUUGUUUAUUUCCUUUGUUUUCAACCUUACGUUCUUUGGGCAAGAUACCUUUUACCCAGUGCUUUUUUCUUGGGGGAAAAGGUGCUGAUACCCUCUUCCCCCCUUUUUUCUGUCUCACACACUCUCCUGUCCCCCCUCAAUUAAUUCAAGCCCCGCUUUGCAUACCCCUCUCCCUUCUCCAACCUCUCCCCCCUCACCUUGCCCUGCUUGCUCUUCACCCCCCCCAGCAUCCUGCCCUCCCCUUGUCCUCCCUUCCCCUCCUUCCAGCCACACCGUCUGUGCUCGCCUCUACAGCUUGCCCCAGCUCCAAAAUGGAGGACGGCUGUGCUUGCAGCAGAGGCUGCUGCCUCCUCUCCCUUCUCUCUCUCCCUCCCUCCCUCUCCCCUGCCCCACAGACAUGGAAAGAGCGAGCAGAGAUGAAAGGGAAGUGGCACUUGGGGUUUGCCCAGCCGCUCCCGGCGCAGCGAGGCAGUGGCAUAGCAGCUCCUCCAGCGGGAGCGAGCGCUUUGCGGGGCAGCCGAUGGGGAACGGUGCAACCUGUUGGGUGAGAGCAGCAACUACAGUGGUACCUCUGGAUGUGAACGGGAUCCGUUCCGGAGCCCCAUUCGCAUCCUGAACAGAACGCAACCCACGUCUGUGCGGGUCGCGAUUCACCGCUUCUGCGCAUGACGUCAUUUUGUGCGUCUGCGUAUGCGCGAGCGGCGAAACCCAGAAGUAACCCGUUCCGUUACUUCCGGGUCGCCGUGGAACACAACCUGAAAAUGCUCAACCUGAAGCUACUUUAACCCUAGGUAUGACUGUAUAGUCCCUUUUCCUUGCCACUGUCGCCUCAGCCUCCUGCUUUUUGCAGUCCCCUUUUUAGCCACAGUUGCUUGCUUGCUUGCUUGCUUGCUCUCUCUGCACCACUGUCCAUUUACCUAAUCGCAAGAUUUAUGUAUCGUUGAGCACUACCAGGGGUUAAUUCUGUUGGAGGUUUGGAAGCUUCCACAAACACCUUCAUUGAAUCAAGUUUUCUUAUAAACAAUGGAAGGAAUAACUUUUCUCUAGCAUAUAAUAUCUUUACAAGACUGCAUCCUUUCUUUCUUUUUUUCAAUAUAUUUUUAUUAGUUUUAAAAUAUAAAAUUAUAAAACAUACCACACAGUUCAUCACAAAUACCCUCUUAUUAGACUUUCAUCAGCACCUCUGACAAUCCUCUGUCUUAAUCACUUCUUACGCAUUUCCUAACUUAAUAUUGCCUUUACAUUUUUAACACAACUCAUCUCCUUCAUUUUUGCAAUAUUUCUAAAAUUAAUCCUCACAGAGCUUCUUGCAAACCUACAAAUGUCGUCUGGUCAUCACAAAUACUUUUCAAAUAAUCUGUAAAUUUACUCCAGUCCUCGGUAAACUUCUGGUCCCGCCGGUUUCGCAUCCUUCCCGUUAGUUUAUCAAGUUCCGCAUAGUCCAUUAAUUUCAUCCUCCAUUCUUCAAUCAUUGGUAGUUCUUCUUGCUUCCAUUUUUGGGCCAAUAGUAUUCUUGCUGCUGUUACUACAAGACUGCAUCCUUUCUUAAACAAUACAGUGGUACCUCUGGUUACAUACUUAAUUCGUUCCAGAGGUCCGUUCUUAACCUGAAACUCUUCUUAACCUGAAGCACCACUUUAGCUAAUGGGGCCUCCCGCUGCUGACACGUCGCUGCUGCGCAAUUUCUGUUCUCAUUCUGAAGCAAAGUUCUUAACCUGAGGUACUAUUUCUGGGUUAGCGGAGUCUGUAACCUGAAGCGUAUGUAACCCGAGGUACCACUGUACUGCUAUCUCGUCCCAUCCAUUGACUCCCUUACCAUGCCCCACUGUUAUCUGGGUGUUCUGUGAGGAGUCACUGGUUCAAUUCACACCAUGCAUUUAAAGCACUAUGAUGUCGCUUUGAAUGGUCACAGAGUUUGCUAAGGGCGCUGAGAGUUGUUACAAGAUUCCUAUUCCUCUCGGACAACUACAGUUUCCAGAGAUCCUCGAGAAGAGAGAUUAAUUGUUAAACUUGCUCUGGGAAUUAUGGCUCUGUGGUGGGAGCAGAGUGUUUCAGAACAACUCUCAGCACCCUUAACAUACACCUCCCAGAAUUCUUUGGAGGAAGCAAGGAAUGUUUAGAGUGGUAUCACAGUGUAUUUAAACGCAUUGCGAUAGAAGAAAUAUUGGGACUCUGGGUGCAUUGACUACCACACAGGAAAGAGCAAGCUUACCUAUGUUAAUGGGGAACAGCCGUGGUGUCUGAUUCUGAGGGCUGUUUGUUCCCUUUUGCCUUUUGUUACUGCCUUCUAAGCUGCUUGGCAACCUAUACUUUCUCUACUCUGUGGUUUCAGCAUAAUAGUGGAUGAAAAAGCAUUGAAAAUAAUAGGUUAACGUGGCAAAUUCAUCUGGAUUUUGAAAGAGAUCCGUAUGCAGCAUAUUAAAUUCCUGCAGAAUCCAGCACACUGAUCUUUUCUGAAAGACCAUAUGGGAAUUUUACCCCCAACAUAAUGGUUCUAUGCAAGGUUUCUUUUCCCCCUUAUGUUUUCUUUCACGCUGUUAUGUCCUAAUAUAGCUCUGCUAUGCAAUUGUCUUCAUCUCUCAUUUUCAUAUGGGUCUGCACUUCAACUCAGCAAUAGCCACACUGAAGACAGAACCAGCAUGUUUCUCGGGAGCUUAGGGAUAGAGUAUUACACCUUUCCCUCAGUAGUGUAGUAGGAAAUUCAGAACUGCAAGGUCCCUUCAUUAUAGUCACAGCCACACCGUCUGACAGCCAUGCAAAAUUGUACAACCUUCUAAGAUAAUCUUACAAUUAUACAAUAACAAUAAUUAGGGAGGCAUUGCAACAAUUAAUGCAGACCUCCAUGUGUUGCCCUUCAUCUAUAGUGGGGUAGGAGAACUGGGGGGGCGGGGAAAUCACAUCUGGCAACCAAUGCACCCCUUUGGUUUCAGGUAGAACAUGGGUAGCUGAGUCUAAAAAGCCCAGGAGACAAAUUUUCACGGCCAUCUAGCGGCUAUGGUGGCUCAUUUCCCAGAAGUAAUGUAUUUAGUAUUAACACCAAACAAAGCUUUCUAGAGCAAAAUGCACACAGGUGGCACGGUGGUCUAAACCACUGAGCCUCUUGGGCUUGCCGAUCAGAAGGUCGGUGGUUCGAAUCCUGCAACAGGGUGAGCUCCUGUUGCUGUGUCCCAGCUCCUGCCAACCUAGCAGUUUGAAAGCACACCAGUGCAAGGAGACAAAUAUGUACCGCUGCGGUGGGAAAGUAAACGGCGUUUCCGUGUGCUCUGGCUUCCGUCACAGUGUUCCGUUGCGCCAGAAGCGGUUUAGUCAUGCUGGCCAUGUGACCUGGAAAGCUGUCUGUGGACAAACGCUGGCUCCUUUGGCCUGAAAGCAAGAUGAGCGCCGCAACCCCAUAGUCGCCUUUGACUGGACUCAAACUGUCCAGGAGUCCUUUACCUUUACCUUUACACAUCAGGAGGCUUAGUUUGAUCAGAAUUGAGGAUACCCUUCCAGAGUUAACACUAAACACAUUAAUUAAGCCACCAUAGCUGCUAGAGGGCCCUGAAAAUUUGUGUCCCAGGCUUUUAAGACUUGUCUACCCAUGUACUAUCUGAAACCAAAGGGGCACUUUGGUUGCCAGAUGUGAAAUAUAUUGGCAUUAUUUUCAGCUUUCCUACCCCACUAAGGGAUCUAUUUUUCUGUGCACAUACUUGGGAAAUGAUUUGGAAUGCUCCAGGAUCUUCUUUUGGAGUGAAUUAAGUUGUGUCUCUCACGAAGUUCCAUUGCAUGUAACACAAUUCUCUUGCCAAUCUCUUGAAACCGAGGCACCUUGCAUUUUCAGUGUUCCUAACGGCUUAGCAUUGGAGCACACUGCGGCUAAAUACCUCCCGUUUCAUGCUGAUUGAGUGCUUCUAGGAAGCUGGAGGCAGGGACCGUGCUGCAGAAAAAAUAGCAAGUCUUUGACACCCCGCCCCGCAACUAUUGCAUGACAACUCCCCCCGUUUUCAUGGUGAAACAGUGGCUAUACUUAUUUCAGAAUCAAAAUAAUUUACAGCACCAGCGCUUUAUUCUGGGGCAGUAGCCACAACUGUUAAUGUGACAAACUUGAGUGUGUGACUGCCUUUGUGCCCUCCUUGUAAGCACAUAUAACAAGAGGCCUUCUGGAUCAGACCACAGAGCUGCCAUUGCCAAUAUGGCAACCUCCCAAGUGUUUUGGACUACAAAUCCCAUCAUCCCUGACCACCGGCCAUGCCGGCUGGGGCCGAUGGCAUUUGAUGUCCAACAUAUCUGAUUGGAGAAGACUGUCAUACAUCAAGCCCAGCAUCCUAUACUAAGGUCGCCAGAGACCACUUCUGGUUGGCUACUGUUGGUAACAAAAUAUUGGGCUAGAUAGAAGCUGGCUUCACCUAGCAAGUUCUUUUCUGUUAAGCUGUGCUUGAUUAUAUUCUUGCAAAUGAAUUAGUUAUCUGUAUCAACAUCUAGUAAUGUAGCAAAUGCAUGCAAGUGAUCGCUCAAACUCGCAGUAUUCUGUGUCAAUGAAAAACUGAUCUGGUGCGUGUGCUUUGAAUUCCAAUAGCUAUGCACCCUGAUAAACAUGCCUUUUUUGAGUGGGCUGGGAAUUUGGAAGUCUGCUCUUCUGCUGACUGAUCCCAGUAAGUCUGUCUGUCAAGACAAUUAGGAAGCAACAGAGUGAGGGGGCUGUGCCCUGAAAGAGUAUAUGUGCUGCUGUUAGUCUCAGCAUGUGGAAACCUGAGCAUUUCAUGUGCAGCCUUUCUAUGGAGAAAGGAAAUCUGUUAUACGUUGAAACUACAGUUGCUGCAAACUUGGAGAAAAGUUUGGAGGAAGAACUUUUAUUACCCGUACAUCCUUGCAUGUGUCUUUAUUUGUAUGUUCCCCCCACCCCAGUCUACCUGACCAUCUCUUACUAACACAAGCCAAGCUAAAUAAGAUUUGUCUGAGAAAAUAAAAUGGGGCGCAUGGUCUAAGCAAGCUAUGGGGAGGAAUAUUUGUUGAUUUUAAAAUGACAUUCUUUUUAGAUUGUGAGGUGUUAAGCAUUUGGUUAAAUGUUAUACACUUAAUUAUAUGUUCUUUCAAAUACAAAAAAGGGGUUUUUACGAAUUCUGCACAAAUUUAGGUGGACCACAAACUAUCUUAACAGGAAGCUGUCCACAAUACGCCAGCAGAGAGAGAUGUAUGAAUGGGAUUUUCUUUCAAAAUGGAUAGAUCAUUCUGCUCUUUCCGAAGGAGCCAAGCACACACAAUAUCCAUUAAGUGAAAAAAGCACUACAUGAUGGCAAGAGGGUUGUGGCUGGGAUUGCCCACUUCUUAUGCAGGAAUCCAAAGCCGUUAUCCAAUAUCCCAUAGGCACUGUGCUGCAUAUUUGCAGGAGAUCAAUAAAUUCACAUAACAAAACUAGGCAGUGACCAUUAAAAACUAGGUUGAUUUCAACUAUAUGUAAGUAUACUUUACCUUCCAAUAUACAAUAUGGAAUCCUGCUACUCUGAAUUAAUUCAUCAGGAAUAACUACUCCCUCUGACUGUUCAAGCAAUCAUUAUCAUGGACUCCAAUCACUGCAUGGUGAUUGGAAGGAAAUCCAUCAUCCAUAAUCUUACCACUCUCAAAAAAACACAAUCACACAUGCCUAGAAAUGAGAACUGUCAGAUACUGUAAGAAAUCUCAGUCAAGUCAUCAUUUCAGGUCAACUGAUUUAUUAUAUCUGCAUACUGUACUUUUGCCCAUAAGAAAAUCAAUUAAUUGAGUCCAACUGCAGUCCUGUAAGCCCCAUUGAACUCAUGAGUGGACACGCGUCUAAAUGCACUGCAAGUGACAAUGUGACAGCUCUAAUUGAAGAAUAAAUACUGUACCCUGUGGUAAUUUUGUUAUGAAGGGUGGGAUAGAAAUGUAUUAAAGACAAGGAUAAUUUGCCACUCUUCCAACUUCAUUUAUUUGAGUUCAGCGCUGUUGUUGUUUAGCUGUGCUGAUGCCUCACAAAAAAGUCAUGGAACAUUCCAGAAUGGUGAAACUUGGCUUUAGGAAAAGCACACCACAGAUCUCCACACGGCAAUCCUAUGUUGAUGAGCCCCAUCUGCCCUUCAUUUCCCUCUACAGCAUGUUCAGAAACCACCUUCUUGACCAUUAGACCUGUUGUUGUUGUUGUUGUUGUAGUUUAGUCGUUUAGUCGUGUCCGACUCUUCGUGACCCCAUGGACCAGAGCACGCCAAGCACUCCUGUCUUCCACUGCCUCCCCCAGUUUGGUCAAACUCAUGCUGGUGGCUUCAACAACACUGUCCAACCAACUCGUCCUCUGUCGUCCCCUUCUCCUUGUGCCCUCAAUCUUUCCCAACAUCAGGGUCUUUUCCAGGGAGUCUUCUCUUCUCAUGAGGUGGCCAGAGUAUUGGAGCCUCAGCUUCAGGAUCUGUCUUUCCAGUGAGCACUCAGGGCUGAUUUCCUUCAGAAUGGAUCGGUUUGAUCUUCUUGCAGACCAUGGGACUCUCAAGAGUCUCCUCCAGCACCCUAAUUCAAAAGCAUCAAUUCUUUAGCGAUCAGCCUUCUUUAUGGUCCAGCUCUCACUUCCUAUUGGCCAUACAUCAAGCCCAGCAUCCUACACUAAGGUAACCAGAAACUUCUGGCUCAGUCCGACAGAACCUGUCUUCACAUGCAGGGGAGGUAUCUCACUCAAGAAGGGUUUGAGACCCCUUGGCUACUCUCACCUGGUUUAGCCAGCCAGUUGAAGGUGUUACUUGGAUGUGGCCGCUAUCACAUGCUGACAGCUUCUAGGAGCCACAUGUGAGAGCUGAGAGCAGAAUGGGCACCAAAGGUGGUCAAGCUACCCCAGAAGGAGCACAGGAGUUAAGACCCCCUGCCCUAACAUGCCAUACGCCCCAAAGUCUCUCCAUAAUAUAUCAUCCUUGUUACUUUUAUCAAAUAUGAAAGCAUUUGCUAGUUGAUUCUGGCACAAAAGAAUGCAAGAGGAGGGACUCUUUAUAAACACUUUGUUUUGAACUUGCAAGUGUAGCACGUUACAAUUCACUUUCCGUGCAUUACUAAUUUGCGGCUAAAAUAGACUGAUUCCAUUGAUUAGUUAUAUUUAUUUGUCAUCUCAUAAUACAGGUUCUCUGGGCGGUAAGUACAAUCAGUUCUCAUUUCAGAGGCAUUAAUGAUGAUUGGGGGGACUGCUCCAGAUUAAUCUAAUAACUGUGGAGCGUUGCAUUUCUUAGUUUGUUAGCAAACAACAUGCAGACCCAGGAACAGCAUGCUUAAAAGCAAUGCUCUGAAUCUGUAAAGGGGGGGAGGGAAUGCAUCCAAUGAAUAAUUAAAACUAAAAGGGCACAUGCUGCCUUUUUGCUGCCUUUUGUUCAUAUUUGGAGCACCAGAGCUUGCAAUAAAAGUCAACAAGGACUUCAAUAAGUGCUGCUCCUUAAAAGGAGGAGGGGGAGAGAGAGAACUUAUUGGCCAUGUGCGGUCAACUGUUGUUUCACUUGUUAGCUUUCAUGGUUUAAUUUAACUGUCAGGCUUGGGGAAUUAAAUGCUUCAGAUGCAGAUUGUUAAUUAGCAUAGGCCAGGAACACCUAGUGAUUCACGACGCUAUGAAAAAAAAGCACGGGGGGGUCAUCACAGAACAGUGGGAUAUGGCAUAUUCACGCACAUUUCUGUACACACGUUCAGAUCGCAAGAGGCGGCCAGAUAAAAGGAAAAACGCGAGAUCAAAGGCUGCCAUCUGGUUGCUCCUUCUCCACAGGCUCUGCCAAUCUGCCACAUUGUCUUGAGCUUUCCUCUUUCUUAUAGCUAUUAACAUCUUCCGCCUUCUCCCCAAACAUCAGUGAAAUAUGGCCGAUGUGGAUUUCAUAACGUGGUAAAUGAAUGAUGAGCAACUACUGUCACAGCCACACCUAUACCCAAUGCCCUGGAUAGUAUCCCCAGCAUGCAGAAUUCCUAACUAGAUGGAAGUCUAGAACAAUCUGCUUAUAAAAGCUUUUUUUUAAAAAAACAAAACUUGUUUAACAAUAAUAAUAAUUUAUUAUUUAUACCCCGCCCAUCUUGAAAAGCAGAGACAUCACCUUGCCAACAAAGGUCCAUAUAGUUAAAGCUAUGGUUUUCCCAGUAGUGAUGUAUGGAAGUGAAAGCUGGACCAUAAAGAAGGCUGAUCGCAAAAGAAUUGAUGCUUCUGAAUUAUGGUGCUGGAGGAGACUCUUGAGGGUCCCAUGGACUGCAAGAAGAUCAAACCGAUCCAUUCUGAAGGAAAUCAGCCCUGAGUGCCCACUGGAAGGACAGAUCCUGAAGCUGAGGCUCCAAUACUCUGGCCACCUCAUGAGAAGAGAAGACUCCCUGGAAAAGCCCCUGAUGUUGGGAAAGAUUGAGGGCACAAGGAGAAGGGGACGACAGAGGACGAGAUGUUUGGACAGUGUUCUCGAAGCAUGAGUUUGACCAAACUGGGGGAGGCAGUGAAAGACAGGAGUGCCUGGCGUGCUCUGGUCCAUGGGGUCACGAAGAGUCGGACACGACUAAACGACGAGAACAACAACAUCUGGCUGGGCUUCCCCAGCCACUCUGGGCAGCUUCCAACAAAAUAUUAAAAUUCCGUUAUGCAUCAAACAUUAAAAGUCUCCCUAAACAGGGCUGCCUUCAGAUGUCUUCUAAAAGUCUGGUAGUUGUUGUUCUCUUUGACAUCUGGUGGGAGGGCGUUCCACAGGGCGGGUGCCACUACCAAGAAGGCCCUCUGCCUGGUUCCCUGUAACUUGACUUCUUGCAGUGAGGGAACCGCCAGAAGGCCCUCAGUGCUGGAUCUCCGGGGCAGAACGAUGUGAGUGGAGACGCUCCUUCAGAUAUACUGGGCCGAGGCUGUUUAGGGCUUUAAAGUCAACACCAACACUUUGAAUUGUGCUCAGAAACGUACUGGAAUAAGUAAGUCCUGCUAAGAACUUAACUUUAGUGCCUUUGUUGCGCUUCAUCCUUGAGAAUCGGAAUUAGGGCAAAAGCCGCAAUUCAAGGCAUUACAUAACAUGGGUUGCCAUGUUGCCUACAGAUGUUGGACCAUAACUCCCAAGUAUUGGUCAUGCUGGAUGGAGUUGGUGGAGAUGUAGGUUGCGAUCCUAGACAUCUCUAUUCAGAAGCAUGACCAACUGAAUUCAAAGGAGUUUAGGAUGGCAGGUGCAGUCCAGAAACAUCUGAAGGGUGCUACCCUUGUGGUAUUGAGUGAGUCCUGGAAAAGAACAUUCUUGACCUCAUCUUUUAUGUUAGCACUUGGCAAGGAAAGUUGUUAGAAGGGAAAGGCAUGUGAGUGAGGGAGAACAUGUCAUUCUACCUGGUGUUCUUCAGAAGCUGACUGUCCCUUGAGACAUGUCAAUUUGGACUGGGUGUUUUCUGGGUGUUCUUUGCAGUGCGUCCAGUCCUUACAAGCCACAUACAGGACAAAAGUAGGUGGAACACAUCUGCUCAGCUCAAGAACUAAUCAAUGUUAAAGAUCAAUAAUUCUGCCACCGCAUGCCGCAUCAUUAUCUUAAUUUUCAUAUCCUUAUUGAGCACUACCAGUUUAUGGAAGCAGGAGCACAGAAAUAUCAACACGCUUUGACUAUAUUUUAGUAACUGCCUCCAAUUAUUAGCUACUGUUAAUGUAUCAACUGUAAUCCUGUGACAAAUCAGAGGACCACUUUACAUCUUUCUCUCGUCCACAGUCCCUUUUUAAUGCUUGUGUGUGUAUUGAACUUUCAGGAGCUAUUUGAUCCCUGUUUUCUUUUUUCCUGCACAAGAGUAAUCCAAUUGCUGCUGCAGAAGAGGGCAGAUUUGGCAUAGAUUCCCAUGAGCUAGGCCAGUAAGGAGAUUUAAAUCCCAGGCUGCCACAUUGAUUGGUUGGUGCUGUUUCACAACGUUGUUUUCCCUCGCAGAAUAUCUUGUGUCAUUUCUAAGACUAUGCCCCUUUUCGGUGAAAAUGUGUUUUGUUGUGUAUUACGUCAAUUUCUACUUAAGCCCUCUUGUGUGCCCCAAUAAGUAGGUGGAGUAUAAAUUGAAUAAUAAUAUUAAUCUACAGAAAGGGCACUAGUGAACUACCUGAUUAUCAUAUUUGUGUGGGGGGGUUGUGCGCUUAGCACAGCUCUCCAAGGGUUUGCAAACUUUUAGCUCCCUAGUUCUGACUAUCAGCAUCAAGCUGGAAGCUUGAAAACCAUUAGUGGCCGACAUAUUGGGAAAUUUUGGAGCAAGAAGGAGAUAAAUUGAGACUGCAGAGUUUUGAAAAAUUAAAAAAUAAAGUGAGAGAUUGGCUCCACUACUAUCAGAUAAUGGAGGCAUAUAAUUUGGAUAAGAAAAUAGGCUUCCAAGUGGAAAAGUCAAAAUUAGAAACAGAAUUGUUAGAACCCAAAACUAAAAAUUUGUCAAGAAUGUAUAACUUGCUGUUGAAAUGGAAUACUCAGGAUGAAACGGUGAAAUCUGCUAUGAUUAAAUGGGCACAAGAUGUUGGACAUAACAUUAUGUUUGCUGACUGGGAACAGUUAUGGACCACAGGUAUGAAGUUUACGGCAUGUAAUGCCUUAAGAGAGAAUAUUAUGAAAAUGAUAUACAGGUGGUACAUGACCCCAGUCAAGCUUGCAAAAAUUUAUCAUUUGCCCGAUAAUAAAUGUUGGAAAUGUAAAGAAACUGAAGGUACAUUCUUUCACCUUUGGUGGACGUGCCCAAAGAUUAAGGCUUUCUGGGAAAUGAUAUACAAUGAACUGAAAAAGGUAUUUAAAUAUACCUUUCUGAAGAAACCAGAGGCCUUUCUCUUGGGCAUUGUCGGCCAACUGGUGCCAAAGAAGGACAGAACCUUUUUCAUGUAUGCUACAACAGCAGCAAGAAUACUUAUCGCAAAGUAUUGGAAGACACAAGAUCUACCCACUUUGGAAGAAUGGCAGAUGAAGGUGAUUGACUACAUGGAAUUGGCGGAAAUGACUGGCAGAAUCCGAGACCAGGGAGAAGAGUCGGUGAAAGAAGAUUGGAAAAAAUUUAAGGACUAUUUACAGAAAUAUUGUAAAAUUAAGGAACUUUAGAAGGAUGUUGGAUAGAAAUUAAGAGGUUUUUAGCUGUAAUGCUUUAAGAGACAUGAAAAAAAAAAGGUUAACAAUUGGGUAAAAGAUUAAUGGUAAGGAUUUGCUGAACCAACAAACUGAAUUGGAAUACAAAGAAGGGAGGUAUGAGGAGGUCUGGGGAAAUAAGAGUAAGGAAGAUAGGUUAUGGAACAUCAUUGUGUUUUUAAUUGUUUUAUUUUGUAUGUUUUUUCUUACUUUUUACUUUUUUGCUAUAAUUUAUACUUUUUUCUUUGUUUUCUGUAUUUUUGUGAAACUUUAAUAAAUAUCAUUUAAAAAAAAAAAGGAAGCUUGAAAACCAUUAGUUUCUUCCUGCCCCUUCCUCUAACUUUAACCCACCUCUCUUCAUCCGCAUUGUGCCAUCAAUCCCCAGGGAUUUUGCCAACAGGAACAUAAGACAAUGCCUUAGAUCCGGAAUGAAUGGAGGCCCCAAAUCAAGGUCAUUGCAUUAUGAAUCCAGACUGCAUAUUGAAAGCGUUCCUUUCAAUUAAAAUGAUUUAUGGUAUGACAGCUUCCUCUGACUUCUUGAAUGAAAUAAACCUUUCAGAAAGGGCUGGUAUCUGGUGAUGGAUUGCUUAGGGCUGGGGAAGUUUUAUAGGAAUCCAGAAGGAUCCAACCCCUUCCUAAUCCAAUGAUGAAUGUCCUUCUACAUGUUCUUAAAUUUAGCAUCCCCACGGUAGUCUGUUACAAACUGCAAGCAUAUAUAUAUAUAUAUAUAUUUGCAUUUUUUGCCAGAAGAUGCAAUCCUUGUAACUUGAAACUGUAACCAACUCUUUCAGUAGGUCAUGCAUUUUUUAAGCCUCAUUUUCUAGAGUUCUAUUGAAUAUAUUAAAUAACUUUCCCCCCCCUUGCAUAUUUUCCCCUUUGCAUGUUUUUACCAUUUGCUGUUUCCUUAUUCUGACUACAUGCUGUGAUGCUGGAUCUUAGUCAGGGAAAGCAAGAGGCCCAAUGGCCCUGGGACCAGGCACUGAGGGAAAUCCAGCAAGUAGGUGAGCAGAGAAGGCAGCAAGUCCACAGAAGAGCCAAGUCUAGCAGCUGCAGUCAAGACUGACAAGCAAAGGCCAAGCUUGAGCUAGGAAGCAUUGUUUAUCCCUGUAUUGCCAAGGAAAUUCAAGAAGCUGCUAGGGAACAGGGGGCUGAGCAUCUAUGGAAGCAAGAGAUGGCAUCUUAGACUGAGAAACCUUCAGCUCUGUAGCUUAUGAUGGCACAUCACACAGAGCAAAAGAGAACACAACCAGAGGUUCCAAAAUCUAGCAUCAAUAAUUCCCCAAACUAUACUUCACCAAGUCUAAAGGCUCUAAAACUAUGUAUUUGGUUAGGGGGAAAAUUAUAAGCCCCUUUUAAUGACCCAUCCUCCCUCACACUGCCUCUUGAGUACAGUGAUACCUCGGGUUAAGUACUUAAUUCGUUCCGGAGGUCGGUUCUUAACCCGAAACUGUUCUUAACCUGAAGCACCACUUUAGCUAAUGGGACCUCCUGCUGCUGCUGUUCCGCUGGAGCACGAUUUCUGUUCUCAUCCUGAAGCAAAGUUCUUAACCUGAAGCACUAUUUCUGGGUUAGCGGAGUGUGUAACCUGAAGCGUAUGUAACCUGAAGCGUAUGUAACCCGAGGUACCACUGUAUAUUUCCGUGUAUAAUAUGAUGUAUUUUUACUGGAGUGAAAUGAUAAAAUUUUGGGGUCGUCUUCUACACGGAUAGUGCAGGGGGGGAAUGGGCGACUGGUGGCAGCUGCCAGCUGGAGAUUGUCAGUGGUGAUUGAGUGAUUGGUGUCUGAGGCAAGGCGUGCGAUUGGCAGCGGCGGUCAGGUUAGUGAGCCAUUGUCUGCAAUUCCCCCCAAAAAAGCUCAGCAACUCUGGACAACCCCCCCCAUUUCCUUAUUUUCGAGUCCCAAAAAAUAGGGGUCGUCUUAUACACGGGGGCGUGUUAUACACGGAAAACUACAGUAAGUCUGGAAGCAAAGUGCUUACACUCAUUUAUUUCAGUAAGCCUAAGCAUGCCUAACUCUACAUAGGAUCUGUCUGUGACUUGCCUUGGGGAGACCCAUGAUGACCUCAUUAGCAAAGUCUGCAAAAGGAUUUCAUAAGAAGACUGAACCUCUAGGAUUUUAGGGAGCGGUUCCUGGAAAAGGUAUACAGUCAUACCUCGGGUUAAGUACUUAAUUCGUUCUGGAGGUCCGUUCUUAACCUGAACCUGUUCUUAACCUGAAGCACCACUUUAGCUAAUGGGGCCUCCUCCUGUUGCCACACCGCCGGAGCACGAUUUCUGUUCUCAUCCUGAAGCAAAGUUCUUAACCCGAGGUACUAUUUCUGGGUUAGUGGAGUCUGUAACCUGAAGCGUAUGUAACCCGAGGUACCACUGUACUAGCUACUUGAAAGAAUGAUAGUUGUAGCAUUGCAGCAUAGACAGAGGGAAGACCUAUGACUACUGCCUCCCAUUGCAUUCUGAGUUCACCCACCAUACGGCUGUUGCUUCCAAUGGUGGCAAUGCGCAGGUGUGGCUUGUGUACUCUGAGCUCGGUACAUCCUGGCAGGCAGCAGUUGCAUAAUCCCACUCAGAACGUGCUGCUGGGCAGGGAGUCAGGGGGGACAGAGUAUUGUCUACAAGCACCCAUGUAUGGAAGGAGACAUUUUGCUUGGCUCUGAGCUGCAAAGCAGGAGGUGGAGGCAGAUGGCUUCAAGACAUGUAUGAAAACAAAAGAAAACAAGGAAAUGCGAAAGUAACAGUGCGCACUGUGCAUUUCAGAAGGUGGCAAGCCAUGACGGGUGCCUGAAUAGAGAAAACAACUAUGACUUCUGGAACGACACAGCUGUCAAUUCAUUUAUCUUUUCUUCUGAAGAAAUGAUGGGCCUUGAUGUGGGCUAUAGAGACAAGCCCAUCAGAUCAUGGGUGAUCACCAUAUUAAUGAGAGAGAAGGGAUGAGAGUCUGGAGGACAUGAAACCAAAUGGAUGACAGCCCAUCCCAAAGGGAGGGAGAACUCCAGUACUGCUGUCUCAGUGGGUUCGGGACACAGUUUGACAGCAUGGAAAUAAACACGGAUUGUCACUCGAAGGAUAUGGAUGCUUCAUCAAGCAAGGAGACUACCACUCGUGGCUUCAUCAGACAAAGUUUGAUAUUUCAGGGUUUUCUUAUACGUAUCUGGUAGACUUGCAGAAGGAGCAGCUUCUACACAAAAUAAUAAUGUGGAUGCAAUCAGACAUAAAACAAAUCCGCCUUCAGAUACUAGUGAGAGCAUGUUUCAGUCUCCCAGGACUCUCUGUUGAGGACAUAAUAUAAGAAGAGUGCUGAUGGAUCACCCCAAAGGCUUAACUUAAUCCAGCUUUCUGUUCUCUCAGUGGCCAACCAGAUGCCUACAGGAAGCCUUCAAGCAGAGGCCAAUGCCACACCAUUCUCCCCACUUGCGUUCCCCAGCCGCUAGUAUUGAGAAGCAUUCAGCCUCUGAUACCAGAGGCAGUAUGCAGUCAUCUUGUUAUUGCUCUUUAACAGCACCUGUUAAAUUAGCACAGCAAGGCUACGAAUACUGUACUGCAUUGCAUUUUACUGCCAUUGUGAAUUUGCUUUCCAUACACAUCAAAGGAUUGCACAGCAUUGUGAGGGGCUGCACAUCUUUCAUUUCAUGGUCAUUUGAAAGCACCGGUUACUAUUUUUCUCUGUGCCUACGUGUGCAUAAAUAGUAUUUGUAAACCAUAAUUUCAUCAUGCUUUUUACUUAAUGGAUUUUUAAAACUGGAAAGUUCUUGGUUUUUUGUUUUUUUUAAGAAAAAGCAUUUUUAGUUGUUCUGAAAAUAUUUUCCAGUAGACAGGUGAAGCCACACCAAGCUCCUUUUACUUUUUAUCCUAUGUAACAAAGAAUUUUAGCAGAUUUGACAGUGGUUUUAUUGCAUACCGAGUGACUGUCGAUGUUUUUGGCUGGUACCAUGGCCUUUGGCUAGUGCAAUAAAGUUUGGUGAUGGUACCAAGCUCCUUCAUUUUUCCAAAUUCAUGGAGCACGUGCCCUCCUUUGCAGGAGGCGCCAUUCUCAUGUACCUGGAACUGUGAUGAAAGGAUAUGUUCAUCCCAGGUCUGCUUUCUCAAGUACUGGAAGCCACACAGUCAUAAGGCUCUGCUUAGUGUCAGAAUGCAACGCUGAAAUCAAGUUCAAUCCAUUCCUGGGUCUAAGAACAUAGAUAUAUCUUUUCCAUCCAAGCAGUGAAGAGUUACAGGUCCCUUCCAAUGCUUACUAGGAAGAUCAAGUGAUGAAGACUCCAGGUGACAGGGACUGGGCAGAGGAGAAAUGGUAGAGACCGCCUCCCCAGCCUGACCCUUCCAGAGAAGAAGAAGACAGUUCAGAAUUGUUGUUGUUUAGUCGUGUCUGACUCUUCGUGACCCCAUGGACCAGAGCACGCCAGGCACUCCUGUCUUCCACUGCCUCCUGCAGUUUGGUCAAACUCAUGCUGGUAGCUUCGAGAACACUGUCCAACCAUCUCGUCCUCUGUCAUCCCCUUCUCCUUGUACCCUCCAUCUUUCCCAACAUCAGGGUCUUUUCCAGGGAGUCUUCUCUUCUCAUGAGGUGGCCAAAGUAUUGCAGCCUCAGCUUCAGGAUCUGUCCUUCCAGUGAGCACUCAGGGCUGAUUUCCUUCAGAAUGGAUAGGUUUGAUCUUCUUGCAGUCCAUGGGACUCUCAAGAGUCUCCUCCAGCACCAUAAUUCAGAAGCAUCAAUUCUUCAGCGAUCAGCCUUCUUUAUGGUCCAGCUCUCACUUCCAUACAUCACUACUGGGAAAACCAUAGUUUCAUUCAUGGAUCACUGCCUUGCCAUGACGAAGGGGCUUGAAUAACUCAGAGAAGCUAUGAGCUAUGCCGUGCAGGGCCACCCAAGAUGGACAGGUCAUAGUGGAGAGUUUUGAUGAAACGUGAUCCUCCUGGAGCAGGAACCGGCAAGCCACUCCAGUAUCCCUGCCAAGAAAACUCCGUGGACAAAGUUCAGAAUUACAACAGGGGUUUGAGGGAGAUCACAGCUCAGAGGAAGAUGAGGAGGAAAGCCGGGAAAUAAUGGGAGAGGAGAAGGAGGCAGAAGAAGCACCAAGAGGGCAACAGCUGAUGGACACAGUGGCUUUAGAAAGCAUUCCAGACCCAACCCCACUCCCAGAACCCAGCAAGCCUUGAAAGUAGUAGAGCAGAAUCAAGUUUAAGAUAUUAACUGAUGCAAAACAAAGAGGGGGCUUUGCCCUGCCGGACUUAAAGUUGUAUUAUGAAGCCGCAGCGUUCUGCUGGCUAAAAGACUGGCUACUUCUUGAAGACACUGAUGUGUUGGAUUUGGAAGGGUUUAAUAAUGUUUUUGGAUGGCAUGCAUAUUUAUGGUAUGACAAAGUUAAAGCAAAUAAGGCCUUCAAGAACCAUAUUGUCAGAAAAUCAUUGUAUAAUGUCUGGACAAAAUAUAAAGACUUGCUGGAAAAUAAAACACCAAGGUGGCUUUCACCUUUGGAAGCUAAGGCCCUACUAGAAAAAGAUGGAGACAAUUGGAAAUUGCAGAGUUUGGAGAAAAUGAAAGACAAAGUGCGAGAUUGGUUACAUUACGCUCAGAUUAAAGAAGUCUUUAAAAAUGAUAAGAAACUAGGGUUCCAGGUGGAGAAAUCGAAAUUAGAAACAGAAUUGUUAGAACCAAAGACUAAGGUACUUUCAAGGAUGUAUAACUUGCUGUUGGAAUGGAAUACACAAGAUGAAAUGGUUAAAUCGGCUAUGAUAAGGUGGGCACAGGACAUUGGGUAUAAUAUUAUGUUUGAGGACUGGGAAAAGUUGUGGAGUAAUGGAUUGAAAUUUACUGCAUGUAACGCUCUGAAAGAAAAUGUAAUGAAAAUGAUUUAUAGAUGGUAUAUGACCCCAGUUAAACUUGCAAAAAUUUACCACCUGUCUGAUAAUAAGUGUUGGAAAUGUAAAGAGUGUGAGGGAACGUUCUUCCACCUCUGGUGGACCUGCCCUAAAGUGAAGGCGUUCUGGGAAAUGAUUUAUAAUGAAUUGAAAAAGGUAUUUAAAUAUACCUUUACCAAGAAACCAGAGGCUUUCCUUCUGGGUAUUGUCAGCCAAGGGGUGGCAAAGAAGGACCAGACAUUUUUUAUGUAUGCAACAACAGCAGCAAGGAUACUUCUUGCAAAACAUUGGAAAACUCAAGAUUUACCCACACUGGAAGAAUGGCAGAUGCAACUGAUAGACUACAUGGAACUGGCUGAAAUGACCGGCAGAAUCCGUGACCUGGGAGAAGAGAGAAUCGAGGAGGAUUGGAAGAAAUUUAAGAACUAUCUACAAAAAUAUUGUGAUUUGAGUGAAUGCUAAAUAAGAUGCUAGACUAAAUAACUGAGCACCACUUAACUUAGAAGUUUUUAAGAAAAUAAGUAAGACUGUGAAAAUUUAACUCUUUAUGAGAACUAUAAGAUUAUGAAACAUUGAAGAGAUAUAAGAUUUUAAAUAAGAUGAUAAAUUGCUGACAAAAUGUUAUAACGAUGAAAGUGGGAGCGGGGAUGUGAGGCAGUCCAAAGAAAAUGUGAAACUAUGUUAAGACAAAUGUUAUAUUGUUUAUUAUGUUUAUUCUUAUUGUAAAACCCAAUAAAUUGCUUUAAAAAAAAAAAUGAAAGUAGUAGAGCAAAAAGCUCAGAAGCAAAGGGCCCUCAACGCCACCCAUAGGGGAGAUGAUGACGAAUGAGGAAGUGGGAGAAAAAGCAGGUGGGGAGUCACUCAGGACACGCCAUUAUUCUAAGAGGUAUUAUUCCAAGCCUCUCUCUGUAAAUAUUGACUAAAAAGCAGGUGGUAAGGACUUUUCCUUGUCUUAUCUGCUCCUGGCAACCUGCGGCGGGGAUUGUUUCCUCUGCCACCUGACACCAGAAAUAUUAUGGGGAAUAGAGUGUUUCCUCCAUCAACAAAAAGCUGUUGUAUCAACAGUUCCUAUCAAGUUAUAGACAUGGAGGGAGCACAAAAAGAUGUUGAAUCAGAAGGGGGAGGAAAGACCCAUUAAAAUGGUGAUAUGAUAACAAAAGAUCCUGAAGGCAAUCUUUGAAGAAUGAAAGCAUAGAAGGAAUAAACCAAACGUAUCCAUUAGAGAAGGUUGGCCCACGCAUAACAUGGCAAGCCAAUAGGAUGCUCUCAUCACAUUUUGGGUGUUGUCACAUAUUACAAACAUCUUUCUAAGUGUGAAGCUGCUUUGAACGUAUAUCAAUUACAUUGCCAGUCCCUGUUAAGCAAGAGACUAUCCUUCUGCAAUCAUGCUUAUGGCAACAUUGGUCCAACUCUGAACCAAUGUUGCCCAUGGCACAAUUGCAGAAAGAAUAAUCUUUCGAUAAAGCAUGCAUUAGCAGUGUAAUGUGAUUUGUGUUUUUAGGCCAAAGAAGCAAGUACGGAUCAGCCCAAAGCUAUUCCAUGUUUAGUAAAGGAAUGACUUCACUGCCCAACCAUAAAUAUGUUUACUUGGGGGAUUGCCUCACUUAAUCCAAUAGGACUCAGGUCCCCAAAGCCCCCAGCUUUUAUUGAUGGAAUGGUAUUAAUAUCAGUUGCAAACAGUACAUUUUUUUUAAAAAAGGAUGUGCCAAUCAAGAAAAGGACUGGGUCUUUCCCAUGGAGUUCAUUAACAAGAAACUUGAAAAUUUAGACAUACAUGUGCUUCUUGCUUUUUUUUACAAUUGAUGGUGCAAUUUAUGUUUUCCUACUUAAACUCAAGCAUCCUUCCAAUAUAAAAAUUCAAAGUGUGAAGUGGCUCUUAACUGCAGGUUAGUAUGGGCAAGGCUGUAGCCAUAUUGUUUUUGCACUAUUUAAGUGACUGUUACUUACGGUCAAUUGAAUCAAACAGUGUUAAUUUUAAUUUAGUGUGUUUUCUUUUUGUAUUGAGGGGGAUAGAAAUCAAAGGGGUUGCCAUGCUUCAACUACAUAAGCUGGUAGAGCAUUAAAGAGAACAGGGAACUCAUGAGCAGAACACAUUAUGUAUCGCUUUUAUUGUGUUUUAUUGUUAUUGCUGUUGGCAUUAUUGUACACUGUCCUGGGAUCUGCUUGGACAAAGGGCAGUGUAGGAAUGUAAAUAAGCAAUGGAUCUGCGGCCCAGAAAGUUUACUCAGAAAUGAGCCCUAUUUACAUCAGUUGGACUUUCCCCAAGAACAAACAACAGAGGCUGCUGGCAGCUUAAAAACUAACAGAUUUAUUAUGGCAUAAAAUUUCAAGCUCCUGCCAUAACAAAUAUGUUUGUCUAUAAGGUGCUACAAGCCUCUUCAUUGUUUUGAUAACACAGACUAAGGCGGCUACCUUUGUGGAAGUUAUUCUCAAGUGUCUGUUGGAUUUCAGCUGUAGCCUGUUGCUCUUUAUGUCUGUGAGAGUUGUGCGUCCGAGAUAGGUAAAGGACCCCUGGAUGGUUAAGUCCAGUCAAAGGCGACUAUGGGGUUGCGGCACUGAUCUUGCUUUCAGGCCAAGGGAGCCAGUGUUUGUCCACAAACAGCUUUCCAGGUCAUGUGGCCAGCGUGACUAAACCAAUUCUGGUGCAACGGAAGACCAUGAUGGAAGCCAGAGUGCAUGGAAACGCCGUUUACCUUCCCACCGCAGCGGUACCUAUUUAUCCACUUGCACUGGUGUGCUUUCGAACUGCUAGGUUGGCAGGAGCUGGGACAGAACACCCCAUCGCAGGGAUUCAAACCGCUGACCUUCUGAUCGGCAAGCCCAAGAGGCUCAGUGGUUUAGACCACAGCGCCACUCACAUGCAGCAGACGUGCAUCCGAGAUAGCAGGCACAGCACUUGUGAAAUAUGGAGUUACAAUCUUAGUCCAGACAAAGUAACAACAGUAACUGAGUUUUUCAGAUUUUUUAUUUUUUUAAAAUGGACUAUAAACUCAAAACUACUUUAAGCUCUGCCAGAAGCCUUAGAUUCUUAAUUGGAAAUACAUAAACCAGUGUGAUAUACAGUCAUACCUCAGGUUGAAGUAGCUUCGGGAUGAAUAUUUUCGGGUUGUGCUCCACGGCAGCCGGAAGUAACGGAGCGCAUUACUUCCGGGUUUCGCCGCUCGCGCCUGCGCAGACGCUCAAAAUGACAUCAUGCGCAGAAGCGGCGAAACGCGAUCUGCGCAGACGCACAGACGCGUGUUACGUUUACUUCAGGAUGCAAACAGGGCUCCGGAACAGAUCCCGUUCACAUCCAGAAGUACCACUGUAGUGGUUAGCCCAGGACUUAGAAGACCAGGGUUCAAAUUCCCACUAGCUAAGAAGCUCACUUGGUGAUCCUGCGUCAGUCACUGUCUCUCAGUGAGGACAGAAUGGGAAGGAGGAGAACUAUGUUUGCCACCUUGAGCUCCUUGGAAGAAAGGCAGGAUAUAAAUAUAAUUAAUACAUUUAAUUUUAUUUUAAUUUCAUUAAGAGGUGACAUUUGCCUUGUCAGGAUAUGGAAGUGUGAGUAAGUCGACCAGUUUCCAAGGGAUCAUUUAGUCAGGUGCUAGCUGGUAAAGCCUGGUGAGGAGAAUUUUACACUUCAUGCAAAGAAAGUGCAGCAAAAUAGUUAAUAAGCAUUUGAUCCAAACCAUGCAAAUAAUUGUCCUGAACAAACAGAAAAACCAAUGGAGGAGAACAAUGCAUUCAAGCAGAGCAGGUAGGCCUCGGCUGUGCACACACCAUAGGUUUAAAGCACAUGACUUCCCCCAAAAAUAAAUAAAUCCUGGGGUCUGUAGUUUGUUAAUGGCGCUGGGAAUUGUAGCUCUGUAAGGGGUAAACUACAGUUCCCAUGUUUUUUGUGGGGGGAGGUUGUUUCAUGUGCUUUUAAGUGUAUGGCCUUUAGGUAACCUAACAGAUAAUGACUCCUAAAGGUAAAGGGACCCCUGACCAUUAGGUCCAGUCGUGACCGACUCUGGGGUUGCUGCGCUCAUCUCGCUUGAUUGGCCGAGGGAGCCGGCAUACAGCUUCCGGGUCAUGUGACUAAGCCGCUUCUGGCGAACCAGAGCAGCGCACAGAAACACUGUUUAGCUUCCCGCCGGAGCGGUACCUAUUUAUCUACUUGCACUUUGACGUGCUUUCCAACUGCUAGGUUGGCAAGAGCAGGGACAGAGCAACGGGAGCUCACCCCGUCGCGGGGAUUCGAACCGCUGACCUUCUGAUCGGCAAGUCCUAGGCUCUGUGGUUUAACCCAUAGCGCCACCCAUGUCCCUCAAUGACUCCUAGGGCUGAACAAAAUUUAUGAAAAAAGUAGAUAUACACAGUGCUGUUUUUCUAGAAAAAGAGCUGCCGGAACUCACCAUGAACCCCUCCCUUGUUCUCUUAGAAUGGAAAUGGUGCCCACCUGAGAGGUGCCAGAACUAAGUUCCGGUGAGUUCCGGCUAGAAAAAAAGCCCAAGAUGUACAUAUGUAAAAGAGAUUCGCCCUCCUUGUCAGCAUGAGCCAAUUUACAACUUUGGGAGUCAGAAAUGACAAAGCAAUCAUAUCCAGUAAAUGAGGCAAGAGAUAUCUCUAAGUUCCAUCCCACUGUGCUACAAUGCAGCCAGGCUGGACAAAGUGAGGUGUUAAAGAGCAUUUGAAGUAAACAUUUUUUAUAUACAUAAAAAGAAAAGAAAGAUGUGGAGGGGAAGAUAACAGGGGUAAAGAUAUAAUAGCUUCUGACAGUGAGCCUUUGUGGCAGAAAAGGCUCACAAGGAAACAUUCAGCUGAAAUGAGAGGAGGCAAGCUUCACAACCCCUUCUCAAAGACCCGAUAGAUCUGGGAGAAAAAGAUUAUUUCAGAAUGGAAUGUAUCAGAAUUAGAAAUGGAUGUACAACGGAGGUCAGAAUUCCAACAUGGAAUGCAUUUUCUAAUAAAUGGGGCAACGGAAGAGACGAGAUACAGCUGAAUUCUGAGCUUUGGUGAAUCUGGUUUAGUGUAGUAUAACUGGGAUUUUAUGAGAUCAGAAUAAAGCAUUGCAACUCGGUUGCUGGUGCCCAGGGUGGGGAUGCGCAUGCACACACACUGGGGGUGCCAGGUGAGUGUUAGCCCAGCCCUCACCCCCACUGGAGCAAAGUGGGGCUAUGCUGAGCCGCUUGCCUACCCACACGGAGUGGGGAGCCCAGCCGGCCAACACAGCCCUGUGCCAAGCCACAUUGGGGGCGCCUGGGAGCACCUGGUUUGUGUCCCCUCAAAAAUUGUGCACCCAGGGCCAUGGCUCCCUGGCACCCCUAAUGCCACACCCCUGACAGAAUGAAUUUUGUUUGCACCACAAAACUUUCCAUCCCUUUAAAGCCCUAAACGGCCUCGGUCCAGUAAAUCUGAAGGAGCAUCUCCACCCCCAUCGUUCUACCUGGACACUGAGGUCCAGCUCCGAGGGCCUUCUGGCGGUUCCCUCACUGCGAGAAGCCAAGUUACAGGGAACCAGGCAGAGGGCCUUCUUGGUAGUGGCACCCGCCCUGUGGAAUGCCCUCCCACCAGAAGUCAAAGAGAACAACUACCAGACUUUUAGAAGACAUCUGAAGGCAGCCCUGUUUAGGGAAGCUUUUAAUGUUUGAUGUAUUACGGUAUUUUAAUAUUUUUUUGGAAGCCAUCCAGAGUGGCUGGGGAAGCCCAGCCAGAUGGGCGGGGUAUAAAUAAUAAAUUAUACUAUUAUUAUUACUAUUAUUAUUAUUACUACUACUAUUAUUAUAUAUUAUUUAUUGUUGUAUAUAUAAUUAUUAUAUAAUUAUAUAAUUAUAUAAUUAUUAUUAUAUCCCAAAUCUGCUCUGGAAUAUGGUUGGAUUCCACCCACCACCAAUGCUGGCACACUUUUUCCUUCCACGAAUUUUCCUUUCUGUGAUAUCAUUCUACCAAACCCCAGGACUAGCUUUUUUUUAAAAAAAAAAAAAAAGUUGUGCAGAUGAAUUUUAAAAGUCAGGGGUGACAAGGAAGCUACUGAGAGGAAUUAUCGCAGGAUAAUCAUUGUGCGUGUGCUCACUUUUAGACUGAGGCUAAAAUCAAUAAUCUCAUUACAUGCAAUGAGCCAUGACGGGUUUCUGCAUAGGCUGUCUCUUGAUGUGUCUUCAGUAAAUGGAAAGCAAGGUUCCAACAUGCUAGGUGGGCAAUGAAGUAUCUACUGCAAACACCCCCAGUAAACGCCGCUCCAUUUACAGAAGUUCCAGCAAAGAUAAUGAAGGUCUCAGAAAGACCCUGCUGUUCAUGCUGCCUGGAAUCAACCCAAGACAAUGAUGAAUGCAAAAUGAAGUAGGUCACAUAUAAAAAGGAUUUAGUUCAUAUGCAGCAGAUCACACUCUCAACUUGAGGUUUUUAAGACAAGCAAAUGCUAGGCAGAUGAAAUGAUCUUCUAUCCCUUUUAGGUGCAAAGAAAUAGCAGUAAUAUAUAGGAGGACAUGACAAGUGUAAUUGGUUUCCAUAUCUUUCCACCACACCCACAACAUGAAAAGAGUUACAUAAUUAAAACCAUGUAGUCAUAAGCAAUAAAUAAAAUAUACCAAAAUUCAAAGUGUUGGUGCUGACCUUUAAAGCCCUAAACGGCCUCAGCCCAGUAUACCUAAAGGAGCGUCUCCACCCUCAUUGUCCAGCCUGGACGCUGAGGUCCAGCUCCGAGGGCCUUCGGGCGGUUCCCUCAUUGCAAGAAGUAAGGUUACAGGGAACCAGGCAAAGGGCCUUCUCGGUAUUGGCACCUGCCCUGUGGAACGCCCUCCCAUCAGAUGUCAAGGAAAUAAGCAGCUAUCUUGUUUUUAAAAGACAUCUGAAGGCAGCCCUGUUUAGGGAAGUUUUUAAUAUUUAAUGCUGUCUUAUUUUUUUAACACUCGAUUGGGAGCCGCCCAGAGUGGCUGGGGAAACUCAGCCAGAUGGGCGGGGUAUAAAUACAUUAUUAUUAUUAUUAUUAUUAUUAUUAAAAGCACACAACUGUAAUUGAACAAUUCCCACAUAAAUCAUUAUAAGAUCUAAAAAUAAAGAUACAGAAAACUAAUAUCAAUUAACAACAACAAAACUCCCAACAAAAACCCCAAAAGCACAUGUGCAUUUAGGUUGUUCUUUACUAUCAAGAAGACGAAGUCAUAAAGGUAAAGGUAAAGGGACCCCUGACCAUUAGGUCCAGUCGUGGCCGACUCUGGGGUUGCGGUGCUCAUCUCGCUUUAUUGGCCGAGGGAGCCGGCGUACAGCUUCCAGGUCAUGUGGCCAGCAUGACUAUGCCGCUUUCUGGCGAACCAGAGCAGCGCACGGAAAUGCCAUUUACCUUCCCACUGGAGCGGUCCCUAUUUAUCUACUUGCACUUUGACGUGCUUUCGAACUGCUAGGUUGGCAGGAGCAGGGACCGAGCAACGGGAGCUCACCCCGUUGCAGGGAUUCGAACCGCCAACCUUAUGAUCAGCAAGUCCUAGGCUCUGUGGUUUAACCCACAGUGCCACCCGUGUCCCUUUAGACAAAGGCAUAAUUCCCUCUUAUUUCUAAUAUUUAGAGGAAGUUGGUGUGUAUGCAGCCCAAUGGCACUGUCCGAAUAUGAGGGAUGUAUUGGAAGGUUCAGGGAAACAUCAAGAAUUGCAGGAGAAUGGUUUGUUUUAAAGAGUGGGAAACCCACAAACAUUCUAGCAAGCAGCAAGUGACCUCAGAAGGCUAGGAAAUCGGGGGGGGGGGAGAGGAAAUUGAAUUGUCUAUUCUGGAGCAGGGCACAACCAACUAGGGCAAUAUACAGGAGCUCUCGGUGCUGCAAUAUUUUAUUGCAGCUCUGACCUGUCAAAUAAAUCCAUCAUUCAGGAUUAAUUUGAAGUUGUGUUUGAUGCACUUUUAGGAGAGGGUGUGUAAACAGUUUUUGCUUUCACCAGGAAUGAGUUUGAUUUCCGUAAGGCUAGAAGUUUGUUUUUAGUCAUAAUAAGUCUUUACAGUUUUCAACUUUCAUCAAUCGGUUUACGGAACUAAUAUGCACGGCUGCGUAUGAGCUCAGGACAGCGUGGAAAUAUUAUGCCACCUCUACAAUCUAACAGCAGGAGGGUUUUCUGCGCAAAGGGGUAUUUGUGCAGGUGUGUGUUUACAUGUACACAGACAAUAUAAGCUAAAUUGGUUGGAGAAUGGUAUGCUUUUUCAGAGAAAUGAUGAGGUAGAAAUACUGAGGGUGUGUUUUAGGAGUUGCUAGACACAUUAACUGACCUAGCAGAACCUUUGUGUAGUCGAAAAAAUAAUAAUACAAUGCUUUGUGACAGGUAAGUGUUGCUUUGGUAAUGUUAUGAAAAAGCAUUACAUAACAUUAUGAAUGGGGAGGAAAUUCAGUCUGUUUUGCCUUUUAAUGUGAAUCGACCUAAUUACGGCUUCCUGAAACAAUGUGUGAACUGAAAAACAGCUUUGAAAUUCACACUUCUCAGGAUUUCUUGCGAUACAGUUCUCCAACCAAAAACUAUACCAAAAUAUAAUGAAUUGAAAGAGAUGUUUAAAAUAACAUUUGUAAAACAAAAAAACAAAAAAACCCAGAAGCUUUUUUUCUAGGAAUUAUAGGGAUAAAACUACCUAAACAGUAUAGAAAUUUAUUCAUGUAUGCGACUACAGCGGCAAGAAUGUUAUUUGCCCAAAAAUUGAAAGACGUAGUCCCAGCGACAGAAGAAUGGAUACAGAAACUUAUGGACUAUGCAGAAAUGGCAAGACUUGCUGGAAAAAUAAGAAAUCAAAAUAACAAUUUUUUUUAAUAAAAGAAUGGAAAUGGUUUACUGAAUAUGCACAAAUAAAUUGUAAACAGAUAAGGACAUUGACAGGAUUAUUGUAGUAACCUCCAGUUUCAUAAGAGUAAACAAUUAAAGUAGAUGAAUAAAGUAGAUGAAUAAGUUGAGUUAAUUUAGAAUAUGCAGGAAAUGAUAAAAUAAACUUAAGGAACCACAGAAAGAGGAGGAAGGAAGUUGAGUUUUGAAAUGUUAAAAUGACUGUAAAACUAUUGAAAUGUAUAUAACUGAAAACCAUAACUAUUUUUUUUUUAAAAAAAAAAGAAAGAUGGGGCGUACUGUAUACCAAAAUGCAUAUGUUCAUAAAUAUGAACUGCAUUAUGUUAGGGGGAAUUACAUACAAAAUGUGUUAGAGGGGGGAAUUCACAUUAAAAUGCUGAUGAAUUUUCAGGAGGACUUAAAUUAAAAAAUCACAAACUGAUGCAGAAAUGUGGUGAAUCGGACGUAAAAAUGGAAAAAAUGGGAACUAGAUAAACUAUGAUUGACAGAUUCAAAAUGGUUUGUCCAAUUCCCACAUAGUGCUGUAGCACUUACUUAAAUGUUAUUAUUUUUGAUGAAUGGAACAGCCACCAAAAAACUUUAGUCCUAACAGAAAACAACAACCACAAAGUCUCAGAUCAGAUAGGAAGUAUUAAAAAAACACGAUUAAGCUAAACAAAAUUGCCAUAUACUUUUUCGUUGUGUAAACUGUGCCUGGAGGGGCUAUUAUAUGCAAGCCACCGUGUGUAUGCAAGAGAUUUGUUACUCCAGAGGGAACGAACCACUUCAAGCAGCAAAGACUCAUAAUGUUGAAUCUGGUGUCUGCCAGUAUAUUUUCUGUUGCUACCUGGUGGCAGUCUGCUUCAUUUUAAUUAGGCAAAAAACCCAACACAUAGUAGCAGAUAUCUUGUUUCACAUGGAACUUCAUGCUUCAGAGAAGAGGCAAAGCCCACCCACUAGGAAAAUGUGUAAUAUAUCUUUCAGAAGGUCUCAUCCUAAUUCAGACCCAUAAGCAAUAAAUAAAAUAUAUCAAAAUUCUAAGUGUUGGUGCUGACCUUUAAAGCCCUAAACGGCCUCAGCCCAGUAUACCUGAAGGGGCGUCUCCACCCCCAUCGUUCAGACUGAGAUCCAGCGCCGAGGGCCUUCUGGCGGUUCCCUAAUUGCAAGAAGUGAGGUUACAGGGAACCAGGCAGAGGGCCUUCUCAGUAGUGGCGCCCUCCCAUCAGAUGUCAAGGAAAUAAACAACUACUGUUUCUGACUUUUAGAAGACAUCUGAAGGCAGACAAGUUUAAGGAAGUUUUUAAUAUUUGAUGUUUUAUUGUGUUUUUAAUAUUCUGUUGGGAACCACCAAGAGUGGCUGGGGAAACCCAGCCAAAUGGGCGGGGCUAUAAAAUAAUAAUAAUAAUAAUAAUAAUAAUAAUAAUAAUUAGCAAUGUUUUGUGCCACUGCAAGCCCCAUGUGUCUUUAACAACAGCUGCCACCCAGUACCUUUCUUUGGCACUAAGGAGAAAAGGCUGUUGGCCAUUACAAUGGCAGUCACUGCUGCCAGCGGUCAGGGAAUUGGGAAGAAUUCCAGCACCAUAGGAAGGAGCCAAAAGGUUGCCUUGCAUGUUUCUGGUCACCUCUCCAAUCAAAAUGGGAAGCGUCAGCCUCAAAUCCUACCCUCAGUCAAAUAUUAGAAUGACAAACACAUCAAGAACAGACAUUGUCUGUAACUCCCAAACGCUUGUCGUUCUUCUCACUGCUGCGCUCUGUUCACCCCCUGACGAUUUCCACAAUAUGUCACCAGCAUCUGCAGGCUGCACAUGUACACUGUCUGCAAGCCCUCUUCCUUCAGCACCGAUUGAUCAACCCACUAAUCUCAGAGCCCAAGGGACGGGCUAACCGGGGGAGCAGCAAGCAAGCUUGUAACAGCACAGGGCUGUAUAUCUUGUCUCGUGAGGAUCAGAUGCAAAGGAAUCCCAGCAUUUUUGCAUCCACAUAAGCGAGACCUCUUUCAAGUUAGCCUUCUUGGUGAAUCACCAGAAUGAAGGCACAUGCUCAGUUUUAAGCUUCAGCUUGUAUGGUAUCUGACAUAACAACAGAAAGAAAAUUAGCAGAUCGAAAUCUAAUGACUGCAAGAGUAGAAGGCAGCUUGCCCAACCAAAUUUUCUCUUGCCCUCCUCCCUCUCCCACUCCUUGAGAAGCUCCUCCAGUAGGUUGGAGAUGGUCUUCCUGAAUGGUGUGGACUGUACUGUUAUGUGGCUUGCAAUGAGAAGGGGAAAUCGCCUGAAAUUGGGUAGGAAAAUCCUGUACAAGCAGAGCUCUGCAGCUGCAAGAUUCCUUUGCCUGAUUUCAGGGGAUAUCCCCCCUCUCAUUCAGCCCCAACAAGACAGCCCACACUGUUCAGGUGGACUCCCAAUUCUCUGGAUAGGCUCUAUGAGGGCAUCUCUCCUAGGAGCUGCAGAUGGGGAAGAUAUUGAUUUCAAUAAAACAUUGAUUGUGUGAGGUGCCUUCUGCUUGCAAAGCCAUAGGAAUCAAUCCAAGGUGCUUAAAUAUUUCAAUCCAACUCUGUAAUUGCAAGAAAGUGCCAGGGGCUCCAUUUAGACAGGGCCAUCUAACCCAUAGGCGCUAGGGGUGCGGGGCACCCGGGCGCCAGGCUCUCAGGGUGCCAGGCUGAGAGUCCAGGGCCCGAGAGUUGAGUCCGGGGAAGAGCCUGCCCAUCGGUCGGAGCACCGUGAUGGGCUCUUCUGCUGUGCUGCAAGUUCGGGGGUGACCGAGGCAGCAAGACGCUGAGGCAGCCAGCCAGCUCCGCCCUCCUGCGCACCUGGGACUGGACAACCAAGGGGGGCGCCAGGCGGAUAUUUGCACCCUGGCGCCACAUAUGCUUAAGAUAGCCCUGCAUUUAGACAUGAUAAAGACCUACAGUUUAUAGUUACAUGAACAAGCCUCAGGCUCAUCAGACGCUUUCCUAAAUUGUGUUCACUCUGAACUGUGGUUUACCGAAAAAAGCCAGCUGCAAAACAUUGCUUAUGAAGAUGCUUUUCAAUAAACCAUAGUUAUAAUUAACCACAGUUUAGGGUUUGGACUCAGUGCUAACUGCAGUUAAUUGAAAAUGGCUUCCAGUCGCCUCGCAGUUGCUCCAUAGGCAUCCAGGGAAGGGGCGGAGCCUCCUGUUUCACCACGUGAGGUGAAACUUUCUGGUAAAAUGCUACUUUGUAAAGCUAGGCCUCAAAGACAGAACAUGUGCAGAUAAGCAGCAUGUGGACAGGCACUUGAGUAAGUUUCACAACUCACAGGGUGCCAGACAGCAACUGGCUGAUGGCAACCACUUAUCCUCUGUGUAUUUUUCCUCAAGAAAGCUUAAUUUCCUGCCCUAUGCAGCAACUGCCUGCUUUGAGAGCCUCAGGACCAAAUCAAUGUGUGUUUUGCCUCCUGAUGUUCUCUCCCCUUCUCCUUUCCACCUCUGGCAGCUGCCUUCACCCUGACCACCUACGUUAUUAAAGCCGCCAUGCGAUGCUUCCAAUUUGUUCACGGCACGUUCUAUGGGCAGCUUGAAUCACCUGGCGCAUGGCUUACGUUGUAAUGACAGCAUUAAAUGUCUUCUGACAGAGUCUCACAAAACUGGCACUCAAAUCUAGACGCUUAAAUUAGAGCCCAUCUUAAAUAACAGCGGGAAAGGAGCAGUCUUCCUCCGCAUGAGAUCAGCAAGGAGGAGAGCUGCCCAAAGGAGGUCUGCUUUGUUACGAGCUGAAAAUGCACAAUUGUAGCACAAGAUUAUGGUGGAAAGGUGAAUAAGGACUCUGAAGACCGUAGCAGAAAGUGGAGAAGAUGGAUGUUAUCAUGGACUGAACGUCUUAAAUAGUUUUUUUUUGGGGGGGGGGGUUGUAAUCAACAGAUGGAAAAUUGGAAGUCCUUUUAUCUUUUUUAAAGGUUUCUUUUCUUUUGUCUCUUUAUUUCCCCCCACCCUUUCUCUCUCUUUCCUUUCUUCUUCUUGUUUCUUUCUUCUGGCCUUUAAUUUGAAUUCAGCCUGAUCUUUUAUUUCCCUUCUCUUCCCUCCCCCUCCCCUUUUAUGAAGAUCACCCGCUCUGAGACCCCACAGCUAAUUCUCCCCUGGCCUCCUCGCUGGCCCAAGUAGGACUAAUUCAGCCAGCUAGCCCUGGUGAUUAUCUAAUGCUUAUUUCCCCUAAAUUGAUUUCUGAACUUUGAAUUUUAUUGUUAUUCAUGUUUUUAUACUGCAUUUUAUGCUGCUUUUACAAUUAAGUGUUUUAAAUUUGUUGUUAGCCGCCCUGAGCCCGGUUUUUGAGCUGGGAAGGGUGGGGUAUAAAUAAAAAAUUCUUCUUCUUCUUCUUCUUCUUCUUCUUCUUCUUCCUCCUCCUCCUCUUCCUCUCCCCCCUCCUUCUGUUAGUUUCCCCUCUUUGUAUCUUCCUCCCCCCCCCCAGGGGUCCUAUGCUUUGGUCCUUUUUUAAGGUCCAGGAAUUGUAUACUCAUGGGGGGUGGUAGAUGGUUGAUGGAGGGACCCUAAGUUGGUAGCAGCCUUCUCUCUUUCUCUCUCUCUCUCUCUCUCUCUCCGAACUGUGCUUCGUGUCCUCUCCCAUGACACCUCUCCUUUUUCCUGACAUGAUUUUGCUGAUGGGUGAUGGAGGACAAUGACCGCUCCCCGCUUAAAACGGGGGGCGCCCUUUGCGUGGACGCGCGCAGCCCCUAGAUCUGGAGCGGCUCCAACAGCAUAGGCUUGGUUUGCCUUCCCUCAGGUGGGAUACCUGGAGGUCUCCGCCUACCUCAGUCAGUUGUCCAAUCCCACCUGGGGAAGCGUUUCCAAGGAGACCAGGCCAGGUAGGGGAGGGAUUACCUGCCCACACAAUAGAGGGAGGAUCUUACCUGGGAAUCCUCACUUGGCUCCAGAGCUUCUCCCACCCUACCCACCCUCAGUUAAUGUCUUAUUUGCAGGUUAACUUUUCUUCACAGGUUUUGCAGGUUAACUUUUCUUCGCAGGUAUGCGGGCGCUGCUACGUUAAGGUCGCUGUUAAAGGGCCGGAAAGGAAUUUCCCUGCAUUGGCAGGUUUCGCCUUUCCCGUAGCAAAACGUCACAACUUUGGCGGUAUCAGGCCUUGGGCGGAAUCCUUUAGUCCAUCUUCCUCUUUGCGGCGGCGAUACCAGGGUUCCCCGUUAAAGGGGUUUCUGAAGGGAGGCUUUGACCGUACGCUGAAAGUUCGUCGUCACUGCUCUCCCCUGCGGCGGCGGCGUAACGGGGGCGGCUAUCUCUGCUUGAACUUAUGUUCUCCAGAGCCGGCCCAUCCCCCCCACACACACACUGGAUAACCCUGAUGCUCCCAAGGUCCCCGGCUGGGGACUGGGGAGGGAGAACGCCCAAUGCCUGAGCCAAGGUCUACCCACAUUUGAAAUUUAAUAAAGUUGUGGCCAAUUUAAUCCCAUAGCACGUUGUCAUGAGUCGUUAUUCCACAUGACGGGGGGACCGCGCGGGAUCUGGGGACUCCGCCUGUCCACGCAAAAGAUGGGAAGAGGUGCACUGAAGGGGCUCCAUAAGUAGGAAGGAAGCAGGUGCUGCUAGCUGCGCCCCUGAGGUGGCAUCCUCCUUUGGGCUCCAGCCCCUCAGGGUCCCAGGCUUGUGGCACACCUGUACACCUGUCAUGUGCAUAGACCUGGGCCUACACAUCCCUUUUGCAGAUGUCCAUGCUAAACAUGUGGAUAUCAAGAGAGUGUGGCUAGCAAGCAGGAGUGUCUUGGUGUCAGGCAGGGGCAGGGCCUAUGGCAAGGGACUCGAUUUCAUAUAUACAGUGGUACCUCAGGUUAAGUACUUAAUUCGUUCCGGAGGUCCGUUCUUAACCUGAAACAGUUCUUAACCUGAAGCACCACUUUAGCUAAUGCGGCCUCCUGCUGCCGUGAGCACGAUUUCUGUUCUCAUCCUGAAGCAAAGUUCUAAACCUGAGGUAAUAUUUCUGGGUUAACGGAGUCUGUAACCUGAAGUGUAUGUAACCUGAAGCGUAUGUAACCUGAGGUACCACUGUAAUACACAAAGGAGGCUGCAGUCUUCCAGAAAGACACAUGAAACAUGUCUCUGCGCAACUUGGGAGAGACAACUUUCCAUAGUACCAUAGUGUAGGGGGAAAGUAUCGCCCACCCCUAUGGCUGUUGGCAUGCAAUGGGGAGGGUGAACAGGUCUCUCAUUCUUCCAGCCUUAGGUUCGCCUCUCCACAUUUCUACAUCAGUUUUGUUUUGUUUUAUAAAGGCCUCCUGAAAAUUCAGCAGCAUUUUGGUAUGCAAUCUUGCCUAAGGUACAGUUUCACAAAGCCUUUCACCCUUAUGUAACAUGUUUUUGUAUGUUGUUUUCACUAAUAUAUGCAUUUAUUUAUUUUUUGCACGCUUUACGCUAAAUUCAAAGGUUGGCGGUCCUUGAGUUCCCGUAUUGCUUUGGAAAAUGCAGAUCCUGUAACUUUGCAUUUAAAUAUGAACUGAAUUCAACUUCCCCUCUCUCCCUAGUCAUGCAAAUCCAAGUGAUGCAGUUAACAAUGUGAAAGCAGGAGCGUAAAAAGGAAAGGAAAGGAAAUGUGAAAGCAGAACUAGAUCUGGAUGAAAAAGACAGAGCUACUCUCAGAAACUGCAUCCUCCCUUCCCCCGUGGAAUAUGUAGGUGUCAUGAUGGACUAAUUCAGCCCAAGAUCCCAGCCUUACAGAAACCAUUUUAUGCAAGCUUUAACUCCCCUUGGUUUGUUUAGCAGGGGACAGGACAGGCAUGAGGCAGGCCUCUUCCAAGCAAGCUCCAAUCUGUUUCUUUUGUGUUUUUCUUCUUUUCCAGGGAUAUAUAAAGGACACUGUUUUCGAAUUAACCACUUCCCUGAAGACAAUGAUUAUGAUCAUGACAGCUCUGAAUACCUUCUCCGUAAGUGAAGUAUCCAGCAUCUUAAUCAUUGCCAUUCUAACUCCAUCUUAAAUCAGUUUUAUACACUGAAAAUGCAUAAAGGAACAAACCUAAGUUGUUGGACUUUUCCCAGAUGCCCGCAGCACUGAAUGGGAAUAGGAUUUCAAUAACUUGGAGUAAAGGUAAAGGGACCCCUGACCAUUAGGUCCAGUCGUGGCCGACUCUGGGGUUGCGGCGCUCAUCUCGCUUUAUUGGCUGAGGGAGCCGGUAUACAGCUUCCAGGUCAUGUGGCCAGCAUGACUAAGCCGCUUCUGGCGAACCAGAGCAGCGUACGGAAAUGCCGUUUACCUUCCCGCCGAAGCGGUACCUAUUUAUCUACUUGCACUUUGACGUGCUUUCGAACUGCUAGGUUGGCAGGAGCUGGGACAGAGCAACAGGAGCUCACCCCUUCGCAGGGAUUCGAACCGCCGACCUUCUGAUCGGCAAGUCCUAGGCUCUGUGGUUUAACCCACAGCGCCACCCGCAUCCCUUUAAUAACUUGGAAACAUGCGACUAAAUAUUUGCCUGGCUACUUUUAAACAAGGGGCAAAUGGGGCUCGUCAACCUGGGAAGGUAGGUCAUCUAGGAGAAGGAAAACGGGCCCUAAAUCUCCUCUGUGUUGUGGCACAUCUUCAGGUAAAGAAAAGGCUAAGAAGUAAACCCUACACAAAUCCAGAGUGGAGUCCCUAAGACGGUUGGAUGGUGUCUGAUAUGUCUCCUUCCAGCAACUCCUGCAGCCAAGCUGGUGCCAAACGUAUUGCUCUGCUUUCCUUUGAAGUGAGGCCGAGACGGAGGUCUUGUUAUCUGGGCAGCCCAGGAGCUCCAUAAACACUGCCCAGGCUUGCGCCCCAGGGAGGUCACUUAGGGCUUCACCCUGGAGGUGCACUCCAUUGUUUCUCGAGACAGAUGGAGGGCAACAGAUUUAGAACAAUACGCAUCAUUCACCCAUCACUACUACCUCUGUCUCUCCUCACAUAAUGUUGUCUGUUUAGUCUGGUCCCCAGAUUUCCCUCCUGCCCUUGUAUGAAGUUUCCCCCUCCCCGAAAUAUCUCCCUGAGUUCAUAGUAGCAUUCUUUGCGCCUACUAUUUCCUCCCAAGUUUCUGCUCCCACCAUCCUUCUUUCCCUCAAAUCCUUGCUUCCACAUGGCAAGUUAUUUCCCGGGCCAAACAGAUUUUUCACUUCCCGCACAGAUUUGUUAAAUAUUUUUUCAGCAUUCUGCCACUGACAGCUUCUGCUGGAGGAGAUAGAAUGUUUGUGAACAUUCCACAACACCCUAGAAGCUCGACUUUUUAUAAAUAAGGUAGGAGGAAAGGAUAGCAGUUGAUAGCAGAUGUCAUUUUUUAAGCUAAUUGUAUACAAUAGUUACAGCUCCCAUAAUACCGAUGCCCCAAGAGAGCACCAAAGGCGCUUGGAAGGAGGGGGAUAAUAAACAAUGAAACUGAAAGAUGUCCAGAUAAAUUGUAACAACUCUAAUUGUGUAUCCAAGUUAGGACAGUUACCAAAUAAUCUACUCCAUCUCCUUAGCUGCUUAAACUUGUGUGAAUGGUGAAAUGCAGUCCUGUUUAUUUGUUGCCUUCUAAUUCAAGUUUAAUAAUGAGAGUAAGAUGCUAAUUAACAAAAAAUAUAUAAUGGUCAUUUUCUGUCUUGCUUGGAUCUGAGGCUAUAAGUGUAUGGGCAAUGAUAUGAAGGGAAUAGCAUGCUGUGUCAUAAAACUGAGGAUAUUGAGGUGAAGAGACAUAUAGCACACAGAUCAGCAACCAGUUUGGCCUUGGGCCACUAGUCCUUAUGAAUGCUGAAAAACAGAACCACGUGCUUUCAUUAUGCUUUCAAAUCACUCUUCCGAAUUCAAGAUGAAAGGAUAGGACAAAAACUGAAUUUUAAAGCGGAAAAAGAACAAACUCUCCUGCCUGCAGAUAUCCUAUUAAAUUCCACAUGUUCCAGUCAAUAACUGCAGUAAAAACUGCCACUUAAGUACAACCAGAAAGACUAUUCUUUUGAAACAGGGGAAAAAUACGUUUAGAAAAUUAGAGAUUCCCUAACUCUAAUAUUCUCCCUUUUCCAUGCCAAUUGAUAUAGUGCACAUGUUGAGCAAUGGGAGAACAUUUGCCUUUCCUACAAAACAUCCAGACUCAACUCAAGUUGAUACCAGGUCAGCUGAGAGUAAAUUUUAAUUUUAAUAAUAGGAGCAAAAAGCUAUCAAAUUUUGAUAUGUGCUAGAGAAAGAUGGUCGUUUCUUCAGAAAGCUUAAAAGCAGUAAGAUAAGAGGCAUUAAAAGACUAAUUUUCCUGUUCGUUAAAAGUCUUCCAACGUCCUCUUUCAUCUAUCUACAAAACAAUUAAAGAUGAAUCACAACUGCAACGCCUAGCUGAUUCUCUUUUCGGGCACACAAUGGCCACCAUAGAUUCUAACAAUUUAUUCUCAUCAGUGUACUGGAAUAGACAUUCAUUAUGCACAGUACCUAAAAGCAGCAAGUUCUGUACUGUAAAAGGCAGGAGCAGGUCCUUUUAGUUUAGCUAGGCCAUAUAUUAAAACGAAAACAGAAUAAUCAAAGUACAGUUUUAUGAAAUUAUUAUUUUCUACAGCAUAGUCAUUCCGCUAUUAUCUCUGAGGACCAAACUGGGUAUGACAUCUGUCUCACAUACUUAAACUUAUGCCGCAUACAAUCAAUCUUUACUUUUUAUACACUGAAUAGCUAAAUGAGGGGAGGCGACCAUGUUGUGGGGCAGAGAAUCAGAAUGCUCCCGCCCCAUGGACUUGUCUAUUUGUGAUGGGAGAAGAGCUCCUAUUGGCCCUAGACCAGGCAUAGGCAAACUCGGCCCUCCAGAUGUUUUGAGGCUACAAUUCCCAUCAUCCCUGACCACUGGUCCUGUUAGCUAGGGAUGAUGGGAGUUGUAGUCCCAAAACAUCUGGAGGACCGAGUUUGCCUAUCCCUGCCCUGGACACUGAUCAGUGGAUUACAGUCUCCUUAUAAUGUCAGACCUGGCACUAGGCACUUGCAUCCAGAGCACAAAAUUGCUAUGUAAAGGCCUUGACGCAGUUUUCCAUUUACUAUUUCUUGUAUUAGUUUACAAGGUCCUUAACAAUUUGGGUCCAGGAUACUUUCAGGACCACCUGACUCAUUACAUCCCUGCCGGAUCACUGAGGUAUUUGGGGGAGUCACUGUUGGGGAUCCCCCCCCCCCACGGCUCAGUCAUAGCUGUUCAGGUUUGCAUGAGUCAUAGCUGUUCAGGUUUAUGGAAUUCCCUUUAGCUGAGGUCAAAUAGCCCCUCUCCUCGCUGAACUUCACUUAUUUUAUUGCAGCGGGCAGUAUAACUGAAUUCUGAUUUUCUAGUUUUAACCAAUUUUUAUCUGUGGACUCAGCUACAUUAGCCAUGCUACAACGCUAUAACUGCAUUAUAAGCAUGCUACACCAGAUGGUGCCGUAGAGCACAAAACUUUGUCUACGCAGUUUUACAAAGAGGUGGUCCCCCCCCUUUUGUUAUAAUGGUUUAAUUCGUGACUUAUUUAUAGUGGGGCUUUCCCUGAGUGUAGAUCCAGCCUGUAUUGCAUUGAGUAACUCAAACACUUCUUGGGGACAACUGCAAUUAAAUGCCGUGUCAAAAUCCAUCAAUAAUGCUGGAAUAAUGCACAGGUGGAACAUUCUUUCAUUUUUAUAAAUCCAUAUUAUUUGUAAAAUGAUUGUUUCUAUGAGUUAAUACUUUACUAUCCCUUUGGAGCUGUCCUGUUUCUUUGCAUUUUUGUUCUUCCAGGCGCUGACCCUUUGUGGUUUAAAAAUCUGAUUCUUUGCUUUCUUUCUUGGCACUUUUUUGGGGUUAACAAAUCAAUAAAAUCUUAAGCAAAAAUCAAUCAAUGCUUCUAGCUAAAUAAAACCACCAGUGGCAGGUGGAGCUGUGGUUCAUAUGUGCACAGGAGCAUAAGGAAGAUAUUUUCGUGCCCAAAAUACAUCUGGUGAUGGGUUUGUUUCCAAGCAAAUGGCUCUCCGUUCCCUUGCCUGCAGAAAGAUUCGGCCAACAUUAUUGCAAUGUUGCACUGUGCUUAUUAGACUGCAGCGUGAUAUCUGAAGGAGCCUGAGUAGAAGAGAUGAUAGUGGACAUCAUGGAGACUGAGGCCAAUUGCUUCUUUGUGGUAUACAGCAGGUGCAGCUACACUGAAAACAAUCUUCUUUCAAUUGUGACCAGCCUAUCACUGGCUUUAAAGAGCUACCUUAGCAAGCCUUGAUCGCUAAUCUUGCCUUUUCGUUGUAGCCUGGAAGCAGAGUGGAAUGUGCAGCUGCCACAUUCUGCCACAGAUGUGUAAUGUACACCAUAAGCUUUACUGGGACAUUUACUGGAGUGUGAUUUGCGCACACACACACACCAUGUCAUUGGCCAUCGAUACAUACUAAAAUAUCUGCCCUGCAGCUGUUUUUAGAAGAUGUUAGCCGGUAAUAUGCAACACACACACACCAUGCGCACACAAGCAAGAACUGCAAACCAGGAUGGGGAACCCCAGUUGUGGUUGUGGCCCUCAUCAUCCCCAUGGAAAACUGGAGCAUUUAAACUGCAGGAGUUAUGGGUUGCUUGCAGAACAGGAACACGGCUCCAUGUUUCUGUACCCUCUUCCCAAGAGGCAUAAUGAAUAAGUGAUUCUAAAAUGUUUGCAAGAAGGAGGAAUGGAGGAGGAAGGGCUCUCUUUACAUAUUCUGAUGUUUUGACGUUUUAUUACCAGUAAGGAGAAACAUGUCAGUGCCACACAUCUGAGUUACUUGUGAGCUGAUGUAGACAGACUCAAAAGAUUGAAUUACUAUAAGAUUCAGUCAGGAUCGGGGUUCAGAAUUUUGCAUCAGCGCUCACAAAUCCUUUGUCCCCACUCACUCCUGGUAUUUGGACACACUCCUGUUGCAUCCUGGACUUUAUUUUUCUCGUAAUUAUGUAUGUGCCGCACGCAGAGUCACAACCAGAAAGCAAUUACUACUAUUAUUAUAUUUAUUAAGUACCUAAAACCUCCAGGUGCCACACAAAGAUUAAAACAGUUAAGCGGGAUUGCCCGGAGGCUCACAAUUCUGAUUUCCAUCUCUUGCACAAACGUUUUGACAGCCGUUAUAAUACUUCGGGGGCCCUUAACUCCAUCCUUCAGGACAAUUUUGAUAUGACGGGAAUAUUAAACAUGGUUGAACAUCCCAACAGUUAUUAGUAGCAGAAAGCAAUGGUGUCUCUCUCACACUAUCCGUAGGAAGGUUUACCCCAGCCAAUGCAAUUGUCUAAUACCACUGGGUGAUAAGAAAACCGCAGCCAACAGACUUGUUUCAAAUGAAAUCUCCACCACUGUUAAUCCGUUUAUGCAAGCGACACGUAGGGUAUUUGCUUUGGGUCAUGAAUAUGAGCCCUAAGGGCUCUCUGGUUGACAGACAACCUGAUUAUAAUGCAAUAUUCAGACACAAAACCAAUGUACAGCGGAUCACUGGGCUGCUUCCUCUUAGGAUGUUUGACCAUUUACAAUAUUUAAAUAUAGCCAUGCUGUAUUUAGAAAAUAUAUCACCUGUGGAAUCUUAAUUCUGGUGGCCCUUUGUAGAUUUCAGCCUCUGUGUCCCUCGCCAUGACAGGUGUAACUAAAUAUCUAUGAUAUUCCUUAGCAUGCAUAUCCUGCUGUGUUGCUACCAGAGGGUCAACAGAAUUAUCGUUGGUAUUAUCACACACAGCAGUUGCCAUCUUUCUACAUAACGAUCGAGGCAUAAAAUAGCCCUGUAGCCAAACUAGCCCAAGGCCAUUUUCAGCCAUUUUAUGGUACCCUUGGGCCUUGUGUGCCCAAUACAUUUCCACCCCGGUUGCAGAGCCAAGAUGUGAGUGUGGCUUAGCCUCCGGGUAGUUGUGCGCCUUCCACUGAUGUACUUCACCUGAAAACCAGUGAGCAUUUACCGGGGUAAGUACAGCUUGCCCUUUAGGAUAAUAGACACAAAGACUCCAAUUGCCCCAUGGUAAAAUCCACCCAAAAGAACGCUGUGAAAAAGCGGCAGAAUAUCCUCAGGAGUAUUGAUCCCUCUUGUUAUGGUCCCAUUCCUAGGCUUGAGAUAUAUUUUCUCUCAUCCUUCAAAGGAUGCUGUCUUGCCCUCUGCCACCUUUUCCCGUAUCAUGAAUCCUCACUGCAAUUCAUUCUCUCUGGCUUUCUCUCUCACACAAAUGCAUUCUCAUUCUCCCUCCCUCUUUCUUUGCCUCCUCUUUGGUCAUCUCCAGUUCCUUUUGCUUUCAGCCUUUGAGCAGGUAAAGGACCCCUAGACAGUCAAAGGUGAUUAUGGGCUGUGGCACACAUCUCGCUUUUCAGGCCAAGGGAGCCGGCAUUUGUCCACAGACAGUUUUCUGGGGUCAUGUGGCCAGCCUGACUAAACUGCUUCUGGCACACAGAAGACCAUGACAAGUGCCAGAGUGCACCAAAAUGCCUCUAAACACACACACCAUCCUCAUGCUUCCAUGCCCUCCAACAUGCCUCAGAUGAAAAUAAUAAUAAUAAUAAUAAUAAUAAUAAUAAUAAUAAUAAUAAUUUUAUUUAUACCCCGCCCUUCCCAGUUCAGAAAACCAGGCUUAGGGCGGCUAACAACAAAUUUAAAACACUUAAUUGAUGCAACAAAAAUAUCAUAAAAUACAGUAUAAAACAUGAAUAACAAUAAAUUCAGAAUUCAAAAAUCAAUUUAGGGGGGGAAAUCCAUCCAAUAAACAUCAGAUGAUCACCAGGGCUAGCUGGCUAAAUUAGUCCUAUUUGGGCCAGCGAGGAGACCAUCGGAGAAUUAGCUGUGGGAUCCCAGAGUGGGUAAUCUUCAUAAAAGGGGAGGGGGAGGGAAGGAAGGGGAAUAAAAGAUGAGGCUAAGUUCAAAUUGAAAGCCAGGCAGAAUAGCUCUGUCUUACAGGCCCUGCGGAAGGAGGUUAAAUCCUGCAGGGCCCUGGUGUCAUGGGACAGAGCAUUCCACCAGGUCGGAGCCAUCACUGAGAAGGCCCUGGCCCUGGUGGAGGAUAAUCUGACUUCCUUAGGGCCCGGGACCUCUAAACUAUGAUUAUUCACGGACCUUAAGGUCCUCUACGGGGCCCUAAGCCACAGGGACAUUUCUCACUCCCCUGCAACCGAUCCCCCUCGACCUCCCAUUCUUUGUGGUCCCACCUCCCCUGCUGCCACCGCAGAGCAAUUUCCUAUCAAAAGAAGGGCGAGUGCCACCACCAUUUCACCAACAGGACACCGCACACAUGCCCUCCGCUGUCCUGACAAAUAGAAAGGGGCAAUAUGCAAUGCGAACGCACAAAGCAUUUUUUAAAAAUCAAGACUCCUUAUGCUCCACUCCUCCUUUCUUCGUGCCAAGGGCGAUCCUGCCCCUCAGAGCCAGCGUGUCAUGUGGGGCUGGGCCUCAGCGGCAGCGGCCUUUGCUGCUGUUCACCCGCUCUCUAGUAGCCAAGGGAGGAGGCCAGCAGCAGUGGCCAAGGAGAGGCAAUGGGGAUCUUCCCUCACAGCGCCAGGUCAUCCCUUUUCCUGAGCUCGGCGGAGGCAACACUGGCGGGGAAAAUAGGGGCAUUGCAGGAUCAAAUCCGAAGCCAGGACGGCUUUCGUAAUUCCAGGGCUGCCCCUGGAAAAUCAGGGCAUUUGUUCUGUUCACUGAGGCAGAAAGGAUCUGGCCUUAAAAAUAAAACACCGAAAUAAGAGACUGGAUAGAAUUACCGUAUAUUUUGCUCUAUAAGACUCACUUUUUCCCUCCUAAAAAGUAAGGGGAAAUGUGUGUGUGUGUUAUGGAGUGAAUGCAGGCUGCGCAGCUAUCCAGAAGCCAGAACAGCAAGAGGGAUUGCUGCUUUCACUGCGCAGCGAUCCCUCUUGCUGUUCUGGCUUCUGAGAUUCAGAAUAUUUUUUUUCUUGUUUUCCUCCUCCAAAAACUAGGUGCGUCUUGUGGUCUGGUGCAUCUUAUAGAGCGAAAAAUACAGUAAAAAAUAGAGAACAAAACGAAUCUGUGUAAGUAUGGACCUAGCAACAACUGAGGAACAGAUGAUCCCAGUUACGGUUCAGAAAGGAAUUGGAGCAGCGUGGGGCACACACAAAAGACGCACAUGCACCAAAUGCUCUUUUUGCAUCUUCAAGCCCAAGGUGUUCUGGCUUUGUUACUUUUGCAGAGGAGAUGAAUAGAGAGGGUGCAGGGAGAUUCCAGGACAGCUGUCAUAUAGUCAGCGAGCUUGAUUAUCUACAUUCACAUGUAUCAAGUGGCAGCUCACAGUCAGUAGCCCUGCUCAUACAUUUUUCAUGCCUCUUCCCUGCAUUAAUUUGUGGGUUAUUCUUUAUAACCUCUCUAGCUGGAAGCUUGCCAGAAUAUGUUUCCACACAAGGCGGCUUUGGAAAGCUGAUUAUGGUAAUGACCCCAAAUUUUCCGGCAGAAAUGGCAGAGUGCAUUAGAAAGACUAAACGGGAGGCGCAUUUCCCCUUGUGGAGACUCUCCAAUUAUUACCCUGGUCGUUCCCCUCAAAAGACCAUGUUUAUCCAAAAACUGUAUCAGACUUUUAAACUUCUGUUGAUGCGUCUACCGUGAAUUCUUUCAACAUCCUCUCUAACGCUUCUUUUGCAGAUUUGCCAUUUGCAGCUCAUUUUAAGGUAGUCAGUGUUUCAAGGUGUGUUUAAUACAUUGUCUUUGGUUGCCUUGGCAAUACGUUUUAAAGGAUGGGGUAUAAAUCUUAAUUAUAAAUAAAUGGUCCACAGGGAUAGCUGUUAACAUUUCCAAUUGCCACAAAAGCGCUUCUGCUGCUUCUUCCUCCUUUUUUCCCCGUAAGGAAACAACAAAGUUGAUAAAUCAUCUCUUGUGCUUUUUCAUUUCUCUCCUCCCCGGGUUUCAGGUAUUGUCCGGGCCUCUAGCGUGUUUCCGAUUCUAAGCACAGUAUUACUGUUGCUGGGAGGGCUCUGCAUCGGAGCUGGGAGGAUUUAUAGCAGCAAGAACAACAUUAUCCUCAGCGCUGGGAUUCUUUUUGUUGCAGCAGGUAGGUCAUCAUUUAUUCAUUUUAUUGAUGAAUCGCUUCCCACGAAACGCCUCAAAGCGAGUUAACAAUAGAAGAAAGCACGAUUUCUGUAGGCCAAUGAAGAUUAAAAGCUAGGAACGGAAAUCUCCAGUUAAAAGGCUUGUUGGAAGAGGAAGGUAUUCGAUACACUUCAAGAAAAGGCAACAAAGAUGGUGCCUGUGUCAUAAGUAAUGGGGGGCGGAGGUCCCAAAGGGCGGGUGCCGCCACACUAAAAAUCCUCUCCCUGUAGCAAAGGAUCCCUGAGGAGAUUGUAUCUUUAGACAGCCCUUUCCUGCAUCAGUUGGGUGAUCAUCCCUCAGUGAUCAGCUGGGUUUGUAGGGAGUGAGGGGAUCUUUUGGGUAUCCUGGUCUCAAGCUGCAUAAGGCUUUGCAUACCAUCACUAAUGCACUGAAUUCAGUCCAGGAACUAACUGGCAGAAAUUAUUAUUAUUAUUAUUAUUAUUAUUAAUGUUAUUAUUUAUACCCUGCCCAUCUGGCUGGGAUGUCCCAACCACACUGAGCGGCUUCCAGCACAUACAAGAACAUAAUAAAACAUUACACAUUAAAAAGCUUCCCUAUACAGGGCUGCCUUCAGAUGUCAUCUAAGGGUUGUCUAGUUACUCAUCUCCUUGACAUCUGGUGGGAGGGCGUUCCACAGAGAGGGCACCACAGCCGAGAAGGUCCUCUGCUUGGUUCCCUGUAACCUCAUUUCUUGCAGUGCGGGAACCGCCAGAAGGCCCUCGGAGCUAGAGCUCAGUAUCAGGGCUGGAUGACGGGGUGGAGACGCUCCUUCAGGUAUACAGGGCCAAAGCUGUUUAGGGCUUUGAAGGUCAGCACCAACCCUUUGAAUUGUGCUUGGAAAUGUACUGGAAGCCAAUGUAGGUCUUUCAGGACAGGUGUGAUAUGAUCCCAGACUGGCAGUCACAUUCUGGAUUAGUUGUAGGUUCCGAGUCACCUUCAAAGGUAGCCCCAUGUAGAGAGCUUUGCAGUAGUCCAAGCAGAAGAUAGCCAGGGCAUGUACAACUCUGGCAAGACAGUGCACAGGUAGAGGCAUACCAGAUGGAGCUGGUAGACAGCCGCCCUGGAUACAGAAUUAACCUGUGUCUUCAUGGACAGCUGUGAGUCCAAAAUGACCCCCAGGCUGUGCAUCUGGUCCUUCAGGGGCACAAUUACAAGUCUUUCUGCAGUGGCAUUGCAUGGUGGUGAUAUUCUGGCCCACGCAGAGUGCAUUGCUGUAGCCCAACCUGAAGCUUACCAGAACAUGGACCAAGGAGGACCUAAAAUACAUAUUUUGCCUUCCUUUUAAUCAAAGGUGUUAGAGAAGAGAAUGCAGCAGAGAAGACCAAUAACAAGUGUCUUGCAAUUACUUACUUUUUUUUCCCCUUCCCUAUUUCUUAUUAUUAUGAUGUGAGUCCCCAAGAGAAUGGAGCAUUCAGUGCAAGUCUCAAUCUCUUUUGUCUUAACAAGCAGACCACCGCAGCUCCUCAUUAGGCGAGAGCUCAGAGAUUAGAACAUCUCCCGCUCGUGCUAAAAGUGACCCUAAAUAUCAGGGUGCUUAUUAUUCUAGGAACACAUCGCUAGAUUUUUUCAGAGCACAGGACUUUUAACAUACACCGCGUGGGUGUACGAGCUUCGCCUCCAGUUGCCGGGGGCUUGAGAAAUCUCCCUGGAUAAUUACGUAACAGCAGUGACUGACACACAUAAAAGAGAGGAUGUUAUUCCUCACCGUCCCCAACAAGGUGCUUGUGCAUUUGGGCUUGGCUGUCUCCUCCGUGAUUUCCCGUGUGACACACUUUCCAAACGCAGCAGAUGGGUCACUGUUUAUCAGACGAUCUGACUGUGCCCGUUUCAUGGAUUUUCUUCGCACGGUAGUAUGGGCAGGGAGGGGCUGGGGGCUGCUUUCUGCAUUUGUAUUUACUAUGGAAAGGCAGCACGUGUCUUUGCAAAGUUUCUACAGUGAAACAUCCUCUUGGGGCCAAAUUUCUAUCCAUCCUUCCCCAGGCCAUGCUCUGACAGAUGGAGUGAGUAACAAGAAUGCAGCUCUUGCAAUAUAUGCAGAGAAAGAAAGCAGUUGAGAGUUUCUCCUGUGCAAAAGCAUCACCUUAUUUUUGAGAAGAAUUUAAGAAGCACUUUAAACAUCUGCUGUGACAGAUUCAAGAUACAGGGUUCAUUUGGGCAGCUCAAUAGCCCACAAGCCUGAUAACACCAAGAUUGCAAGUUCGAUUCCCAUACAGGGCCACCUGCUUAUUCUUGCAAUGUAGGGGACUGGACUAGAUGGCCCUUGUGGUCGCUUCCAACUCUACAAUUCUAUGAUUCCAAGCCACACAUUAUCCUCCACUAGCUUCUACAUAUCCUGCAGCCCAGUCAAAUCAGGUGGGCAGUGGCUGGAGUUGCUGGACUACAAUUUCCAUCAUCCCUAGCUAGCAGAACCACAGGGGUGAUGAGAGUUGUAGUCCAACAACAGCUGGGGACCCAAGUUUGAGAAACACUGCCUUAUAGCUUGGUCAGGCUACCUUUGAAGGUGACUCAGAAACUACAACUAAUCCAGAAUGCGGCAGCUAGACUGGUGAUUGGGAGCGGCCGCCGAGACCACAUAACACCAGUCUUGAAAGACCUACAUUGGCUCCCAGCAGGUUUCUGAGCACAAUUCAAAGUGUUGGUGCUGACCUUUAAAGCCCUAAAUGGCCUUGGUCCAGUAUAUCUGAAGGAGCGUCUCCACCCCCAUCAUUCUACCCGGAAACUGAGGUCCAGCACCGAGGGCCUUCUGGCGGUUCCCUCACUGUGAGAAGCCAAGUUACAGGGAACCAGGCAGAGGGCCUUCUUGGUAGUGGCACCCGCCCUGUGGAACACCCUCCCAUCAGAUGUCAAAGGAAAAAACAACUACCAGGCUUUUAGAAGACAUCUGAAGGCAGCCCUCUUUAGGGAAGCUUUUAAUAUCUGAAGGGCUAUUGUAUUUUAAUAUUUUGUUGGAAGCCGCCCAGAGUGGCUGGGGAAACCCAGCCAGAUGGGUGGGGUAUAAAUAAUAAAUUAUCAUCAUCAAGUGCAGGGUAUCAGUCAAGGUCUUCUUACGAAGUAGGCAGCAGGUCCUGGGAGUUGUGGGGGGAGCAGAAGUGGCAGCUCCCCAGCCUAGCCAUUCCCCUCCAUUGUGGAACAGGUGUGUAUGUGUCGUAUUCAGCCUGAGGCAUAAAGCCAACUCUUAGGAGCCGAUUAGGCAAAUGAUUAGGCAGGGCAAGGCUUACCUGGCUCCCCCAUAUUUUGUUCAAGUUGGCACCCCUGAAUGUAGGGUGCUGUCCCAUUGCCAGUGAUACAGUGAGGCUAAACGGUCAGCCUGAUUGUCUUCUGUAUGUGGAAUUGGUGUGGGGGCAACCCAGUCUACCAAAACUCAGUGUUGUCUACCCUGACAUGCUGUAGCUCUCCAGGGUUUUUUCAAGUGAGGAGUCUUUUCCAGUGCUACCUGUAGAUAAUUAUUAUUAUUAUUAUUAUUAUUAUUAUUAUUAUUAUCUGUACCCCGCCCAUCUGGCUGGGUUUCCCCAGUCACUCUGGGCGGCUUCCACAAAGACCAAAAAUACACCAAGAUGUCAACACAUUAAAAACUUCCCUGAACAGGGCUGCCUUAAGAUGUCUUCUGAAUGUCAGGUAGUUGUUUAUCUCUUUGAUAUCUUAUGGAAGGGCGUUCCACAGGGCGGGUGCCACUACCGAGAAGGCCCUCUGCCUGGUUCCCUGUAGCUUUGCUUCUCGCAAUGAGGGAACCGCCAGAAGGCCCUUGGCGCUGGACCUCAGCAUCCGGGCGGAACGAUGGGGGUGCAGGCGCUCCUUCAGGUAUACUGGGCCGAGGCCGUUUAGGGCUUUAAGGGCUGUUUAGGGACUGGGACGUUUCGCAUGCAAAGCAGGUGCUCUACCGCUGAGCUGCAGCUCUUCCCCCUGGCCUACACCUUUGCCUCGGGUACCAAAACAAACCCAGCCAAAGAUCCAGGAAAGACAGAGGCUCUCAGCCGACGUUUUGGGAUCAUCGCUGCUCUGAGGGACUAUGGUGAAAAGCAGAGAGUGGGGAAGAAGAGGAAGGGACAUAAAGGCCCUUUGCUGGAUGUUGGAAGCAUCUGGGUCACCGACUUAAGAGAAACAGCCCAGUGGGGGAAUGUGGGAAGGUUCGCUUGCGAGAUGAAAUCCUUUCAGUGAGCGGACAAUGGAUGGUUGGAGUAGAUAUCGGCAGUGCAAGAAUCAGCAGUGAAAAGACAUGUGGAGUUCUCUGGAGGAUGACUUGCAAUGUGCUUGGGAGAAGGUGUAGCCUCGUUGAGUGAAAAGCUGUGUUUUACUGCCUUUAUGUUUUUGAUUACCGUAUUUUUCCGUGUAUAACACGCCUCCGUGUAUAAGACGACGCCCAGAGGCUUUUGGGGAGGGGAAUUGCCGGCAAUCGCUCACCUCGCAGAAGCAACCAAUCGUCUGCCCAAUCGCCCGCUCAAUCGCCACAGUAGCAGCCAAUCAUCAUCAGGCCUUGCCGCAGCCACCAAUCAACCGCCCAAUCGCCGAUGACAAUCUCCUGCUCACAAAUGCCACAAAUCACCCAUCUCCCCUCUGUUUAUAAGACAUGUAUAAGAUGACCCCCAAUUUUAAACAUUUUUAACAAUAAAAAAAAUCAUCUUACACACGAAAAAAAUACGGUAAUUUUAGUAUGUAUUCUGUGCUUUGAUUGUUUUUAAUAUGUAUUUUGUGCUUUGUAUGCUGUAACUUUGUGCUGUGAACCACCUUGAGACCUGUGGGUAUAGAGCGGUAUACUAAUAAUAAUAAUAAUAAUAAUAAUAAUAAUGGGCUACCCAUGCAACAGAUUGCUGGUCCUAUAUUGCUUCACUCUGGCUAAAUCGUAUCCUUACCAACCCAAGGGCUUGUGAUGAGGAUAAUUUUGUUAUGGAAGUAUUCUCUCGAGCUGGCUAAUUUCCCUCUUUCUUUCUCCCUCUCCAGGAUUAAGUAACAUAAUAGGAAUCAUUGUCUACAUAUCCAGCAAUGCAGGUGAUCCUAGUGACAAGCGGGAUGAGGACAAAAAGAACCAAUACAAUUACGGCUGGUCUUUUUAUUUUGGAGCCUUGUCUUUCAUUGUGGCAGAAACAGUUGGCGUCCUAGCUGUGAACAUCUAUAUUGAAAAGAACAAAGAGCUAAGGUUUAAGACCAAGAGGGAGUUCCUUAAGACCACUUCUUCUUCUUCCCCUUAUGCCAGGAUGCCAAGCUAUAGGUACAGGAGAAGGCGGUCCAGAUCUAGCUCUCGAUCUACAGAGCCUUCUCCAUCCAGGGAUGUUUCGCCCGUUGGCCUGAAAAUGGCAGGUUCCAUUCCCAUGAACGAAAUCUCCAUGUACACGCUCUCCAGGGAGCCCUUGAAGAUCACCACGGCCGCAAGCUACAACAUGGAGCAAGACGCAGGUUUUCUUCAAGUUCACAAUUUCCUUCAAAAGGAAUACAACGAAGGACUUCAUAUCAACAUGGUCAACAGGAGAACAACGCCUGUUUGAAGAGGGGACCGUUUGCUUUUCUUUAAAACUACAACGCGAAGCAAAAUCCAGAUCUUUUUAUACGUGAAAAGCGUGUAUUUUUUAAACAAAAGCUCUUGCAUACCUCAAGAGAAAAAUCAUGCGGAGAGGUUGAAGAGAUUCUGAAAUGACCUGAAGAUACGGAACUAUACAUUUCUAGCUGAUUUUUAUAAUAAGCUCUUUCGAAAAAACAAAAUUUGUUUAAAGUUCUCAGUGUCACCAAAAGGGAAGAAAAAAAAAAUUAAAAUCAGCAGCUUCUUUCCCUGCACUUUUGUAGUAUGUGUAGUGUAACUUGUGAAACGGAAAACAUUUUAGCUAUUGUAAGGUUCUGAAUUUUUCAGUGUGGGCUUCCCCCCCUCCCAAUAAUGCUGUCUCUUAGUAUAAACCCAGAACAAUCACAAGCGCUGCCUAGUGCUCUUGUUUCCUUUAAGCUGACAAAAGAGGGAGGGUUUUCCCUCCCCUCUCUCUCUCCUAGAAAAAAAAAGGCAGGGUACCUGAAACCAGCAGGAGCUGUGAAACUAUAGCAUAUCAUUUUUGCUCUGGACGGAUUCGAACAUUGCAGAACUCUUGACAGGGAACCAAAUACCACAAAAGUCAUUUUGAAUCACAGUUCUGCUAUUGAGCCGGGGGGGGGGGGGAUAAGUCCGGGUUCUUAAUUAAGCUGUUUCUCUCCAUAUCAAAUCCCUGUGGAGAGUGAGUGGCUGAAGUAAGAUUUGCCUGAAAUUGGCCUGGUAAUGUGAACUUUAUUUCCCCUACUUCUCCCCCUGCCCACCAGACUGUUAAAACACCCUUUUGGAUUUUGUACAACUUUUUGGCCUAUUCACACUUGAGGAAAUAUUAUUUUUUAGAUGAGGAAGCUCUUUUUAAAAUUAUUAAUCGUAGUAAUAAUACUGUGCAUCGCCCACCCCAUCCGUUAAUGCGCACGUGGUUGAAACCGAUGGUUACCUAAAUCCAGCUUCACAAACAAGCAGGCAUAGGAGAAUCAAACUAGAAUCCCAUACAGUCAAGGGAAGAAGAAGAAAAAACUGCCUUUACUGAAUCAGAUAUUGAGCCUAUCCAGUCCUUUCUAGGGUCUUCUAGAUUCCUCCAGCUCAGCUUCUAAAAUUCCCAGCUGUUAACAUAUUGAAUCAUGUAACAAGGCAUCUAGCAUCAUUGAGCUGUAGCCCCACUUCAGUCAUCAGUGAAGUGCUUAGAGACCGCAAUCAGAAAACCCUCUCGGAAAUUACAUCAGUGGCUUAAGCAGUUAACACAGACUAGUACCGCUGCAGCUUUACUGAGGGAAAGUAGAAUCUUCCCCAUUCAGUUACUGGGCUCCCAUGCAAGGCCUUUUAAGAUCACUCUUGAAUCCUUUUGUGCUGAGUUCUGUCUCCACUUUGUAGUAAUAUAAGCUGACUCGGAACGAGGCAGUUUUAGAAACAUUCACAGAGCUAUGCUUGUUUUUUCUAUAUUGAGCUACUUUGACAGCUCAGAGAUGCCUUUUUUAAAAAUAAAAAAAUGAAACAAACUAUGACUGAAAUGAAUGUCAGGGUGGCGGUGCAUCUGAAGAGCAUAAAAAUGCCCCACCGGAUCAGGCCAAGGUCUGUUGACUUUAGAGUUCUGUUUAUCACAGGCUGGCAAUGCCAAAACUAAGGCACGGUGAAGCUAUCCCAGGUGGCUAGUCCUCAGCACUUAAUAAAUCAGAGAGGUUUCUUGCCUCUGACCAUGGAGAUUCCAUCUAGAUAUCAUGGCUGAAAGUCAUUGAUAAGACUGAUCUGCCGUGAAUUUAUCUAAUCCUUUAAAAACGAAAGCCAUCUAAACGAGUCGCUGACACCACAUUUUCUGGAAAAGGAUUCCCUGUGUCAGUUUUCCUGUCUGUCAAGAAGUGCUCUCUCUUGUCUGUCCUUAUCUAUUUUCAUGUUUAAAACAAAAAGGAAAAAAAAAGUCUCUUUGCAGGAGGGGAGAAGUAGGUUUCAUGGUUUGUUAAAAAUGCUAGAGAUCUGUUUGUAUACAUGUCUAUGCUUUCAAAUGAUAAAUUAUUACUUUCUUUGGGAGGCUUCUCUAAAAAAUUAAAUAAGGCUUAUGAUAAGGGUAGACGAAUACGUACAGAAGCAAUUUGUGUCACUCGUGUGUCAUACUUAAGUGCUUACUAUUUUAUACCUCUUCUAGUCAUUGUAUUUUCAAGUGCGAGUUCCCUGAACUUCCCCACCCCCAUUGUGUUAAUAAACUAACAAGUAGAAUUUAGUCCUCAU
Molecule: messenger RNA, 99918 nt
Organism: Podarcis lilfordi (Lilford's wall lizard)
Lineage: Eukaryota; Metazoa; Chordata; Lepidosauria; Squamata; Lacertidae
Source: the annotation of a GenBank genome assembly